Messenger RNA from Gasterosteus aculeatus aculeatus (three-spined stickleback), 91017 nucleotides. NCBI's taxonomy places the organism in Eukaryota, Metazoa, Chordata, Actinopteri, Perciformes, Gasterosteidae. The record is from RefSeq and is a predicted model, not a curated record.
CGGCCUGGAUGCCUCGGCUGGAGGAACUGCUGUGAGGAGGAGAAGAACUGAAGUACAACGGUUCUUUUCUCCUUCUGGACCUUUUGGACUAAACGCUGUGGAUAACGAGACUUGAGGCCCAGAGGAGACAGUGAAGGCAUCCUUGUGCAGACAAGGUGCCGACCAACAUGUCAACACGGGCGCCGACGUUCACGCAGCCGCUGCAGAGCGUCGUGGCACUAGAGGGUAGUGCCGCGACGUUCGAGGCUCAAGUUAGUGGUUCUCCACUUCCUGAGGUGAGCUGGUUUCGUGAUGGCCAGGUUCUUUCCUCCGCAGCUUUACCCGGUAUACAGAUCUCGUUCAGCGACGGCCGCGCUGUCCUGAGGAUCCCCGCUGUGACCGCCGCACACAGUGGGAGGUUCUCAGUCAGAGCCACCAACGGCGCCGGACAAGCCACGAGCACCGCCGAGCUCCUGGUCACCGCCGAGACGGCCCCUCCGAACUUCCUCCAGAGACUGCAGAGCUCCACAGUGAGACAGGGCAGCCAGGUGAAGCUGGACGUCCGGGUCUCCGGCAUCCCGACCCCCGUGGUGAAGUUCUACCGGGAGGGAGCCGAGAUCCAGAGCUCGGCCGACUUUGUGAUCCUCCAGGAGGGCGACCUGUACAGCCUGCUGAUCGCCGAGGCCUUCCCAGAGGAUUCUGGGACGUAUUCUGUGACCGCCACCAACAGCAGUGGACGCGCUACCUCCACCUCGGAGCUGCUGGUUCAGGGUGAAGAAGCCGUUCAGGUGAAGAAAACCAAGACCAUCGUCUCCUCCUCCCAGACAGGAGUGCAGAGGGUUGAGUCCAGCUUCCAGACAUCUGCCAUGAUGGAGAUGCAUGUGGAAGGAGGAACGUUGACUCAGCACUUAGCUCACAAAACCCCCCCGCGGGUUCCGCCGAAGCCCGCCUCCAAGUCGCCUUCCUCCUUUGUGUCCAAGGGGACGGGAGGACGGCAGCAGUCGCCUUCACCCGUCCGCCACGUGAAGGGGCCGACACCCGCCCCCGUCAGACCUGUCUCACCCGCAAGCAGACUGUCUGUCUCCCCCAUCAGACCAGUGAAGUCUCCCCUCAUGACCAGGAAACAGCUCUCCGCGUCUGCAGAGGUCCUCCCUCCAUGGAAGCAGGGAGGCUUUGUGUCUGAGGCCAGCUACGCCAGUAUGACCAGUAUGACCAGUAUGACCAGUAUGAGCAGUAUGACCAGUAUGAGCAGCGCCGCCCAGCUCCACAUGGAGAAGCACUGGGAGCAGCAGGUCAGCGCCACCAGAGAGGAUCCUGCUGCUGUUCCCACCAGAGCUCAGGAGCCGCUCGUCCCUCCCACUCUCACUGUUGGCCUGAAGAACGUGACGGUGACGGAGGGCGAGUCGGUGACGCUGGAAUGUCAGAUCAGCGGCCACCCUGAGCCCGCCGUCAUGUGGUUCAGAGAGGACUACAAGAUCGAGAGCUCCAUCGACUUCCAGAUCAGCUACGUGAGCGGGUUCGCCCGGCUGGUGAUCCGCGAGGCCUUCGCCGAAGACAGCGGACGCUUCACCUGCACCGCCAGCAGCGAGGCGGGAACCGUCAGCACCUCCUGCUACCUGCUGGUCAAAGUGUCGGAGGAGAUGGAGAGCAGAGAAGAGACGACCGUCGUCACCGAGGUCGCAGUCGCUCAGGAGAAGAGCGUCGUGAUGGAGUCAAAGGAGCAGCGGGUGGAGGAAGUGAGCUCGGGAGAGUCUGCCGCUCCGUUCUUCCUCAGGAAGCCCAGCGCACAGAAGCUGGUGGAGGGAGGCGGCGUCUUCUUCGAGUGCCAGGUGGGAGGAAGCCCCCGACCUCACGUCAUGUGGAAGAAGGGCGGCAUCGCGCUGACCACCGGAUACAGAUACAAAGUGUCCUACAAGAAGGAGACCGGAGAAUGUAAGUUGGAGAUCUCCAUGACGUUUGCUGAUGAUGCCGGAGAAUACUCCAUCUUUGUGAAGAACCCCCACGGGGAGGCCUCCGCCUCCGCCCGCCUGCUAGAGGAAGAGGAAUAUGAAGCCUACAUGAAGCAACAUGACGUGACGUAUAAAACCGAAGUGACGACCUCGGUGGUGCGAGAGCCCUCUGUGGUCUUGAGUCAGUACGAGCUGGAGCAGAGGAGGACCACGACCCCCAUGAGCUUAGUCUCAGAAACGGAAUUUCUCAUUUCUGCAUUUGAAGAGCGGAUCAUCCAAGAGGUGGAGCUCCGCAUCAUGAUGAUCAGCUACAGAAAGCUGGUGGUGGAGGACGGAGAGCUGGAGGUUACCGUGGCGGAGGUGGAGGCGGUGCAGCCGGCCUUCGAAACGCCGGUCAAAAACUACAGAAUCAUGGACGGGAUGGGUGUCACUUUCCACUGCAAGACGGGUGGAAACCCUCUGCCGAAGAUUGCUUGGUACAAAGACGGCCAACGCAUCAGAGCCGGCGACCGUUACCACAUGGAGGUCCUUCAGGAUGGCCGAGCCAGCCUCCGCCUGCCCGUGGUGCUGCCAGAGGAUGAGGGCGUGUACACCGCCUUCGCCACCAACAUGAAGGGAAACGCCGUCAGCUCCGGGAAGCUCUACGUGGAGCCGUCCGGCGCCGUGAUUCCUCAGAGAUACACACCGCAGCCGGCAAUGCAGAGGAUCAGAUCCACCUCUCCUCGCUCUCUGAGCCGCUCACCUGGACGUUCCUCCAGUCGUUCCCCCGGACGCUCUCCGGCCCGCCGACUGGAAGAGACGGACGAGGCUCAGCUGGAAAGACUCUACAAGCCUGUGUUUGUCAUGAAACCUUCUUCAAUUAAAUGCUCCGAGGGGCAAACCGCCAGAUUCGACCUGAAGGUCGUUGGCAGACCAAUGCCUGACACAUACUGGUUCCAUAAUGGACAACAAGUGGUCAACGACUACACCCACAAGAUCGUGGUCAAAGAGGACGGCACCCAGUCCCUGAUCAUCGUCCCCGCCCUGCCACAAGACUCCGGAGAGUGGACGGUCAUCGCUCAGAACCGAGCGGGACGGACUUCGGUCUCUGUAACUCUUACUGUUGAUGCUCGAGAAAGCCUGACGCGCCCACAGUUCAUUGAGAAGCUGAAGAACAUCAGUGUGAAGCAGGGCACUCUGGUGGAACUGGCUGUCAGAGCCAUUGGAAACCCGCUUCCUGACAUCGUGUGGCUGAAAAACAGUGAUAUCAUCUCCCCACACAAGCACCCACACAUCAAGAUUGACGGAACCAAAGGAGAGGCCAAAUUCCAGAUCCCAUCUUCUUCAGGCUCAGACAGUGCCUGGUACACUGCAACAGCCAUCAACAAGGCCGGCAGAGACACCACACGCUGCAGAGUCAACGUAGAGGUGGACUUUGCUGCUCCUCACACAGAGAGGAAGCUCAUCAUCACCAAAGGAACUUACAAAGCCAAGGACAUCGCCCCUCCCGAGCUGGAGCCCCUUCAUCUGCGCUACGGCCAGGACCAGUGGGAGGAGGGCGACCUCUACGACAAAGAGAAGCAGCAGAAACCACAGUUCAGGAAGAAGCUGACCUCCAUUAGAAUGAAGCGUUGUGGUCCGGCUCACUUCGAGUGUAGACUGACCCCAAUCGGUGACCCCACCAUGGUGGUGGAGUGGCUGCACGACGGCAAACCCCUGGAAGCCGCCAACAGGCUGCGCAUGGUCAAUGAAUUUGGCUACUGCAGCCUGGACUACGAAGCAGCUUACGCAAGAGACAGCGGCGUCGUCACCUGCAGAGCCACCAACAAGUACGGAGUCGACCAGACCUCGGCCACCUUGGUGGUCAAGGACGAGAAGGGUCUGGUCGAGGAAACGCAGCUUCCCGAUGGCAGGAAGGGAGCACACCGGAUCGACGAGAUUGAACGCAUGGCUCAUGAGGGAGGACCUUCGGGAGUCACCAUUGACAACGAAUUUGAGAAGACCAAACCCGACAUCGUCCUCCGUCCCGAACCAGCCAGAGUGCUGGAAGGCAACAUUGCGCGAUUCCGCUGCAGAGUGACCGGCUAUCCGGCCCCCAAGGUUAACUGGUACCUCAACGGACAACUGAUCCGCAAGAGCAAGAGAUACAGACUACAGUACGACGGCAUUUACUACCUGGAGAUCGCCGACGUCAAGUCUUAUGACUCCGGAGAAGUCAGGCUGGUUGCGGACAACCCUCUGGGCACCACCGAGCACACCGUGAAGCUGGAGGUCGAACAGAAGGAGGACUUCAGAUGCGUGCUGCGUCGUGCUCCGGACCAGAAGGCCGCAGAGGCUUCGCAUGACCCCGGAAAAAUCGGAUUUGACGUGGUGAAGGUCGACGUGUCUGCAGAGUCUGCGCAGGACAGAGAGGUUGUCAAGCUGCGCAAAACACAGAGAGUCGUUCACGAGAAGACCUCAGAGGAGUCAGACGAACUGAAGGGCAAGUUCAAGCGCAGGACCGAGGAAGGUUUCUACGAGUCCAUCUCUGCUGUGGAGUCAAGGUCCCGCAAGAGGGACGACUCCUAUGAGGAUCUGCUGAAGAAGACUAAGGACGAUCUGCUCCAUCGCUUGAAAGAGAAAGAAGAAGCUGAAAGGAAGAAGAUGGAAGAAGAAGGAAAGCUCACCAUCCCUACAAUCAAACCGGAGAGGGUCCAGCUCUCUGCCAGCAUGGAAGCACCCAGGAUCCUGGAACGCAUCACAAGCAAGACCGUCACUCCGCUGGACGAGGUUCACUUCAGGGUCAGAGUCAUCGGCAGACCAGAGCCAGAGUGCCAAUGGUUCAAGAAUGGCAUUCUGGUGGAAAAGUCUGAGCGCAUUUACUGGUACUGGCCUGAGGAUCACGUGUGUGAACUGGUGAUCAGAGAUGUGACGGCAGAGGACUCUGCUAGCAUCAUGGUGAAGGCUGUGAAUGUCGCCGGGGAGGCCUCCAGCCACGCCUUUCUGCUUGUGCAAGCCAAGACAGCGAUCAGCUUUAUCCAAAACCUGACGGGUGUCAGUGCAAAUGAGAAGGACACCAUUGUGACCUUUGAGUGUGAAACCAACGAGCCUUUCGUCAAAGUGAAAUGGCUCAAGAACAACGCGGCUAUCUUCUCCGGAGACAAAUACAGAAUGCACUCGGACAGAAAGGUCCACUUCUUGUCUGUGCUGGCGAUUGAAAUGAGGGACGCGGCCGAGUACUCCUGCGUGAUCAUAGAUGACGAGAGCAUCCGGACGAGUGCCAGGCUCCACGUUGAAGGUGCUGCCUUAGAUCUCAUCAAACACAUGGAGAACAUUGAGGUGCCAGAGACUUACUCUGGAGAGUUCGAGGUUGAACUGUCCCGCGAGGACGCCGGGGGCAGCUGGUUCUUCGGAGACAAGGAGCUUUCUUCCAGCAGUAAAUAUAUUAUAUCCUCCCGCCGAGGAAGACACUCCCUGUCCGUCAAGGACGUCAAGAAAGGAGACCAGGGGAAAUAUACCUUUGUAUGUGGCGACCUGACGACGAGUGCCUCGCUGAAGAUGAAACUGCGCCCGGUGACCCUGAUGCAGCCCUUGACCGACCUCACGAUCUGCGAGGGGGACAUCGCCCAGCUGGAGGUCCGGUUCUCCCAGGAGAACGUCGAGGGAACCUGGAUGAAGAACAGUCAGGCCAUAUCGGCCUCCGACCGCGUCCACAUCGUGAUCGACAAGCAGGUCCACAAGCUGCUGGUAGAGAACGUCACCAGAGACGACGCUGCCUCGUACUCUUUCGUGGUUCCCGCCCAGGACAUCUCCACCUCGGGGAAACUCAGUGUUCAAACCAUCGACAUUGUGGUGCCACUGAAGGACGUGUCCUCCAUCGAAGGCACUAAGGCGGUUCUAGAGGCCAAGAUUUCGGCUCAGGACGUCAUUUCGGUCAAAUGGUACCACAACGACAAACCGCUGAUGCCCAGCGACAGGAUCCAGAUGGUAGCGAAGGGAGCCAAGCAGCGUCUGGUCUUCACCCGGACCUUCGCCUCCGAUGAAGGAUGCUACAAACUGAUGGUUGGAAAGGUCGAUACCAGCUGCAGCCUGACUGUGGAGCAGGUACACAUUGUGAAGUACAUGGAGAACAAAGUGUGCUCAGAGUCCCAGAACGUCACCUUUAACGUUGAAGUGUCCCACCCGGGCAUCGACCCAGUCUGGACCUUCAGAAACCUGCAGCUCAAACCCGGAGGAAAAUACAAGAUGGAGACCAAGGGAAAAGCUCACUCCCUUAUGGUCAUUGACGCCAUGAAGGACGAGGAGGGCCAGUACAUGUUCCACGCCGGUGAAAAGACGUCCAGCGCCGAGCUCACCGUCUCCGGUGGAGCCAUCACUCAGCCCCUGCAGGACGUGACGGUAGCCGAGUCUCAGACGGCUGAGCUCGAGUGCCAAGUGGCCAACGCCAACGCCGAGGGCAAGUGGCUGAAGGACGGUCAGCAGGUGGACUUCAACGAGAAUCUGGUGACCGAGGCGGACGGGGCCGUCAGACGCCUCGUCAUCGUCAUCACCAGGCCGCAGGAUGUCGGGGAGUACACCUACCAAGUGGCCAGCUCCAAGACAACCGCCCACCUCAGGGUGGAGGCGGUGAAGAUCAAGAAAACUCUGAGGAACCAGACGGUGACGGAGACCCAGGAGGCGGUGUUUACGCUGGAGCUCACACACCUGGACGUGAAGGGAUCACAGUGGAUCAAGAACGGCGUGGAGCUGCAGAACAGCGACAAGUACCAGAUCACCUCCGAGGGCACGGUGCAGACGCUGAAGGUCAGGAACUGCGACACGCAGGACGAGUCUGUCUACUCCUUCAAGCUGGGGAAGCUGUCGGCCAACGCCCGGCUCAACGUGGAAACCAUCAAAAUCAUCAAGAAGAUAAAGGACGCCUCGUCGCUGUUGGACGGCACUGCCUCCUUCGAGAUGAGCCUGUCGCACGACGGCAUCCCCGUCAGGUGGAUGUUCAAAGGGGCGGAGCUCAAGUCCAGCGACAAGUGCAAGAUCCUGUCGGAGCGGAAGGCUCACAAGCUGAUCCUGCAGAACGUGGAGGGAGGCAGCGCGGGGGAGUACAGCGCCGUGGUGGGACACCUGCAGUGCAGCGCCACGCUCACCGUGGAGGCCCUGCGUGUCACCAAACCCCUGAAGAGCGUCCAGCUCCCAGAGACCCAGGUGGCCACGUUGGAGUGCGAGGUUUCUCACUUCAACGUACCUUCCACCUGGCUGAGAGACGGCGUGGAGAUCGAGAUGAGCGAGAAGUUUAGGAUCGUAGUUCAGGGGAAACUCCACCAGCUGAAGAUCAUGAACACCAGCAGAGACGACUCUGCAGAGUACACCUUCGUCUGUGGGAACGACCGAGUGUCAGCAACACUCACCGUCAGCCCUGUACUCAUCACCUCGAUGCUGAAGGACCUGAACGCUCAGGAGAGAGACACCAUCACCUUCGAGGUCACUGUGAACUACGAGGGCCUCACGUACAAGUGGCUGAAGAACGGCGUGGAGGUCAAGUCGUCCGACAGGUGUCAAGUCCGCAGCCGGCAGCUCACGCACACGCUCAGCAUCCGGAACGUCCACUUUGGGGACGGGGGGGAGUACCAGUUUGUGGCCGGGUCUGCCGCCUCUGCCGCCAACCUCUUUGUGGAAGCUCGUCUGAUUGAAUUCACCAAAAAGAUCAAAGACAUAAAGAUCACGGAGAAGAAGAAGGCCAUCUUUGAGUGUGAGAUCUCCGAGCCCAACACUCAGGUGAUGUGGAUGAAGGACGGCCAGGAGCUGGACGUGUCUGCGGAGAGGUACACGGUGACGGCAGAGAAGUUUGCCCACCGCCUGAUGAUCCAGAUGGUCCGCCUCUCCGACGCCGGCGAGUACUCGGUGGUGGCCGGCUCCAGCACGUCCAAGGCCCAGCUGACUGUGGAGGGCCGCGACGUCCGCAUCGCCGAGCCCGCCGAGCGGGAGCUCCAGGUUCUGGAGAAACACCGGGCCACCCUGGAGUUCGAGGUGAACGAGGACGAGGUGGAGGGCCGCUGGCUGAGGAACGGGGUGGAGAUCCAGUUAUCGACGGAGGAGAGGUUCAACUACGUCACCAUCCGGAAGCUGCACCGCCUCAGCAUCUCCGAGACCUACCGGAGUGACGCCGGCGAGUACACCUUCAUCGCCGGCAAGAACCGGAGCACCGUGAACCUCCGGGUCAACAUCCCGGAGCCUCCUCAGAUUCUCCGUCACAUGGAGCCUCAGGCGGUGGAGGCCGGUAAACCCGCCCGCUUCUCGGUUCGAGUGGGGGGCGUCCCGCGGCCUCAGGUGUCCUGGUACAAGAACCAGCAGGCCUUGACUCCAGGCUUCAAGUGUAAGUUCCUCCAGGAGGGCGAGGAGCACCAGCUGCUGCUUAUCGAGGUCUUCCCCGAGGACGCCGCCGGGUACCACUGCGAGGCCAAGAACCAGUACGGCGCCGCCUCCAGCACCGCGCCGCUCCACGUGGAAGUGUCCGAGGUGGUUUCACAGGAUUCGGCUGCCACCGUUGCCCCUCCCGUCGUCAUGACUCCCAUCGCCAGCACGUCCGCCCGCGAGGGGGAAGUGGCUCGCUUCCAGUGCCGAGUCCGAGGAGACGAUGUGAAGAUCAGCUGGUUCCACAAGGAGAAGGAGAUCAAGCAGUCAGACUUCUUCCGGAUGUCCCAGUUUGUCGACAGCUGCCAGCUGGAGAUCUCCCGGGUUUACCCCGAGGACGAGGGCGAGUACUCCUGCGUGGCCGCCAACAGCGCAGGGACGGUGUCCUGCUCCGCCACGCUCAGCCUGGACGUGACUCACGUCAGAGAACACAUUGAAGCGAAGAUCGAGCAAGAAGUCAAAGUGCCGCCCGUCUUCAGGAAGAAAAUCAUCCCUCUGGAGAUAAACAUCGGUGGUCACGCCAAGUUCGAGUGUGAAAUCGAGGAGGCUCCGAGUGUGACCUUCAAAUGGUACAAGUCCGGCAUCGAGAUCAAGCAGAGUGAGAAGUUCAGGAUCCUCAGCCGCCACACCAGUUCCUCCUUGGAGCUCCUAAACCCGAUCAAAGCCGACAGCAACGAAUACAGCUGCAAGGCUACAAACCAACACGGCACUGACAGCUGCACCGCCAUGCUCAUCGUCACCGAAAUGUACCCGCCGGUAUUUGUAUCAAAUCCAGACCCAAUGACUUUAUACGUGGGCAAACCAGCCGUGCUGCAGUGCUCACUCACUGGAUCCUCUCCUAUGGAAGUUGUCUGGCACAAGGACAACAUAGCCAUCUCCUCGGGAGGGAACUAUGUCAUGAAAUGUGAAAAGAACAAGUACUCCCUUCUCAUUAAGAGUCUUGAACUGGCUGACCAGGGAGCGUACCUGUGCAAGGCAUCCAACAGCGUUGGCACUGCUACCUUUACCACAGAGCUCAAGGUUAUCAACAAGCCCAGCUUUGUUAAGACCGUUGGGCCGGUGUCAGCUGCCGUCAACGACCCUCUGAGGCUGGAGGGCCAGGUGGACGAGGACACCGGUGUGACUAUUACCUGGACCAGGGAUGGCAAAAAAGUCCACCAGAGCAUGGAUUGCAAGCUGUCCUUUGAGGACAAGGUGGCUAUUGUUGACAUUCCCAAGUCCAAGCUGAAGGACUCUGGGAAAUAUGUGUGCACAGCCACAAAUGAGGCCGGGAGCUCGUCCUGUGAGGCUGUGGUAACUGUUCAAGAGCCCCCUGCCUUUGUUAGGAAACUGGAACCUAAGAUUACCUGGAAACAAGGGAUAGCUGCACGCUUACAGUGCACCAUUAAAGGGUCACCAGAACUUCGCAUCCACUGGUUCUGGAAUGAGAGAGUGCUCAGCGAUGGAGAGAAAUAUACAACCUCUUUAAAAAGCGGCGUUUGCUCUUUGGAGAUUAAGAACCUUGUGGUCACAGACAGCGGCACCUACACGUGCGAGGUGUCGAAUAAUGCCGGCAGCGAGAGCUGCAACACUCUUAUAGCUGUUAAAGAACCACCAUCCAUUAGGAAAGAGCUGCAGACCGUAGAGACGGUGAAGGGAGUUGCUGCUCAACUGGAGUGUGAUAUCUCAGGAACAGCUCCCUUUGAAAUCAGCUGGUUGAAAAAUAAGAAAGCCAUCUCCGGCGACCAGAAGUAUAAAAUAAUCGUCCAGGAUACCUCGUUGAGGCUGCAGAUCCAGACCUUUGAUAGUGCAGAUGUUGGAGAUUAUCAGUGUGUCGUAUCCAAUGAUGUGGGCAAAGUCACGACUAAGGCCCUAGCUAAGCUUAAAGAGCCACCAACCUUUUCAAAGAGGGUUGAGAGUGCCACGGCCGUGGUGGGAAAUACAGUGAAACUGCAGGGGACCGUCAAGGGCUCGGCUCCCAUCUCUGUUAAAUGGACAAAAGACUCUGAGGUACUCAGAGACGACGAUCCAAACAUCAAGAUUGCGUUUGAGAACAACGUUGUUAGCUUGUCCGUAACAACAGUGGCCAUCAGUCACGGCGGCAAGUAUUGCUGCCAGGCUGAGAACGAGGCCGGCCAGCAAAAAUGUGAAGCGUCCUUGACCGUGCAAGAACCCGCCAAAAUCCUAGAACCAGCAGAGUCCAUUAGUGUGACUGCAGGGGAUUCUGCCACGCUGGAGUGCACUAUCUCAGGAAGCCCAGACCUGAAAGUGAAGUGGUUUAAAGACGACAAGGAGAUGAUCAGCGGCCGUAAAUACAAGAUGAGUCUCAAAGACAAUGUGGCCACCAUGAAGAUUCUAACGGCAGAAAGAGGAGACACUUCAGAGUACAGGAUGGAGGUGUCGAAUAAAGUCGGGAAAGACCAGUGCACGUGCUCAGUCACAAUCUUGGAUCGGAUAAUGCCUCCAACUUUCACCAAGUCCCUGAAAAGGGUCGACGGUAACCUUGGUAACGACGUCUCCAUGGAUUGUAAAGUGUCUGGGUCCCAGCCCAUGACCAUAGCCUGGUUCAAAGAUGACCAGGAAGUCACACCAGGAUCCAAAUUCCAGCCUGAAUUCAAAGACAGUUCUGCUUCGCUGAGAAUCACACGGCUGGAGAAGGCCAACUCUGGAGUUUACAAAUGCAGAGCCUCCAAUUCAGCCGGCUUUAAGGAAAGCAGCGGCACGCUCUAUGUCAAAGAGCCGCCAGUGUUCACAGUGACAUCUGAGAACCAGGAUACUAUACCGGGAACCACCGUGUCCUUCAGGACAGCUUUCACUGGAACGGCUCCUUUAGCUGUAAGGUGGUUCAGAGAGGAGAAAGAGAUCACAAGCGGAGGCUCAUAUUUCAUAAAGAAAGAUGCCUCUUCGAGCUCUCUAGAGCUCAACUCUGUGAAACCCAGUGACUCCUCCCAGUACACUUGCCAAGUGUCCAAUGAUGCCGGGAAGGUGGAUUGCACCGCGGUCCUCUUUGUGAAAGAACCUCCCUUGUUUGUGACGAGGCUCGAGGCGACCAAGCUCGUCACCGCCGGCGACUCCGCCAAGCUGGAGUGCAAAGCGACGGGCAGCCCCGUGGUCACUUUCAAAUGGUUCAAGGACGAGAGGGAGAUCAGCUCCAGUCCCAAAUACACAAUGGCCUCCACUGACACAGUGGCGUCUCUGGAGAUAAUGAAGUGUGCGGUGGAGGAUAGUGGCGAUUACGUCUGUGUGGCAGCCAGCGAGGCCGGUAGUGACCGCUGCAGCAGCACAGUCACGGUCAAAGAGCCGCCGUUGUUUGUGCGUAGCAUGGAGCCCAGAGAUGUGGUGAAAGGCACCGAAAUGAUGGUGGAGGGCCAGGUCUCUGGCUCCUCCCCUUUCACCGUGUUGUUUUAUAAGAACACAAAGCUGAUCAGAAACGACAAGAGACACAGGAUCACUGUGAAGGACGACCUCAUAGCCCUGCAGGUGCUAGCCGUUGAGGCAGCAGACGUGGGCUUGUACCAGUGCACUGUUGAGAAUGAAGUGGGGAAGUCCUCCUGUGAUUUUCAAGUAACACUCAAAGAACCACCGUCAUUUGUGAGAAAACUGGAGAACCUCAGCUCCUUGGUUGGCAGCAAUGUUUCUCUGCAGUGCGCUCUGAAGGGCUCAGAGCCCAUGACCGUGUCUUGGACCAAAGACAACCACGAAGUCAAAGAGGCUGAACACGUUCGGAUCACGUACGAGAACAACGCAGCUCUGCUGCACUUCACCGGCUUGCAGAGCAAACACGGAGGCAAAUACUCCUGCCAGGCCCAGAAUCAGGCCGGGAGCCAGACGUGCUCCGCAGUGCUGACAGUCAAAGAGCCGGCCAAGGUGACGGAGGAGGCUAAGUCCAUCAGUGUGACUCAGGGGGAUCCGGCCACGCUGGAGACCCGCUUCUUGGGCACAAAGCCGCUGAAGGCCAGAUGGCUUCUAGCUGGCAAGGAGCUGAUAUCAGGCCAGAGAUAUAAAGUACAUGGCACGGACACCAGCUCGGUGCUCAAGAUUAUUAAAACUGAGAAAAGGGACAGUGGUGACUACACCUUCGAGGUGUCAAACGAUGUUGGACAAAGCUCUUGCGAGGCCACAGUCACCAUUCUGGAUCAAAUAAUUCCACCAUCUUUUACGAGAAAACUGAAGCCGACGGAAGGUAUCAAAGGAUCGUUCGCUCAUCUGGAGUGUCUCGUUUCCGGUUCCCUGCCGAUAACCAUUCAGUGGUACAAAGAUGAGAAAGAGAUGCAGACUGAUGAGAAACACAAAUGCACGUUCUUUGAGAAUGUCGCUUUUCUGGAAAUCUCCAAUCUGGACAGUAAAGCCAGCGGCAGCUAUACGUGCAUCGCUCGAAACCAAGCAGGAACAGUGCAGUGCUCCGGGAACUUGUUUGUUAAAGAACCACCAUGCAUUCUUGAAAAGCCUGAUUCCAUGAACGUUUUGCCUGGCUCCAAAGUCCAGUUUAACGUGUUGGUCUGUGGCACGCCUCCGCUGACCACCAGAUGGUUUAAAAACAAGAAAGAGAUUUUAUCCAGUGCCGACUGCUCUGUGGUCAAAGACAACACCUCAAGCUCACUGGAGCUCUUCUUCACUAAGACCUCUGAUUCUGGAGACUAUGUCUGUGAAAUACGGAACGACGUGGGCUCCACCUCAUGCCAGGCAGCGCUCUUUGUCAAAGAGCCUCCUAAGUUCACACGAACCCCGGCUCGUCUGUCCGUGGUCCGUCCCGGUCAGAGUAAAGUGUUUGAAUGCCAGGUGACUGGCACACCUGAAAUAGACAUCUACUGGUUCAGGGAAGGCUCUGAGAUCAGCCCCAGCGAGCGGCACAAGCUGCUCUUUGUUGACUGCGUGGCCACGCUGGAGGUCUGUUGCACUGAUACCAAAGACAGCGGGCUUUACUACUGCGAGGCUCGCAACGAGGCUGGCAGUGAGAGCUGCAGCAUGGAGCUCAAGGUCAAAGAACCGCCAUCAUUCAUGAAAGAGCUGCUUCCCGCUGAUGUUGUGAAGGGCUGUAGUGCCUGUUUUGAGUCUCUGUUGAAUGGGUCUGUUCCUUUUGAGAUAACAUGGCACAAGGAUGCAAAGGAAAUCAAACCCAGUGCCAAACACAGCUUCUCCCUGAUCAACAACACUGUGGGUCUAGAGGUACACAAGUGUGACGCCGCAGACGUCGGUGAAUACCAGUGUACUGUUGCUAAUGAGGUGGGAAGCUGUACUUGUAAGACCACGCUAAACCUCAAAGAACCACCAGUGUUUACCACGAGGAUUGAGAACACUGACACUGUUGUGGGUAAAAUGGCCGAGUUUCAGUGUGUCGUGGAGGGUUCUCCCACUCUCUCUGUGCAAUGGCAGAAAGAUGAGAACUGGAUCUUGGAGGAUCCAAAGAUUGGGAGAACAUUUGAGAACAAUGUGGCUACUCUCAGGAUUCCCUCCUGCGAGGUGACACACAGCGGGAAAUAUACCUGCCAGGCGGUAAACCAGGCCGGGCAGGAUAAAUGUUUUGCCACCCUGACGGUCCAAGAACCUCCUCAGAUCACAGAGAAGCCUGAAGUGAUAAAGGUUACAGUGGGAGAUCCAUUCAGUCUGGACUGUAAGGUGACGGGCUCCCCGGAGCUCACGGUCAAAUGGAUGAAAGAUGGCAGGGCGCUUCAGUCCAUCAGACAGCACAAGCUGGUCUUUGAGAACAACAUCAGCAGGCUAAAGCUUCAGUCGGCUCAGAAAGAGGACGAAGGAGAGUACGUCUUCGAGGUGUCAAACCACAUCAGCAGCUGCAACUGCAAAGUCAAAGUGAUCGUACUAGAACAAGUAAUUCCCCCAAGCUUCAUCCAGCCCCUGGUAGACAUUCAGGAGAUAUUGGGCUCCUUUGUUCAGAUAUGUUGCAAAAUAUCUGGUUCCCUUCCCAUCGCUGUGGAGUGGCAGAAAGACGGGACCAAAAUCUUUAGUGGUGUGAAACACAAACUCAUUCAGCAGGACAAUUCUGUGUCUGUUGAAAUGGAACAGCUGGAGAGAUCUGACGCAGGAUCCUACUCCUGCAAACUGACCAACGCAGCGGGGAUCUGUGAAGGCAGAGCGUCCCUCACGGUUAAAGAACCGCCCAGCUUUGUGACACCGCCCGAGUCCCAGGUGGCUCUGCCAAAUGGCACUGUGCGCUUCAAAGGCACAUUUAAGGGAACGCCUCCCUUCACGGUCAAAUGGUUAAAAGACGACUCUGAGCUCAUGGCCGGGCCCACUUGUUUCAUGGGGCUGGAGGGGCUGUCUUGCUUCUUAGAGCUCUACUCGGUGGGCGUCACCCAGAGUGGAGUUUACUCUUGCCAAGUCAGUAACGACGCCGGCUCUGUACGCUGCAGUGCAGACUUUACCGUCAAAGAACCACCCGAGUUUGUGCUGAAACUCCCUGCCGUUAAGUUUGUGAAGCAGGGAGAGUUGCUCCGGCUGGAGUGCAAAGCCAGCGGCACUGUCCCUCUGAAGGUGACCUGGUACAAACAGGACACAAAGAUCACAGACGGGGUCAACUGCAGGACAUCCUUUGUUGACACGGUAGCAGUCUUGGAACUGCUCUCUGCCGGCUUUGACGAUGAUGGAGUUUACACCUGUGAAGCUCAGAACGAUGCUGGCAGUGUGAGCUGCAGCAGCACGGUUACCGUUAAAGACCCUCCAUCUUUUGUCAAAGUACCUCAGCCAGUUGAAGGGCUGAAGGGUAAAGACGCGAGUCUGUGUUGCGAGAUGAGCGGCACAGCUCCGUUCCAGGUCACCUGGUUCAAAGACAGGAAACCUCUGAUGGAAAGCAGGAAGUAUAAGAUGGUGAGCGAGGGGAGCUCGGCCACGCUGUAUGUCAUUGGGAUAGAGUCCUCAGAUGCCGGCGAGUACGAGUGCAAAGUGUCAAACAGUGUAGGAAGUGACACCUGCCAGACGUCAGUUAGACUCAGAGAGCCGCCGUCGUUUGUGAAGAAACUGUCAAACAUGACGGUGAUACUGGGGGAGGAGGUGACCCUUGUGGCCACUGUUAAAGGCUCUGAACCCAUUACUGUGUCCUGGGUUCAAGACACGGAUCACAUUCUCAGGGACGGUGACAACAGGAAAAUCACCUUUGAGAACAACAAGGUGGCUCUUAAAGUCUUUAAGGCUGAUGCAACCACGGCAGGCAAAUACACCUGCCAACUCAGAAACGAUGCUGGGAGUGUGGAAUGUUUCGCUAACUUGACUAUUUUAGAACCCGCCAAGAUAGUUGACAAGCCCGACGCCCUGAGUGUGACGGCGGGCGACAUGGCCGCCUUGGAGGUCAAAGUGUGUGGAACCCCCGAGCUGACACACAAGUGGUUCAAGGACGGCGUGGAGCUGGCAUCAGGGAGGAAAUACAAAAUCUCGUUUUCUCAGAUGAUUUCCAGCCUGAACGUUCUUUCCGCUGAGAAAGUGGACUCAGGAGAAUAUACCUUUGAAGUCAUGAACGAGGUCGGGAAGGACUUGAGUAAAAUUAGUCUCACAGUUUUAGAUAAGAUCGUACCUCCAACAUUCUCCAGGAAAUUGAAGGAUUGCAACACAGUCGUUGGGGCGGCGGGAGAGAUGGAGUGCAAAGUAUCGGGCUCUCCGCCUUUCACCAUCUCGUGGUACCACGACGGGGAGGAGAUACAGAGCGGACCCAACCACGACAUCGCCUUCAGCAACAACAGCUGCACGCUCAGAGUGUCCACGCUGAAGCUGUCCGACUGCGGAACCUACAAAUGCAGAGCCAUCAACAAGGCGGGAUCCAGUGACACCAGCGCCGCCUUGGUCGUCAAAGAACCCCCGUCCUUUGUGGUGCCUCCUCAGUCGGUGGAGGCCAUGCCCGGCUCCAAUGUGAUCUUCUCUGCCAUGGUGAAAGGCAGCGCCCCCCUCAGGCUGAAGUGGUUCAGAGGAGCCAAGGAGAUCCAGUCUGGACGAGGCUGCGAGUUCUCCCUGAAGGACAACCAGGUCCUGCUGGAGCUCUCUGCCGUGGACAGAGCUCUCGCUGGAGAGUACACCUGUCAGAUCAUCAACGACGCAGGGAAGGAGAGCUGCCCCGUCAAUCUCACCGUCAAAGAGCCGGCGGCCUUCUCUAAGAGGCUGAAGGACGUGUCGGUGGAGAAGGGCAAACCCUUGACCUUGGAGUGCUCGUACACGGGGACUCCUAAAAUCACCGUGACGUGGUUCAAAGACGGCCAGCAGGUCUUUGCCUCCUACAAGUACAACAUCACCACCACGGAGAGCUCCUGCAUCCUGGAGUGUCUGAGCACCGACGACAGGGAGGCGGCAGGGAGGUUCUCCUGCGAGGUGUCCAACGACGCCGGGAAGGACACGUGUUACGCAGCCGUGUCCGUGCUCGAAUCCCCGUAUUUCGCGGAGCAUCUGGAGUCCAUGGAGGUGACGUCCGGGGACGCCGUGUGUCUCAAGUGUCAGGUGGCGGGCACACCUGAGAUUAAGGUGUCCUGGUUCAAGGCCGACGGCAAAGUCCGGUCCAGCCCCACCUGUAAGCUAGAGUACGUGAAGGGCGUGGCCUGUCUGAAGCUCAGCAAGGCCACCAAGGCCGACAUCGGAGAGUACACCUGCAAGGCGGAGAACCAGAUAGGCUCCGCCUCCUCCACCUGCAAACUCAAUGUGCUGGAGGCCAAAACGCCUCCGUCCUUCCCGAAGAAGAUCACCAGCCUGCAGCAGACGCAGGGGCAGCCGGUCCGCUUCGAGUGCCGCGUCGCCGGCUCCUCCCCCUUAGAGGUGUCCUGGCUGAAGGAUGGCGAGCCCCUGAGCCCGGGGGCGGAGCUCUCCAUGCUGUACGACGACAACACCGCCGUCCUGGAGAUCAGCCGCGGGGAGGCCAGGCACUCCGGGGAGUACACCUGCGUGGCCAACAACGGCGUGGGCUCGGCCUCGUGCAGAGCCAAGCUCACUCUGCAAGAACCUAGGUACCCCCCAGUCUUUGACAGGAAGUUGUCCCCUCAGGACAUGACGGUGGGCGACAGCGUUGAGCUGGAGUGUCACAUGAGCGGCUCUGCCCCCAUCAAAGUCACAUGGUCCAAAGACCACAAGGACAUUCGCACUGGGGGCAACUACAAGAUGAGCUGCGUGGAGAACACGGCCCACCUCUCCAUCCUCAAGGCCGAUAAAGGCGACGCGGGGCGAUACUUCUGCCACGCCGCCAACGACGUGGGCAAGGACUCCUGCUCCUCUGAAGUCACCGUCAAAGAGCGUAAAAACCCUCCGGUGUUCACCAAGAAGCCCUCGGCCACCCUGGAGGACACGGAGGGCCAGCUGGUAAAGAUGGAGGGCCGCCUCAGCGGCUCGCAGCCCCUCACUGUCAGCUGGUUCAAAGACGACGGCGAGAUCGGCAGCUCCGACAGAUACGACGUGAGCUUCAAGAGCAACGUGGCUGUGCUGUGCAUCAAGAGCAGCCGGGUGGCGGACAGCGGCAGGUACAGCUGCCGCGCCUCCUACGAGGCAGGGAGCGCCUCCUGUGACGUCACCGUUGGGAUCUCAGAAGCCAGGAAGCCUCCGGUGUUCGACGCCCCCCUCAAGCCGCUGACGGUGGACGAGGGUGAGAAACUGAGUCUCAGGUGUCACGUCUGCGGCUCUGCUCCGCUGAAGAUCCAGUGGAUGAAGGACCGGAAGGACCUGACCUCGACCGGCAGCACCAGGAUCAGCUUCUCCGACGGGACUGCCUGCCUGGAGAUCAACCCGACGUCCCGACACGACGCCGGCGACUAUCUCUGCAAGGCCACAAACGACGCCGGCAGCGAGUUCUGCAAGGCCAAAGUCACCGUGAAAGAGACACCAGGAGCAGCUCCGUCUCCUGCUGAAGCUCCGCCUGCUGCUCCAACCAAGAAACUGGAAAACCUCUUCUUCAUCCAGGAGCCCAGAACGGCCCACGUCACCGAGAAAGCCAUCGCCACCUUCAUCGCCAAAGUGGGUGGCGACCCGAUCCCCAACGUGAAGUGGAUGAAGGGGAAGUGGAGGCAGAUCACGCACGGCGGCCGCAUCUCCAUCGAGCAGAAGGGCCAGGAGGCCAAGCUGCAGAUCCGGGAGGUCACCAAGUCCGACUCGGGUCAGUACCGGUGCGUCGCCUCCAACAAGCACGGCGAGAUCGAGUGCAGCGCUGACAUGCACGUGGACGAGAAGAAAGGCGCGGCGCAGCUGGAGGGCGACCUCCGGGCCAAGCUGAAGAAGACGCCUUCGAAGCAGAAAAGUCCGCAGGAGGAGAAGGACAUCGACAUCGUCGAGCUGCUGAGGAACGUGGACCCCAAAGAGUACGAGAAGUACGCCCGGAUGUACGGCAUCACGGACUACAGAGGCCUGCUGCAGGCCAUCGAGCAGCUGAAGAAGGAGAAGGCGGAAGAAAGUGGAAGACCGGAAGUGGAACGUGGAGACAGAGAGUCGGAUGAGGACAUGGCCCGACUGGUGGCCGACCUGCAGAAGAGGAUGGAGCGCACCGAGCCCGUCACCGUGGUGAAGGACAUCUCCGAUAUGGCCGUCUCCACCGACAAGGAGGCGGUGUUUGAGUGCGAGGUGAAGAUCAACUACCCGGAGAUCACCCUGUCCUGGUACAAGGGCACCCAGAAGCUGGAAAGCAGCGACAAGUACAACAUCAGCAUCAGUGGAGAGCGCCACCUGCUGAAGAUCAAGAGCUGCCAGUCUGCUGACCAGGGCAACUACCGGGUGGUCUGUGGGCCACACAUCUCCAGCGCCAAGCUCACCGUCAUGGAGGUGGAGAAGCAUCUGCAGGACACAUCGGGUAAGGAAGGCCAGCCGUGCUGUCUGUCUUGUCAGUUGUCCGUCCCAAACGUAGAGGCUCAGUGGUUUAAAAACGGCGAGCGGUUAGAGAUGAAAGGCAGAUACUCGUCAGAGGCCAAGCACAAGGUCCAGAAGCUCCUGAUCAGAGACCUCAGGACCGAAGACCAGGGCAGGUACACCUGCCGGUACCAGAACCUGGAGUCCUCUGCGGACCUGUGGGUGGAAGCCGAACAAAUUCAUUUCACCAAACGCAUCCACAACAUCGAAGUCAACGAGCGCCAGUCGGCCAGCUUCGAGUGCGAGGUGUCCUUCGACAACGCCAUUGUUUCGUGGUACAAAGACACCUGGGAGCUGAGAGAGAGCCCCAAGUACAGCUUCACGAGCGAGGGACGAAGACAUUUCAUGGUCAUCCAAAACGUGACCAUCGAAGACGAAGGGUGCGUGUACUCAGUGAUUGUGCGGUUGGAGCCCAGAGGAGUGGCUAAGAGCACAGCUGAGCUUUAUUUGUCUGGCAAAGAAAUUGAAUUAGCAAUGGUGCCCUCCGAUGUCCCAGACUCCUCAGUUCAGAGGCCUGAGGUGCCUUCAUCAGUGACAAUUCAAGAAUCAGCUGAAUAUUCGUAUCACUAUGAAGAGGAGGUGGAGCAGACAGUUGCCAGAGUUGCCGUUGAGGAGAAAGUGGAGACCAGGACAAUUGAAACGAGAGAGGAAGUCCCAACAAAAGUUGUCAAAGCUGAGAGAAAGCCUGAAGAGAAGCUGACAGCUGAUGCCAAGGAGCCGCCGGCCCCCAAAGCACCGGAGGGCAGAAAGCCAGUGGAGGAGAAGGUCGCAGAGAAGAACAAGGUUCCUGCUCCAAAAGAAUCCGAGGUGGUAAAGGAGCCUGCCGCUGCCCCCCCGCCGCCUGCAGAGAAGCCCGGAUUGCCCCAGAAAGAAGAGCCCAAGCCUCCGGUACCAGGCAAGACGAAAAAAGUGGCGCCUGCGUUUAAGCCGGAGCCUGAGGCUCCCAGAGCAGAAGCACGAGGCACAGCUGAAGCUAAGCCGGCAACCCCUGCAGCCAAAGUCCCAGAGGAGAUCCAGCCUGAACCGGCAGUAAAGAAGCCAGAAGCAGAAAAACUAGUAGUUGGUAAAUCUGAGGCUCUUGUAGCGAAGCCAGAACCUGCUGCCAUGAAGAAAGAACGGCCACUUCAAAAACCAGAACCUCCAGAGAGCAAACCAGAAGCAAAGGAACCUCCUAAGAAAGUUCCCGUGGAGGAGAAAGCAGAAGCGUCCGCGGUUCCUCCCAGAGAAGAGCCGAGGCCAAAAGCUUUGAAGCCAAAACCUAAAGUCACACCCCAACAAGAACCUCAGAAGGUGUUUGAGGAGACCAAACCUACACCUGAGAGACGGCCUGCAGGGACAGAAAAGACCCCAGAGAGGACAGUGGGGGAAACGUGUUUACCUGAGGAGAAGGGACCAGAGACGCCCGAAGACGAGAGGACACCCGAGGAAGUAAAACCUGACCUGGGGUCCAAGAAACAAGCAGCGAGGAUCUGUGUAGAUAAAACAUAUGUGAAGAUACCUGAAGCUAAACCCAAAGCAGAAGAAAGUCUCCGUGAAGUCCAGCAGACCGACAGAGGCAUGAGGGACACCGAGACACUAAGAGAAGUCUCAGACGAGAGGAAAGACGGCGGUUCAGUCAGACAGCUGCAGGACGAGGGGGUGCAGGACACCGAGGGUCUGGUGGUGACAGAAGGAGACGUUGAGACGCAGACUCUCCAAAGGUCUACUAAACCGCACCAGCAGGUCCAAGUCAUGGGCCAAGUCGUGUCAGAAGGUCACCUGGUUCAGACACACACGGCUCCUACCAUCACAGAGCAGUUAGCUGCCAGAGGAAAGACCUCGACCACAUCCAAACCAGAAGAAACACCUUCAGAAAUGUAUAAAACCACCACAGCUGCUGAAACAAAGAUGGCCGACAUGGACACCGAGCACGACGAGGCAAAGAAAUCUAAGUCCCUAAAAGGGAAAAGACAGAGAGUUGCCCUUGAAGAAGUGCAGUCCACGACGGUUAGAGAUGAGAAGAUAAACCAGCAACACGUCAAGCAAGCCACUCCGUCUGAAGAACAUCUCACAGUCAAAGAGGGACAAUCAGCCGCCCUGCAGAGGAUCGCUGGACCCGAGCAGCUCCUACAGGACGAUACAUUAAACAAGUCUCCUCUGGGGAGUCCAGAGUCCUCCAGGGACAUCCUGGAGGCUUUAGCUGGUGAACAAGAGGUAACAGGUCCAACCGACAGAGUUGAUACAGCAGCAACCAAACGGAAACAGGCUCAGCUGAAGUCUCAGGAGACAUCAGGAAAAGUGUCUGAAACAAAGGUGGUGGACGCAGAACAUCCACAGAGACAGCAGGGCGCCCGAUGUAGAUGUUCUUCUCACACUAGUCUUAACAAGGUUCUGAUUGUUGUAUCAUUUCAUCUCCAAGCUCCUGCGAAGGAGACGUCGUCUCCACCACAACUCAGUGAGGCCCUGGUGGAGCCAGCUGCUCCUCCAGAAGAGAUCAAACCGCAUGCAGCUGCAAAAGAAGCUGCCAAAAGGUCAGAAGUCACCGACCAAACCAAGAAGAUGGAGAAGAAAAGGAGUGCGGAAGCGAAGCCAGUGGCCGAGCCGAAGCCUCUCGUAAAGGCCGAAGAACCGUCAGGAAAGGUGGAGGAAGUAAAACCGGCCGACGGGAAAAAGAGAACUCCUGAGACAGAUGAAACCAAAGGACCCGUCCAAGCGCCAGGAGGAGUCAAGAAAGGUAAAGUUCACAGGGAAGAGGAGGGAACGUUUGAGAUUCCCACUUUGAGGAAAACCACAACGGAGAUUAAGAAAGUGGAGGAGCAGCAGGAGAUCAUCAAACUGAAGAAGAUCCCAUCGGUUGCAGCCAAGGAGACCGAAGAAGAAGAGAAACCUCAGAAGGUCACCAGGACUGCGGUCUUUGACGUGGAGGAGGCGGUGCACAUAGAGGAGGUCGUUCAGAUGUCUGGCGCCACCCGAAGGCCUGCGGAGGAGAGGACACCUCGAGGCGAAGCAGACGUGGUGAAAAAGCCUGAAACUGUGAAGCUCCAAGAGCAGGAACAGAAAGGAGCUCCUAAAGAUGCACAGACACGUCAGAAACCCAUUCCACGAGCCGACAAACCACAAGACAAGGUCUCGCUGAAGAAAACUGCCAAGGCACCAAAGGAAGAAGAACCUGCUCUACCAAGCGCACCCUCGAAGAAGAUGAAGAGAGUGCCUGCAGAUGAGGCAGAAGCAGAGGUAGUCAAACUAAAGCCAUUCAUAAAGCCUGGUGAACCAGCAGAGGUGGCGCAGAAGGACAAGAAGGAGAGGCCGGACAGAGACACGGAACCUUUCCAGAAGCUUCAGAGGAUUCCCAAAGAGGUGGAAGCCAAAGAACCUCAGAAGAAACCAGAGAAAGCUCCACCAGAGGUAAAGGAGCCACUAGACAAAGGGAAGAAGCCAGAAGAUAAAAAGCAAACUCCAGAGAAGAAGCCUGAGCAGGUCGACGCGCCUACCAAGGUGAAGAAACUCCCAACACAGGAACAAGGGAUCGAGAGCGUUAAGCUGAAACCCUUCUCCAGGCCUUCCAAAGAGGCAGUACAGCCUGAGAAGAAACCAGCGGAGGAGAGGCAGAGGAAGCCAGAAGAUAAACUGCAGCGCCGGCGGACGAGUCCAGAGGAACCAGAGUCAGAGGCCGGUGUGAAGAAACCGGAAAUCCCAGAAGCUCCAGAGAGGAAGCCGGGGGCUCCUGCCUUGGUUAAGAAACCACAAGAGGUUCCAGAGGAGCCCAAACCAGUGCAGCUGAAGAAGCUAGUCACACCCAAAGUCAAAGAGGAGAAGGAAGAAGUGACUCCAAAGCCUCUGGCGCAGCUCAAGAAGGUUGAGCUGCGAAAGACUCCAUCUCCAAAAGUUGCGAAGCCCAAAGAAGUUGAAGCCGCGACUCUCAAAAAGGUCCAGAGGAAGCCGUCGCCCGAGGAGGCCACAGAACCGGCAAGGCCUGGAAAAGGGAGGGUACCUCUGGCCAAGGAGGUCUCUCCUGGAGCCGUGCAGAUGAAGAAGAUAGCCACCCAGCCAGAGGAGGAGGUGUUCGAAGAGGAGGCCGAGGAGGAAGGGGAGCAGGAGGAGGAAGAGGCCUGGGGCUGGGAGCUGGUUCCCCGCGACAGCUACGGCUCUGAAGACUGGGAGGGCGAAGGUGAAGAAGCUUCUCUGGAGGUUCCAGGGGUCACCAGGAGAGAGGGACAACCAGCAGAAGAAGCAGGAAGAGGAAGAGGAAGAGGGCUGAAACCCAAGCAGACGCCGUCCCCCGGGGAAGGCCGGGGCCGUGGCCUGAGGCCUGGAGGGAAAGGCCCGUCGCCGCCGGAGGAACCCUUCGGAGGAUUCAAACUGAAAGCCGUCCCCCUGAAGUUCAUCAAGAAGAUCCAGGACAUCGUGCUGCAGGAGGCCGAGUCCAUCGGCUCGGCCGCCGUGUUCGAGUGCGAGGUAUCGCCCUCCACCGCCAUCACCAGCUGGAUGAAAGACGGAAGCAACCUGCGCGAGAGCCCCAAGCACAAGUUCACCUCCGACGGCAAAGACCGAAAGUUGAACAUCAUCGAUGUGCAGCUGUCCGACACCGGCGAAUACACCUGUAUAGCCAAGAACGCCGGCAAGGAGAUAUCCUGCACAGCCAAGCUCAUUGUAGAAGAGCUGCCGGUGAAGUGGAUCAAAGAGCUGGAGGAGGAGACGUCCGCUCUGAAGGGUCAGCCCGUGUAUUUGACCUGUGAGCUGAACAAGGAGAGAGACGUGACCUGGAAGAAGAACGGGAAGGUCCUGAAGAAACAGGCCGGCAAGAUCCAGAUCAACAUCAUUGGCAUGCAGCACGCUGUGACCAUCCAGAACUCCAGCGAGGACGAGACGGGGCUCUACACGUGUGAAGUGGCCAACCAGGAGGACGUCAAGACCUCCACCAACGUCAAAAUCAUCGAAAUAGUCAAGGACUGGAUCGUGAAACCACUGAGAGACCAGCAUGUGAAACCAAAGACUGCUGCUACGUUUAAAUGCGAGCUCUACAAGGAGAGCCCCAACUGGAAGUGGCUGAGAGGAGAGACCGAGCUCACUCCUUCCGACAAGGUGGAGAUCAAGAAGGAUGGAAAGGAGCUGACACUCACCAUCAAGAACUGUCAGCCCGAGGACGUAGCAGAAUACGCCAUGGAGGUGGAAGGACGCGUCUACACUGCCAAGCUAACACUUGGAGAGCGGGAGGCUGAGAUCCUGAAGCCUCUGGCCAGCGUUGAGGUGGUGGAGAAGGAAGAUGCCAUGUUUGAGACGGAGAUCUCGGAGGAGGAUGUUGCAGGAGAAUGGAAGCUCAAAGGAGAGGUUUUGACCAGAUCCCCGAUGUGCGACAUCCUAAUGGAGGGUGGUGUGCGUAGACUCACUCUGAAGAGCUGCCAGGUGGAGCAGGCAGGAGAGGUCUCCUACCAAGCUCUCAAUGCCAUCACCAGCUCAAUGCUCAAUGUCAAAGAGAUCGAAAUGGACUUUGUUGUCCCGCUGAAGGACAUUUCUGUGCCUGAAAGGAAACAGGCUAAGUUUGAAUGCACCAUCACAAAGGAUGUCCCUAAGGUCAUGUGGUACCGAGACGCCGACGUCAUCACGCCAGACCAAAAGCAUGACAUCAUUGAUGAUGGAAAUAAGCACAUGCUGAUUAUAAACUGCUGUGAAUUUGAUGAUGAGGAUGAAUAUACCAUUGCGGUUUUGGGCAAAAUGUCCACAGCUCGACUCACGGUGGAGGGUAUCAGGCUCAAAUUUGUGUUGCCGCUAAAGGACCAGACAGUGAAGGAAGGCACGACGGCUCGGUUUGAGCUGGAGCUCUCUCACGAGAACGUGCCCGUCACCUGGUACAAGAACGAUGUUAAGAUCCACCCGAGCAGAACCGCGGUCACUCGGCUGGACGGAAAGAAACACGUGCUAGAAAUGAAGGAGGUGACUCUAGAUGACACGUGCCAGAUUAAGGCCGAGGCCAAAGGAAUCCCGUCCAUGGCCAACCUGACGGUCAUAGAGGGAGAUGCGUACUUCACCGUCAAGCUGCAGGACUACACUGCAGUGGAGAAGGACCAGGUGGUUCUGGAUUGCGAGCUCAGCAAAGACGUGGAUGUCAUGUGGUACCACGAUGAGGCCGAGAUCAAGACCUCCAAGACGGUGGCCGUUAAGGCUGAGGGCAAGCGCAGAACCCUGGUCAUCAAGAGAGUGGGAGACAAGGACAAGGGACAGUACGUAUGUGACUGUGGAACGGACAAGACGACGGCAACGCUCCACAUUGAAGCUCGCCACAUCAAGGUGGUUCGGCCGGUUUACGGCGCUGAGUUGUUUGACGGAGAGACGGCGCGAUUUGAGGUGGAGCUCAGCGAGGACGACGUCCACGGCCAGUGGAGGCUGAACGGAGAAGUCCUCAGUCCGUCCGCCGACGUUGAGAUUGUGGAAGACGGUGCCAAACACACGCUGGUGUUGUACAACUGCAAAAUGCCUCAAACAGGCGAGGUGGCGUUCACCGCCGCCAACGCCAAGAGCUCGGCUAACCUGAAAGUGAAGGAGCUGCCCAUCUCCUUCCUCACGCCGCUAACCGACGUGCACGUGUUCGAAAAGGACGAGGCAAGGUUUGACUUAGAGGUAUCCAGAGAGCCCAAGAGCUUCCGCUGGCUGAAGGGAUCUCAGGAGCUGUCCAACGACGAGACCUUUGAGCUCCUGGUGGAAGGAAAGCGACACGCUCUGGUUUUAAAAUCGGCCAGGUACGAAGACGAAGCCAAAUACAUGUUUGAGGCUGAAGACAAACGCACUUCUGGGAAGUUGAUAAUCAAAGGUAUUCGCCUUGAAUUCAUCAAACCCAUUAAAGACGUGACGGUGAAAGAGCGCGAAACGGCCGAGUUCAGCGCGGAGCUCUCUCACGAGAAGGUGCCGGUGGUCUGGUCCAGAAACAACGUGCGCCUGCACCCCAGCAAGGUGGUGCACAUGUCUGUGGACGGACGGGUCCACGCGCUGGCCUUCAAGGAGGUCACCGUGGACGACACGUCCAUGAUCAAAGUGGAGGCCAUGGACAAGAGCUCGGAGGCCAUGCUCACCGUGCUCGAGGGCGACCUGUACUUCGCCGUGCGGCUCCAGAACUACGCCGCCGUGGAGAAGGACGAGGUGGUUCUGUCCUGCGAGCUGAGCAGGGCCGCCGCCGAGGUCCGGUGGUUCAGAGACGGCAACGAAAUCUUUCCCUCUAAGAACGUCCUCCUCCAGUCGGACGGCAGGAAGCGCUCGCUGGUGAUCAGGAAGGUUGCCCAGAGCCACGCGGGGGCGUACACCUGCGACUGCGGCACGGACAAAACCGCCGCCGACCUGAACAUCGAAGAGCGCGACAUCAAGGUGGUCCGCCCUCUUUACAGCGUGGAGGUCACGGAGACCGAGACGGCUCGCUUUGAGACGGAGAUAUCUGAGGAGGAUCUUCACCCCGCCUGGAAGCUGAGGGGGGAGAUGCUCCACCCGUCCCCCGACGUGGAGAUCAAGGAGGAGGGAUCCCGCCACGUGUUGAUCCUCUUCAACUGCAAAAGGGAAAUGGCUGGAAGUGUAGACUUCUCCGCGGCGAAUGCCAAAUCCUCAGCUCAGCUCAGGGUCAAAGCACGAGUGAUCGGCCUGACGAGACCCCUGGACGACGCCACCGUGACCGCCGGGGAGACCGCCACCUUCCAGUGCGAGCUGUCCUACGAGGGCAUCGCCGUCGAGUGGUUCCUGGGGGAUCGCAAGCUGGAGCCCGGCGACAGAGUGGUGCUGAAGGCGGAGGAUAAAGUCCAUAGUUUGACGCUGAGGGACGUCCAGCUGAAUGAAGCCGGACAAGUGAGACUCACGGCCAAAGACUUCCAGACGGAGGCCAACCUCUUCGUCAAAGAGCCGGCAGUUGAGUUCUCCAAGCCUCUGGAGGACCAGACGGUGGAGGAGGAAGCCACCGCCACGCUGGAGUGUGAAGUCUCCAGAGAGAACGCCGAGGUCCAAUGGUUCAGGGACGGACAGGAGAUCAGGAAGACCAAGAAGUACGAGAUGAUCGUAGACGGGUACAAGAGGGCGCUACUGGUCCACGACUGCUCUCCGGACGACUCCAAGACCUACACCUGUGACGCCAAAAGCUUCAAGACCUCCUGCUUCCUCAACGUGGAACCACCGCACAUCGAGUUCUCCAAGCCGCUCAGCGACGUGGAGGUGAAGGAAAAGGAAUCUGCCAGGUUUGAAUGUGAAGUUUCCAGAGAGGACGUGAAGGUCCGCUGGUUCAAAGACGGAAGUGAGAUCAGGAAGGGGAAGAAGUACGAGAUCGUGGCUCAAGGUCGCCAGCACGUCCUUGUGGUCCACAAGUCGGUGUUCGACGACGAGGCCGAGUACGAGUGCGACGCCAAGACCUCCAAGUCCUCGGGCAUGCUAACGGUCGUGGAGGAGGAGACCCGGUUCACCAAGAACCUGUCCAACGUGGAAGGCACGGAGACCGACAGCGUGAAGCUGAUCUGCGAGGUGUCCAAGCCUGGCGCUGAGGUCACAUGGUACCGGGGGGAGGAGGAACUGCCGGAGGGGGGCCGCUACGAGCACAUGGUGGACGGGAGGAGGAGGAUCCUCCUGGUCCAGGACCUGAAGACGAGCGACGUCGGAGAGUACACCUGCAGGCUGAGCUCCGGCGCCAAGACCUCCGGGAGCCUGAAGAUCAACGAGAUGGCCGCCGAGUUCAUCUCCAGGCCUCAGAACCAGGAGGUGGUGGAGGGCGAGAAGGCGGAGUUCACCUGCUCCGUCUCCAAGGAAACGUACCAGGUGAGGUGGCUGAAGGGCGACCAGGAGCUGGAGGCGGGAGACAAACACCAGACGCUGAGCGACGGCAAGAGACGCACGCUGGUCAUCACGGCCUGCGAGCUCGGGGACGAGGGCAGCUACGUGGUGACGAUCGGCGCCACCAGGGCCAGCGCCGACCUCACCGUGCUCGAGAAGCUGAAGGUCAUCACGCCGCUGAAGGACACAGAGGCCAAAGAAGGUCAGGAGGUUGUCCUCAACUGCGAGGUGAACUCGGAGGGAGCGAAGGCCAAGUGGCUGAAGAACGAGGAGACGAUAUUUGAGAGCGGCAAGUACUUGAUGGUCCAGAGGGACAACGUCUUCUCCCUGAGGAUCAAAGACGCCCAGAAGGGAGACGAGUCCAACUACAGCGUCAUGCUGACCAAUCAGAGAGCAGAGCAGGCCAAGAGCUCCUGCAGCCUCAGUGUCAAAGAGGAGAAUCUGAGGAUCCUGGUCCCCCUGGAGGACAUUGACACGCAGGAGAAGAAGACCAUCAGCUUCUCCUGCAAGGUUAACCGGCCCAACGCCACUCUCAAGUGGAUGAAGGCCGGCGAGGAGAUCGUCUUCAGCAAGCGCCUUGUCUACAGGGUGGACAAAGACAAGCACACGCUGACCGUCAAGGACUGCACGCUGGCGGACGAGGGCGAGUACACCGCCGUGGCCGGAGACAGCAAGUCCACCGCCGAGCUGAUCAUCAGCGAGGCGCCCACCGACUUCAGCGCGCAGCUCAAGGACCAGACCAUCACCGAGUUCGAGGACGCGGAAUUCACCUGCAAGCUCACCAAAGAGAAGGCCGACGCCAAGUGGUACAGGGACGGACGGGAGAUCAGAGAAGGACUGAGAUACACGUUUGUCAGAGAUGGAAAGUUCUGCACCCUUCGCAUCAAGGAGUGCAGACCGGACGAUGAGUGUGAAUACGCCUGUGGUGUGGACGAGAAGAGAACCAGAGCCAGGCUCUUUGUGGACGAGACCCCGGUGGAGAUCGUCAGACCUCCUCAGGACGCGUUCCAGCCUCCGGGCUCCGACGUGGUGUUCGAGGUGGAGCUCAAUAAGGACCGGGUGGAGGUGAAGUGGUUGAGGAACAACAUGACGGUGGUGCAGGGAGACAAGUACCAGAUGGUGAGCGAGGGCAAAGUCCACAGACUGCAGGUCUGUGAGAUCCGACCUCGGGAUCAGGGAGAGUACAGAGUCGUCGCCAAGGACAAAGAUGCCAAGGCCAAGCUGGAGCUGGCAGCUGUGCCUCAGAUCAAGACCACGGACCAGAGCUACGUCACCGACGCCAGGAAGCCCAUCGUAAUGGCCGUCCCUUACAGCGCCUACCCGAAGGCCGAGGCCGACUGGCUGUACGACAACCUAACGCUGCCUAAAGACGGCAUACAUACGUCCGCCGACCGCACAGAGUACCGACUGAAGGACCCCCUGAAGUCUGACGAGGGUCGCUACAAGAUCAUCAUCAAGAACCGACACGGCGAGGGAGAAGCCUUCAUCAACCUGGAGGUCAUCGACGUACCCGGACCCGUGAAGAACCUGCAGGUGGUCGACACCGCUGAUGGCGAGGUCAGCCUGGCGUGGGACGAGCCCGAGAGCGACGGCGGCACUAAGGUGCUGGCUUACGUGGUGGAGCGACGCGACACGAAGCGGAAGACCUGGACGCUGGCCACCGACCACGCCGAGAGUCCCGAGUACACGGUGACCGGCCUCCACAGGGACCCCAUGUACCUGUUCAGGGUCUGCGCCAGGAACCGGGUCGGCAGCGGACCCAACGUAGAGACCGACAAGCCCGUACAGGCCAGGAACAAGUUCGAUGUUCCCGAAGCUCCUCUGAACGUCAUCGUGGGAAACGUCACCAAGUUCGGCUGCACGGUCUCCUGGGAGCCUCCCGAGUCCGACGGCGGCUCCCCCGUCACCUCCUACGUCAUCGAGCUUCGCGACAGGACCUCCGUGAAGUGGACCCCGGUGCAGGUGACCAAAGCUGACGAUCUAAGCGCCAUCGUCAACGACGUCAUCGAGAACAAAGAGUACAUCUUCAGAGUGAAAGCGCAGAACAAAGCCGGAGAAGGAAAGCCCAGCGCCGCCUCGCGGCCCGUCAAGAUCAUGGAUCCUAUCGAGCGUCCCAGUCCCCCUCAGAAUCUGGUCCAUCAGGACCAGAAUAAGAGCUCUGUGCAGCUCAGCUGGGAGACUCCUCUGACCAACGGAGGCAGCAUGAUCACCGGAUACAUCAUCCAGCGCUGCGAGGAAGGAACCGACAAGUGGCUCCGCUGCAACGCUCGCCUCUGCCCCGACCUCUUCUACAAGGUGUCUGGUCUGAAAUAUGGAACCAUGUACAACUACAAGGUGUUUGCAGAAAACGCCGCUGGAGUCUCUGACCCGUCGAACCUCAUCGGCCCUCUGCUGGCCGACGACGCACACGUGGGUCCGUCCUUCGACCUGAGUGCCUUCAAAGACGGCCUAGAGGUGAUCGUCCCUCAGCCUCUAACCAUCAGAGUCCCCAUCACCGGGUACCCGACCCCCGUCGCCAGGUGGACCUUUGGGGAGAAGGAGCUGACCACGGCGGACGAACGCGUCGCCGUGACAACCAAGUCCACGUUUGUGGAAUUGGUUGUGAGACCGAGCGUCCGCCCGGACAAAGGCACCUACACCCUGCAGCUGGAGAACGACGUCCUGUCCGUCUCCGGAGACAUCGAAGUCAACGUCAUCGCGGCGCCCAGCGCUCCUAAGGACUUCAAGGUCCUGGAAGUGACCCGGCAACACGUCCACCUGAGCUGGGAGGCCCCAGAGCACGACGGAGGAAGCCCUCUGACUGGCUACCAGGUGGAGAAACGGGACAUGUCUCGCAAGACCUGGGUCAAGGUGACCACAGGUAUCCAGGAUCAGGAGUACACCGUCACCGACGUGGUUGAAGGGAAGGAGUAUCUGUUCAGAGUCACCGCCUGCAACAAGUGUGGCCCUGGAGAGCCGUCGUACAUCGACGAGCCCGUCAACGUCUCCUCUCCAGCCACCAUCCCCGACCCCCCAGAGAACCUGAGGUGGAGGGACAAGUCGGCCAGCAGCAUCUUCCUGACCUGGGAGCCGCCAAAGUACGACGGCGGCUCCGGCAUCCGUGGCUACAACGUGGAGCGCUGCCAGAGAGGAACGGACAAGUGGGAACCCUGCGGGGACACGAUGCCGGAGCUGAAGUGCCAGGUGACGGGUCUGGUGGAGGGCCAAUGGUACGCCUACCGAGUCCGAGCCCUGAACCGCCUCGGAGCCGGCCGGCCCUGCAAGGCCACCGACGAGAUCCAGGCCGUCGAUCCCAAAGAGCCUCCGGAGAUCCAGCUGGACGCUAAACUCCUGGCCGGUCUCACCGCCAAGGCCGGCAGCAAGAUCGAGCUCCCCGCCGAGGUGACGGGAAAACCUGAGCCCCGGGUGAAAUGGACCAAGGCCGACCUGGUCCUCAAACCGGACGACAGAGUGUCCUUUGAGGCCAAGACGGGACACUCCACCGUCACAAUCGCCAAGACCAAGAGAGACGACAGCUCCACCUACAUCAUCGAGGCCACCAACAGCAGCGGCCGCGCCACCGCCACCGUCGACGUCAACAUCCUCGAUAAACCCGGCCCUCCGGCUGCUUUCGACAUCUCUGAGAUCACCAACGAGACGUGCUUCCUGGCCUGGAACCCUCCGCGUGACGACGGCGGCUCCAGAGUCACCAACUACAUCGUGGAGCGCCGAGCCGCCGACAGCGAGAUCUGGCACCGGCUGUCCUCCACCAUCAAACUGACCACCUACAAAGCCGUGGACUUGGUCAAGUUCAAGGAGUACGUCUUUAGAGUCUUCGCUGAGAACCAGUUUGGUGUUGGUCCGCCAGCUGAGCACCCGCCCAUCAUCGCCAGAUACCCCUUCGACACGCCUGGAGCUCCUUACAAGCUGGAGGCUUCGGACAUCGCCAAGGACUCUGUGACUCUGGCCUGGUACGAGCCUGAUGAGGACGGAGGAAGCCCCAUCACCGGCUACUGGGUGGAGAGACAUGAACCCGACCACGACAAGUGGAUCAGAUGCAACAAACUGCCCAUCAAAGACACCAACUACAGAGUCAAAGGUCUCCCCACCAGGAAGAAGUACAAGUUCAGAGUCCUGGCUGAGAAUCUGGCUGGAACUGGAAAACCCAGCAAGGAGACGGACCAGAUCCUCAUCAAAGACCCAAUCGAUCCUCCAUGGCCUCCUGGGAAACCUACAGUGAAGGAUGUGGCUAAGACCUCCUGCUUCCUGACGUGGAGCAAACCGGAGCACGACGGCGGAGCGAAGAUUGACGGCUACGUCAUUGAGAUGCUGAAGAGCGGAACCACGGACUGGAUCCGCCUGGCGGACAACAUCAACAUCCUGGAGCACUUCCUGAAAGGCCUGAUGGAGAAGCAGGAGUACUCGUUCAGGGUGAAAGCCCUCAACAUGGCCGGAGAGAGCGAACCCAGCGAGCCCAGCGAGCCGGUGCUCUGCAAAGAGAGACUCAACCCUCCCACGGCGCCCCGCUGGCUGGAGGUCGUCAGCAUCAGCAGGAACAGCGCCGACUUGAAGUGGACGCUGCCCGAGCGCGACGGAGGCUCGCCCAUCACCAACUACGUGGUGGAGAAGCGUGACGCCCGGCGCAAAGGCUGGCAGGCCGUGGACACCACGGUGAAGGAGCUGAAGUACACGGUGACGCCGCUCAAUGAGGGGUCGCUCUACGUGUUCCGCGUGGCGGCCGAGAACGCUGUCGGCGUGGGACCGUUCUGCGAGCUGGCCGACUCGGUGCUCGCCAAAGACUCCUUCGCCGCUCCGGGGCCGCCGUACGCCCUCGCUGUCAAUGCUGUGACCAAGAGAUACGUGGACCUGCAAUGGGAGGAGCCUAAGAACGAUGGUGGCAGACCAAUCCUCAAGUAUUCCCUUGAGAAGAUGGAGAAGCUUGGAACCCGCUGGGUGAAAUGUGGAAAGACCUCGGGUCCGGAUUGUAAGUACCGAGUGACCGACGUCAUCGAGGGCACCGAGGUUCAGUUCCAGGUCAGCGCCGAGAACGAAGCGGGCGUCGGCCACCCCAGCGAGCCCACCGAGAUCCUCGCCAUCGAGGACCCAACAGGCGUCCCAUCGCCGCCCGUCGAGCUGCACGUGACCGGCGCCAGCCGCGACUUCCUGUCCAUCGCCUGGAAGCCGCCACAAAGGGACGGCGGCUGCCCUAUCAGCGGGUACCACGUGGAGAUGUGCGCCGCCGGCACAGAAAAGUGGAUGCGGGUCAACUCCCGUCCAGUGAAGGAGCUGAAGUACCGCGUGGACGAAGGCGUCGUCCCCGAGAAGGAGUACAUCCUGAGAGUGAGAGCCAUCAACUCCGUGGGGGUCAGCGAGCCCUCCGACAUCUCCGAGAACGUCUUCGCCAAAGAGUCCGACUGUAACCCCACGCUGGACUUUCAGACUCUGGACCUGGUUGUCGUGGAAACAGAGAAGCUGCACAUCCCGGUUCCCUUCAGGGCGGUGCCGGCGCCCAGGAUCACCUGGCACAAAGACGGCAAGGAGCUGAAGGCCGACGAGCGCCUCGGCUUCAGGAAGGAGUAUAUUUCCUGUCACCUGGAGAUUGACAGCAGCCUUCACGCUGAUGCUGGACAGUACAAAGUGACACUGGAGAACAAACUGGGAGCAGCCAGCGCCGCCAUCAACGUCAAAGUCAUCGGGCUUCCUGGUCCAUGUAAGGAGAUACUUGCCUCGGAGAUCACAAAGAGCUCCUGUAAACUGUCCUGGGAUCCCCCGGACUACGACGGCGGCAGCCCGGUCGUCCACUAUGUCCUGCAGCGGCGCGAAGCCGGCAGGAGGACGUACGUCAACAUGAUGUCCGGAGAGAAAAAGGUGAGCUGGAAUGUCAAAGACCUGAUCCCCAACGGAGAGUACUACUUCAGAGUCCAGGCCGUCAACAAGAUCGGAGGAGGAGAGUUCAUCGAGCUCCGUAACCCGGUCAUCCCUGAGGACCAGAAACACGCUCCCGACCCGCCGGUGGACGUGGAGACCCACAACCCCACGUCCAGCACCGUCACCCUGACCUGGAAGCCUCCCAUGUACGACGGCGGCGCCAAGAUCAUGGGCUACAUCCUGGAGAAGCAGCAGAAGGGCGAGGACAAGUGGGAGAGGUGCAACGACUUCCUUGUGCCUGUCCUGUCCUACACCGUCAGAAGGCUGACGGAGGGCAAGAGCUACGCCUUCAGAGUCAGUGCGGAAAACGCAGCCGGGGUCAGCGAGCCUUCGCGCGGCACGCCAUUCGCCAAAGCCUCUGACGCCAUCGAUCCUCCCAAGGUGUUCCUGAGCGGCAGCUUGCAGUCCGGCCUCAGUGUCAAACGAGGCUGCGAGAUCCGUCUGGACGCCAACGUCUCCGGCUCGCCGUACCCUCAGAUCACCUGGUACUGGAACAACCAGGUGAUCCGGCCCGAGGCGCUCCGCAAGAGGCCUGAGAAACCCCUGAAGAAGAAGGUGGAGAAGAAGGAGGAGGUUAAGACAGAGGAGGGAGAGGCCGAGAAGAAAGAGGAGAAGGAAGGAGAGGAGAAGAAGGAAGGAGAGGUCAAGGAAGGAGAGGAGAAGAAGGAAGGUGAGGUCAAGGAAGGAGAGGUUAAGGAAGCAGAGGGGAAGGAAGGAGAGGAGAAGAAGGAGGAGACAGCACAGCCCGAGGUGGAGGAGACCGACUACCCAACAAUAAACGAGCGUCUGGCCAUUGACAACCGCCACAGAGGCUCCUCCUCCAUCGCCAUCAGGGACUCACUGCGAGUGGACCACGGCGUCUACAUGGUGAAGGUGGAGAACGACCACGGCAGCGCCUCGGCAACGUGCGAGGUCAACGUGCUCGAUACUCCCGGCCCUCCGGUGAACUUCACCUUCGAGGAGGUGAGGAAGAACUCUGUGAUCUGCAGGUGGAGUCCUCCUCUAGACGAUGGCGGCAGCGAGAUCCUCAACUACACUCUGGAGAAGAAGGACAACUCCAAGCUGGAGAUCGGGUGGAGCUGCGUCACCUCCACGCUGAGGGGAUGUCGCUACCUGGUCCCCAAACUCAUCGAGAAGAAGGAGUACAUCUUCAGGGUGGUGGCGGAGAACAAGUUGGGCGCCGGUCCACACUGUAUCUCCAAAGCUCUCAUCGCCAAGAAUCCUUUCGAACCUCCUGAGGCUCCUGAAAAGCCAGAGAUCGAUGAUAUCACAGCGAACAGCAUGCUGGUCACCUGGAACAUGCCCAACGACAACGGCAGCCCCAUCCUGGGAUACUGGGUGGAGCGCCGCGAGAUCAACAGCUCGCACUGGGCGCGCGUCAACAGGAACAUGGUCUCUGACACCGAGCUGAACGUAGAAGGUCUGCUGGAGGGCUUCACUUACAUCUUCAGGGUGGCGGCUGAAAACCAGGCCGGCCCUGGAAAGUUCAGUGGUCCCUCCGAACCCAAAACGGCCCAAGCUCCGAUCCUACCUCCUGGACCUCCGACUGCCAGAGUGGUGGUGACUACCGACCACUCCAUCGACCUGGAGUGGGAUCCACCAGCGGACAACGGCGGAGGAGAGAUCCUGGGAUACCACGUGGAUAAGGUCAUGGCUGGUACCAAGGACUGGUCCAGGUCCACAGAACGUCCAUGGAAGUCCAGGGCCUUCACUGUCUACGGAGUCCGCGAGGGAGCCAAGUACCUGGUCAGGGUCAUCGCAUGCAACGCAGCCGGAGAAGGAACACCAGGAUUCACCGAGUCAGUUUUCGUCAGGAACCCAGCAGAGAAGCCGCUGAUUGAACUGGAGCUGUCCGUCAGGAACGGCGUGGUCAUCCGAGCCGGAGAGACGCUCCGUUUACCUGCAACAGUGACGGGUAAACCUUACCCGUCCAUCACCUGGACCAAGGACGACGCCAAACCCGACAAAGACCGCGUGGAGAUCCUCACUGAGGGCGACGACAGCAUUGUUUCCAUCAAGAACGUCCAGAGGAAGGACUGCGGCAAAUACCACAUCUCUGCUUGUAACCCCAGCGGCACCAAGGCUGCUGCGAUCAGGGUGGACGUGAUGGAUGUCCCUGGACCCGUCACGGACCUGAAACCUGUCGUGGUCACUCGCAAGAUGAUCUUCCUGAACUGGGACGACCCGGACGAUGACGGGGGCAGCGACGUCACCGGCUUCAUUGUGGAGCGAAGGGACGCCAAGAUGCACACAUGGAGGCAGCCCAUCGAAACGGCCUCGUCCAAGUGUGAAUGCGUGGGCAUCAUGGAGGGUCAGGACUACAUGUUCCGCGUCAUCGCCAAGAACAAGUACGGAAUGGGCCCGCCCUUAGAGCUGGGACCCAUCAAGGCCGUUGACCCCCAGGGUCCACCGUCGUACCCCGAGAAGUUCCACUACACCGAGCGCACCAAGAACUCCAUCACACUGACCUGGAAGCCUCCGCGUAACGACGGCGGCAGCCCCGUCAUCGGCUACUUCGUUGAGAAGAAGAGGCCGGACCAGCAGGCCUUCGAGCUCUGCAACGCUGAGAUCUGCCCCAACAUGAGCCUGACUGUGGAAGGUCUGGAAGAGGCCUGGAUGUAUGAAUUCAGGAUCAAGUGCGCCAACCUAAUCGGAGAGAGCGAGCCAUCCAUCCCGUUGACUGUGGUCAUCCAGGACGACGAAGUGUCUCCGGAGGUCCACAUGCUGAAGCACUUCAAGGGCGACUGCAUUACUGUGAAGAAGGGCGAGCCCAUCGAGAUCCCGGCGGAUGUCCUGGGUCUCCCCAUCCCAAAGAUCGAGUGGUCCAAGGACGACGUGGUGAUCGAGCAGCCCACCGACACUCUGCUGUUGGAGACGGAGGUGACCGGCCGAAUGAACGCAAAGACCACCCUGACCAUCCCAGCGGCCAACAGGAGGGACGGCGCCAGCUACACCGUGUGCGCCUCCAACAACAUGGGUUCGGCUAAGCACACCGUCACCGUCCUGGUGCUGGACCGACCACUUCCACCCAGGAAUGUGUCCGUGUCCAACAUCAGGGCGGAGUCUUGCUACCUCCGCUGGGACGCGCCGCUGGACAACGGGGGCAGCGAGCUGACCAACUACAUUGUCGAGAAGAGGGAUGUGUUGAAAGAGGAACCGGAGCUUGAAGAAGGAGAGGAAGCUCCGCCUGAGCCCCAGUGGGAGGUGGUCACCACCACCAUCGUCGAGAGGAAAUUUGGAGUGUGGAACCUGGAGACCAACAAGUCCUACUUGUUCAGGAUCAAAGCCGAGAAUCGCUACGGUAAAUCUGACCCCUGCGCAACGGAGGAAGUCCUGAUCACCGACCCGUUCGGCCUCCCAGGCCCACCAGAGAAACCGACCAUCGCCGAGUACUCCAAGACCUCCAUGACCCUGACCUGGCAGCCUCCCAGAGACAACGGCGGCUCUAUGAUUGUCGGCUACUGGCUGGAGAAGAGAGAGAAAGGCACCAGCUACUGGGCCAAAGUCAACAAGACGCCAGUGAGCAAGAGGGGCGUGAAAGGCUGGGAGUUCCAGGUGACUCGUCUGAUCGAAGGGUUGGAGUUUGAAUUCAGAGUUGCUGCCAGUAAUUCUGCAGGAACGGGACCGUUCAGCGGACCGUCUGACUCUGCCUUCGCUGUCGAUCCAUUGACCCCCCCGAGCAUGCCCGCUGCCCCCGAGGUGGUGGACAAGACAAAGCACAGCGUAACGCUGUCCUGGAAAGCCCCGGAGAGUGACGGAGGAAGCCCCAUCAAGGGCUACAUGGUGCAGAUCCAGGACGAGGGCUCCUCGGGGUGGGUGAGCGUCAACGACAAAGACUCCCUCCACCCCACCACCGAGUUCACCAUGCCCAGCCUCCGCGAGCUCAAGCGCUACCGCUUCAGGAUCAUCGCCGUCAACGAUAUCGGCGAGUCCGACCCGAGCCCCCGCACCAGCGAGGUUCUGGUUGAGGACAUCCAGCUGCCUCCUUCCAUCUGCCUUGACGUGGCGGUGGAGGACCUGGUGUGCAUCCGUGCCGGAGAUCCCAUCAGGAUCCCGGCCACCAUCAAGGGCCGGCCCACUCCCAAGGUGGCCUGGGACUUUGACGGCAAAGCCAAGUCGCACAAGAAGAACAAGCUGCACACGCUGCCCGUGGACUCGGAGGUGGAGUCCACAGACACCACGUCUGUUGUGACCGUGCCCGUCAGUCUGAGGAGCCACUCCGGGCGCUACACCAUCACCGCCAAGAACAAGUCGGGCCAGAAACACGUCAACGUCAGAGUCAUCGUCCUCGAUGUCCCCGGGGCCCCGAAGGACCUGAGGGUGACUGACGUUACCCGGUCGACCAUGAGGCUGAUCUGGAAACUCCCCGACAAUGACGGAGGGGAGAGAAUCAAGAGCUACUUCAUCGAGAAGAAAUGUCUGACGGACAAAGCCUGGACCAAGGUGAAUGCGGCCUGUGCCAGCCAGGCCUACGUGGUGCCGGGUCUGCUGGAAGGUCAGGACUACCUGUUCAGGGUCAGAGCCGAGAACCGACUCGGAUUUGGCCCGUUCACCAUCACCGCCGAGCCCGUCCGGGCCAGAGACCCCAUCUACCCUCCCGACCCCCCCACCAAGGUCAAGGUCAACCUGGUGACCAAGAACACGGUCACUCUGAGCUGGGAGCCUCCCAAGAACCACGGCGGCUCCCCGGUGAAGCAUUACAUCAUCGAGCGUUUGAGCUGGGACACCAGCGGCAAGGAGAAGGAGACCUGGAAGCAGUGCAACAAGAGGGACGUGGAGGAGCUCCGCUUCGUGGUGGAGGACCUAAAGGAGGGAGGAGAAUACGAGUUCAGAGUCAAAGCCGUGAACGCCGCCGGACCGAGCCGACCCUCCGCCACCGCCGGACCGCUGGUCAUCAAAGAUCAGACAUGCGCUCCCACCAUCCUGCUGCGCGAGGCAAUGGAGGGUGAGGAAGACUGUGACAUCAGCAUUGUGGCGAAGGUGAGCGGCUGUCCGUUCCCCACGCUCACCUGGCACAAAGCCGCCACGGCCACGCCUGAGGAGAAGGCCGCCGUCCAGUAUGACCAGCACAUCAGCAAGCUGGUGACCCAGGACAAGUGCACGCUGCUGAUCCAGCAGGCCAGCAGGCUGGACAGCGCCAUCUACAGCCUGACGGCCAGCAACAGCCUGGGCACGGCCACCAAGGCCACCAAGCUCGCCGUGCUCGGACCCCCCGGCCCGCCCAUCGCACCGCUCAAGUUCACCGAGGUGUUUGCGGAGAGGAUCGGCCUGGCCUGGAACCCCCCCAAAGAUGACGGCGGAUCCAAGAUCACCAACUACGUGGUAGAGAAGCGCGAGGAGAACAGGAAGUCCUGGGUCCACGUCUCCAACGACCCCAAGGACUGCGCCUACGUGGUGACCCGGCUAACGGAGAACCACGAGUACGAGUUCCGAGUCAUGGCCCAGAACAAGUUCGGAGUCGGGCCUCCGCUGGUCAGCGAACCGCAGAAGGCCAGAAACCUCUUCACCGUGCCCGGUCAGUGCGAGAAACCGACCGUGACCGACGUCUGCGCCGAGUCCAUGACCGUCAACUGGGACGAGCCCAAGUACGACGGCGGCUCCUCUGUCACCGGCUACUUCGUGGAGAAGAAGGAGACCACCGCGAAGCGCUGGGUCCGCGUGAGCCGCGACCCCAUCCGAGCGCUGCCUCUGGGCAACUACUGGGACGUCACGGGCCUGCAGGACGGCGCCACGUACCAGUUCAGGGUCAUCGCCAUGAACGCGGCCGGCUGCGGGCUGCCCAGUGUGCCCUCUGACCCCGCGCUCUGCAGGGACCCCCAUCGGUAAGAGUUUGUGUAACUUUAAGCUCAACCUCCCGGGCCUCCCACUCCCAAGGUGACGGACUGGACCAAGUCCACCGUGGAGCUGGAGUGGAUGCCCCCCGUUAUGGACGGAGGGUCCAAGGUCACGGGCUACAUCGCCGAGUUCAAGGAGGUGAACAAAGAGGAGGAGGAGAAGAAGGCUCAGAGGAGGCUGCUGCUGAGUGGCGAUGAGGAGGAGACUGAGCCGGAGAGCGAGGACACCUGGGAGAAGGCAAAGGACACCGAGAUCAGAGGAACCAAGUUCGUGGUGGCCGGUCUGAAGGAAGGCGGUCUGUACCGCUUCAGAGUCCGCGCCGUGAACGCAGCAGGGGUGGGAGAGGCGGGACUUGUUUCGGAGCUGAUUGAGGUCAAAGACCGAACCAUUGCUCCUGAGAUGGACCUGGACGCCUCUGUGAAGGAGAAGAUCGUGGUCCACGCCGGCAGCACCAUCCGCAUCAUCGCCUACGUGUCUGGUAAACCCGCCCCCCUGAUCACCUGGUGCCGGGACGACGGCGAGGUGCCCAAGGAGGCCGUGGUGGAGACGACGGGCAUCUCCAAUUCGCUGGUCAUCAAGAACUGCAGACGCCAACACCAGGGCAUGUACACGCUGAGCGCGAAGAACGAGGGAGGCGAGAGGAAGAAGGCCGUGAUCGUGGAGGUCCUUGACGUCCCGGGACCCGUCGGCCUCCCCUUUGCCGGCGAGAACCUGACCAACGACUCCUGUAGGCUGACCUGGUACUCCCCAGAGGACGACGGCGGCUCUGCCAUCACGAACUACAUCAUCGAGAAGAGGGUGUCGGACCGCAUGGGCUGGACCUCAGUGUCCUACACGGUGACCAGGAACAACGCCGUGGUGCAGGGACUCCUCGACGGAAAGGGCUACUUCUUCAGGAUCGCAGCCGAGAACAUCAUCGGCAUGGGGCCCUUCAUCGAGACCGACAAGAUGGUCCUCAUCAAGGACCCCAUCUCCGUCCCUGAGCGUCCGGAGGACCUGAUCAUCACCGGCGUCACCAAGGACUCCCUCUCCGUCACCUGGAGAGCGCCCAAGUACGACGGCGGCGCUGAGAUCACCGCCUACGUCCUGGAGUCCCGCAUGGUCGGCCGGGACAGCUUCACACGAGUAGGUGCAGAGACGGCGCUGAUGGACAGCAAGUUCACCCUGGCGGGGCUGAAGGAGGGCUCGAGCCACGAGUUCAGGGUCUCCGCCGUCAACCAGGUGGGACAGGGGAAACCGUCCUUCGCCACCAAACCCGUCCAGUGCAAGGACGAGCUCGAACCACCCGUCCUGGACCUGGACUUCAGGGACAAGAUGAUGGUGAAGGUGGGAGACACGUGCACGCUGGCGGGACGCUACAGCGGCAAACCGGCCCCGGCUAUCACCUGGACAAAGAAUGACGAGGAGCUGAAGGCGGACGAGGAGAUCUUCAUCCACAGCACCGCGCGCCACCUCAGCCUCAGCAUCAGCAAGGCCAAGAGAGAGCACAGCGGGUGCUACCGCGCCCACGUGGAGAACGCCGCCGGCUCUCGCACGGGAACCUGCACCGUCACCGUGGUCGACCGCCCUCAGCCUCCUGAGGGCCCCGUGGUGUUCAACGAGGUCUACAGGAACUAUAUGGUGGUCUCCUGGAACCCUCCCCUGGACGACGGAGGCUGCGCGGUGUCCAACUACAUCAUCGAGAAGAGAGACACCAACAGAGACCUCUGGAUGCCCGUCACCUCGUCCUGCACCAGGACCAGCUGCAAGGUGCCGAAGCUAAUCGAGGGUCGUGACUACAUCAUCAGGAUUAUGGCUCAAAACAUCUACGGCAUCAGCGAGCCUCUUCAGUCUGCAGAGACCAAGGCCAGAGACGUCUUCACGGUGCCCGACGCCCCUAAACAGCCUACCGUGAAGGAGGUCCACCACGAUUCCGCCCUCAUCAGCUGGGAACCUCCUGCUGACGGAGGGAAGCCAAUCACAGGCUACAUCGUGGAGAGGAAGGAGACCAUGGCCCACAGGUGGGUUCGCUGCAACACGGAGAGAAUCCAUCCCAAGGUGGAGUACUUGGUGACGGAGCUGCUGCAGGGCUGUGAGUACGAGUUCAGAGUGAGCGCCGAGAACAUCGUGGGAGCCGGAGACCCGAGCCCCCCAUCCAAACCUGUCUUUGCCAAAGACCCCAUCGUGAAACCCAGUCCACCGGUGAACUUCCAGGCCAUCGACUUCUCCAAGGAGUCGGUGAGUCUGUCCUGGCGGCCGCCCACCGACACCGGCAGAGGGAAGAUCUUCGGGUACCUGCUGGAGUUCCAGAAGGCUGGAGAGGAGGAGUGGUCCAAGGUGAACCAGACUCCGGAGUCCUGCCAAGAGACCAAGUUUAAGGUGAUCAACCUAGACAACGGAUUCAUGUACCGAUUCAGAGUCACAGCGGUCAACGCGGCUGGCGAGUCCGACCCAACUAGCUUGAAGGAGCCAAUCAGAGUCCAAGACAGACUCGAGCCCCCAGAGCUGAUUCUUGAUGCUGCAAUGACCCGAGAGGUGAAGGCCAUGGCCGGCACUCACAUCUCUCUGAUGGCCACCAUCAAGGGGGUCCCGUUCCCCACCGUCACUUGGCAGAAGAACGAGGCCGAGGUGCCCACCAGGGCCGACAUCGAGACCAGCCAGACCGGGACCAAGCUGGAGAUGAGGUUCUGUAACCGCGACGACUGUGGAGACUACACCCUGACUGUGGAGAACCCGGCCGGUUCCAAGACGGCCACCUGCACCGUGCUGGUCUUUGACAAACCCGGUCCCAUCCAGCACCUCCGGGUGUCUGACAUCAGGAGCGACUCCGCCUACCUGUCCUGGAAGGACCCCGAGGACAACGGCGGUGUUCGCAUCACCAACUUUGUGGUGGAGAAGAAAGACGCGGCAGCUACUCAGUGGAUCCCUGUCUGCUCCACCUCCAAGAAACGCAGCAUGAUGCUGAGGCACCUGAUGGAGGGAACGUCCUACAUGUUCAGAGUCGCCGCCGAGAACCAGUACGGACGCAGCGAAUAUGUCGAGACGCCAAAGUCCAUCAAGGCGAUGAAUCCGCUGUUCCCUCCUGGUCCUCCUAAAGACCUGCACCAUGACGAUGUGGACAAGACUGAGGUGUGGUUGGUGUGGAACAGGCCCGACCGCGACGGCGGAAGUGAAAUCACAGGCUUCCUGGUGGAGUAUCAGGAGGAGGGAGUGAAGGACUGGGACGAGUGGAAGAUUGUUAGCAUCCCAGAGAGUCAUGUGACUGGCCUCGAGGAAGGAAAGACUUACCGCUUCCGAGUGAGGGCGGAGAACGCCAUUGGCCUCAGCAGACCCGACACCACUGUGCCUAUCCUCUGCCAGGAAAAACUGGUGCCUCCAGUCGUCGAGGUGGACGUCAAGCUCACUGAAGGAAUCACCGUAAAAGCCGGCAGCACCAUCCGGCUGCCAGCCAUCAUGAGAGGAAUACCCAUUCCCUCUGCCAAGUGGACCAUCGAAGGAGAGGAGAUCACCAGCGAGGGGAACGUCAAGGUGGAUACCGACAGCUUCUCCACUGUGCUCACUAUUAACGAGUGCACCAGGAACCACACGGGCACCUAUCUGCUCACCGUGGCCAACCCGGCCGGAACCAAGACGGUGGCCUUGAGCGUCACGGUCCUGGAUGUUCCCGCUGCUCCCAUUGGACCCGCUAACAUCCUGGAGGUCACCCCGGACUCCAUGGUGAUUGAGUGGCGUCCUCCCAAGGACGAUGGCGGUAGCCCCGUCACCAACUACAUCGUGGAGAAGCGCGAGUCCAACAAGGAGACCUGGGGAGGGGUGGGCUCCGUCGGCCUGGCCACCAAGCUCAACAUUCCCCGCCUCCAGAGGGGAGUGGAGUAUGUGGUUCGCAUCCGUGCUGAGAACAAGAUGGGCAUCGGCGGCGCUCUGGAGAGCAAGCCCACUGUUGCCGAACACUCUUUUUUGCCACCCAGCCAGCCUGGCAAGCCACAGCCCUCUGAUAUCGCAGAGGAUUCCGUUACGAUCGGUUGGACCAUGCCCCUGUCUGACGGCGGAAGCCAGAUCACUGGCUACAUCAUCGAGCGCCGGCACAAGGGAGGAAAGUGGAUCCGUGUCAACAAGACAGCCUGUAAGGACCUGAGGUACAGAGUGGAGGGACUGUUCGAGGGAAACGAGUACGAGUUCAGAGUGUUUGCUGAGAACAUUGUCGGCUACAGCGGCCCCUCUCCCACCUCUGACCUCUGCAAGCCCUGCAGGCCCAUCACGGUCCCCAGCCCCCCUGUCAACCCCAAAGUCAGAGAUUACAGCAAGACCAACGCCGACCUGGUGUGGAGCAAACCCAACAAAGACGGGGGCAGCCCCAUCCUGGGCUACACUGUGGAGAUGAAACGGGGAGACAGUGAUGAAUGGAAAAAGGUGAACCUGGAUGACUUCAUCAAGCAGUGUGCCUACAGGGUCAAGGGCCUGGAGGAGGGCGCCACUUACGCUUUCAGAGUCUAUGCCACCAACAUGAUUGGAGAUGGAGAGUCCAGAGAAAUCCCAGAGUCCGUCACUGCUCAGGAUAUCCUGAUCCCUCCGGAGAUCGAGAUGGACGCCACCUGCCGCAAUCGCCUCACCGUGCGGGUCGGCCACAACAUCAACAUCAUCGGGUACAUCAAGGCCCGUCCGGACCCAGAAGUGCUUUGGUCAAAGGAGGAGACAGUUCUGGAGAACAGCAAACGUGUCACCAUCGUUCAGAACUUCCCCGUGGUCCACUUAAAGAUCAAGGAGGCCACAAGGGAUGACCACGGCAAGUAUGUCCUGAAGGCUUCAAAUGUGGGCGGCGAGGCCUCUUGCACCAUCACAGUGAAUGUGCUGGACCGACCCAGCCACUGCCAGAACCUGCACACGACCUAUGUCACCAGGGACUCGUGCAUGCUCAACUGGGAGGCCCCUAAGGACAACGGUGGAUCUGAGAUCACCAACUACAUCGUGGAGUGCCGUGAGCCCAGCAUUAGCAUGUGGUCUAUGAUUAGCUCCCACUGCACAAACCGCAAGAUCAAGGCGAAGAUGAUGGAAGGCCAUGAGUACCUGUUCCGCGUUUGUGCCGAGAACAAGAUGGGCCCGGGCCCAUGCGUGGAGACCAAGACCCCUCUGCUGGCCAUCGACCCAAUCGAGAAUCCAGGGGAGCCUGAGAACUUCAGAGCCACCGAAAUCGGUAAGCACCACGUCUAUCUGAGAUGGAGGAAGCCCGACUACGACGGCGGCAGUGCCAACAUCUCCUACAACUUGGAGUUUAAAGACAAAGAUGCAGAUACAGAGUGGGAUAAACUAAGCAGCGACAAUCUCACCGACACCUUUUUCCUGGCUGACAAGUGCCUGGAGAACCACACGUACACCUUCAGGGUGCAGACCGUCAACGAAGGCGGUGAGAGUGCUUGGGUGAAACUCGCCGACGUGCUAGUGAGGGAGGAGAUCCAGAAGCCCGUCAUUGACUUGAAGCUGUCCGGAGCUGUGACGGUGAGGGCCGGAGAGUCCGUGAGAAUGGAGGCCGCCCUGAGAGGGAAGCCCCAGCCUGAAGUCAAAUGGGUGAAAGACAAGGCUGUCGGAGACAACCCGAGAAUCAGCUACGAGACUACAACCGACUACUCCAAGUUCCUUCUGACCAAGUCCAGACGCACUGACACCGGAAAGUAUGUCAUCACCGCCACCAACUCGGCCGGCACCUUCACAGCGUACGCCAACGUUAAUGUCCUGGACGUCCCCGGCCCAGUGAGGAACCUCAGAAUCACCGGCAUCGGGGCCGACAAGUGCAGAGUGGUGUGGGAUAUUCCGGAGGACGAAGGCGGUUGUGAGGUGGACAGCUACAUCCUGGAGAAAUGCGAGACCAGGAGGAUGGUCUGGUCCACGUACUCGGCCUCUGUGGUCACGCCGUACUGUAACGUCACUCGUCUGGUGGAGAGCAACGAGUACAUCUUCAGAGUAAGGGCUGAGAACAAGAUGGGAACGGGGCCGGCCAUGGAGAGCAAGCCUGUCACUGUCAAGACCCAGUUCAACAAACCUGGACCCCCUGAAGCUCCUGACGUCACCAAGGUGAGUAAAGACGAGAUGACCGUUGUCUGGGCUCCUCCUGAGAAUGACGGAGGGAAGUCGAUCACCGGCUACAUCCUGGAGAGGAAGGAGAAGAGGGCAGUGCGCUGGGUGCCAUGCACCAAGAGCCCCAUCUCCGAGAGACGCAUGAAGGUCACCAACCUGAUUCCCAACCAUGAAUACCAGUUCAGGGUGAAGGCGGAGAACGAGGUGGGCCUGGGGGAACCCAGCAAACCCUGCAGGCCCGUCGCAGCCAAAGAUCCCAUCGAGCCCCCUGGCCCCCCUGCAGGCCUGAAAGUGGGUGACAGCACCAAGACCUCCAUCACCCUGUCCUGGUCUAAGCCUGUGUAUGAUGGUGGUGCCCCCAUCAUCAACUACAGCCUCGACCUGAGGCUGAAAAGUGACGCAGACCCCGAGAAGCCUUCAGAGGGCUGGAAGAGAAUUGACACCCACGGCCCGUUGGUGAUGACAGAGUUCACCAUCGGCCAGCUGGAUGAGAAGCUGGAGUACGAUUUCAAAGUGUCCGCCCAAAACCAGGUGGGCUGGGGGCGCCACGCCUACUUGAAGGAGGCAGUCUCCCCCAAGGAGGUCCUGGAGGCUCCAGAGAUCGACCUGGACGCCAGUCUGAGGAAAGGCCUGUCUGUCCGGGCUGGCUGUCCGAUCAGACUUUUUGCUGUGAUCAGAGGAAGGCCGUCCCCCAAGGUCACCUGGAAGCGCCUGGGAGUGGACAACGUGAUCCGCCGAGGUCAUGUGGACCAGGUGGACACUAUGUCCUUCCUGGUCAUCCCUGAGAGCACCAGAGACGAUUCUGGGAGAUACUCCCUGACUCUGUCCAACUCGGCUGGAGAGAAAGCCGUGUACGUCCGUGUCAAAGUCCUCGACACUCCUGGUCCCGUCGGCGGCCUGGAGGCAAACAACAUCACCAAGACCUCCGCCCAGCUGUCCUGGUUGCCGCCAGAUAACGACGGCGGCAGCCCCAUCCUCAACUACAUCGUGGAGAAACGAGAGGUAGACAGGAAGACCUGGAACAAGUGCACAGAUGAGCUAAAGAAGACCAGCUUCAAGGUGACCAACAUGACGCCUGGCAUCGAGUACUACUUCAGAGUCACAGCCUGCAACAAGUAUGGCAUCGGAGUUCCUCAAGACUCGCCCAAGUCCUACCUGGCUGUCGACCCAAUCAGCGAGCCCGACCCUCCGAAGAAGAUGGACGUGUUGGAGAUUACCAAGAACAGUGCCACGCUGGGCUGGCUGAAGCCGCUCAGGGACGGAGGAGCCAAAAUCAACGGUUACGUGGUGGACUACCAGGAGGAGGGCGCUCCCGAGGACAAGUGGACGCCGUACUCGGUGGUCAAAGACAUGACCAUCGUGGUGGUCGGUCUGAAGGAAGGAACCAAAUACAAGUUCAGAGUGGCCGCCAGGAACUCAGUGGGAGUCAGUCUGGCCAGAGAGGCAGAGGGAGUUUUUGAGGUCAAGGAGCAGCUCAUGGCUCCUAAGAUCAUCAUGCCCGACAUUGUGACGGUGAGAGCGGGCUCCAAACUGGUGGUUGAGGCCCUUGUGGCGGGUAAACCGUCUCCCUUCUGCAAGUGGAAGCAGGGCAACGAGGACGUGCUGACCUCCGACCGCCUGGCGGUGGUAAAGACGCUGACGACCUGCACGCUUAUCAUAAAGAACGUGAAGAGAACGGACAGCGGCUAUUAUAGCCUGUCGGCUGAGAACAGCACCGGCAGGAUCAACCAGAUCCUCAGAGUCACCGUCAUGGACAUCCCUGGACCCCCCGAAGCGCCGAUAGAGAUCACAGAACAGGACAUCGAUGCCUGCACGCUGCUCUGGAACUCCCCGCAGGAAGAUGGCGGGAGCAACAUCACCAACUAUAUUGUGGAGAAGUGUGACGUCAGCCGGGGCGACUGGGUCCCCGUUACCACGUCCUGCACCAAAACCAGCUUCAGAGUAACCAAACUCACGACUGGCAAAGAGUACAGCUUCCGAGUCCGUGCUGAGAACAGGUUGGGCGUCUCCACGCCCAUCUACUCCGAGAAGAUGAUUGCCAGACACCCAUUUGACCCUCCCAGCGAGCCCAUCAACCUGCAAAUCAACAAAGUCUUCAAAGACUUUGUUAUCCUGUCCUGGGAGCGUCCCAGCAGCGACGGGGGCUCGCCCCUAACCGGAUUUUGCAUUGAGAAGAAGGAGAGGAACAGCCUUCUGUGGGUGAAGGCCAACGAGUCCUUGGUGAAAGCCACCCAGUACACCUGCAUGGGCCUGAUGGAGGGCGUGGAGUACACCUUCAGGGUGUCGGCACUCAACAUGGCUGGACAGGGCAAACCGUGCAAACAGACGGACCUGAUCACUGCCAGGACGGCUGUUGACCCACCAGGCAAACCCGAGGCCAUGGAUGUGACCAAACACUCGGUCUCAUUGGUCUGGAGCCGCCCCAAGCACGACGGAGGCAGCAAGUUGAUCGGCUACUACAUGGAGUACACAAAGCUUCCAGAAGCAAAGUGGACACGAUGCAACGCCAACUGCAUGAACAUCCAGGCAGAGAGCUACGUGGUGGGCGGCCUGGAAGAAGGCCAACAGUACCAGUUCAGGGUCAUCGCCAAGACCGCCAUCAACGUCAGCCUGCCGUCCGAGCUGUCCGACCCCAUCCCUGUCAUCGCACAGAAUGUUCCUCCUCGCGUUGAGCUGGGGCUCAACAUGAAGAACCUGAUCGUGGUGAAAGCCGGAGAGAACGUCUCCCUGGAUGCCGAGGUGUUUGGCAAACCGCUGCCCAGGGUGAGCUGGAAGAGAGAUGGAGUGCCUUUGGUUCUCGUUGAGGGACUGAAGAUGGUGCAGAAGAAACACGUCCACCUGCUGGAGCUCUUCUCCGUCACCAGGAAGGAGUCUGGAGACUACACCAUCACCGCUGACAACAUCAAUGGCUCUAAGUACGCCACCAUCAAGGUCAAAGUGCUGGACAAACCUGGCCCUCCGGCCUCAGUGAAAGCCGCCAAGGUGUUUGCAGACCGCGUUAAGCUGCGAUGGGAGCCCCCGCUGGCCGAUGGCGGCUCUGAGAUCACCAACUACAUCAUCGAGAAGCGUGAGACCAGCAGGGCCAACUGGGCACUGGUCUCCGCCAACAUCCACGGACACGUCACCGACUGCUUGGUGGACAAACUGAUCGAGGGACACGAGUACGAGUUCAGAGUCAGCGCUGAGAACCAGUACGGCACCGGAGACCACAUCACGGCCGAGCCCGUCAUGGUCAAGAACCCGUAUGACGUUCCCGGUCCGUCCGAGCCACCGGUCAUCACCAACAUCACCAAGAACUCCAUGACAGUGAGCUGGAAGGCCCCGGCCAGCGACGGCAGGGCCACCAUCCUCGGCUACAUGGUGGAGAAGCGUGAGGCCACCGAGCUGACCUGGGCGAAGGUCAACCGCCGGCCCGUCAUCGACAGGACCAUCAAAGCCGUGCAGCUGACCGAGGGCUCCGAGUACGAGUUCAGAGUCAUCGCCAUGAACAAGGCCGGCCUGGGAAAACCCAGCGACGCUUCCAACGCCGCACUGGCCGUCGACCCCGUCUAUCCUCCCGGCCCGCCUGCGUUCCCCAAGGUGGUGGAUUCCACCAAGAGCUCCAUCAGCCUCAGCUGGACCAAACCGGCGUACGACGGCGGCUGCGACAUCAUCGGCUACCUGGUUGAGUACAGGCGAGUCGACGGCGAGCACUGGACCAAGUGCAACAUCCCGAAGAAGCUCCAGAACACCAAGUUCCUGAUGACCGGCCUGAUGGACGACACCGAGUACCAGUUCAGAGUCAUCGCUGUCAACAAGAUCGGCUUCAGCGACCCCAGCGAGGUCCCAGGAAACCACACGCCCAAGGACAUCCUGAUCGCUCCUGAAGCUGAGCUGGACGCCGACCUCAGAAAGGUCUUGGUUCUUCGAGCCGGCGUCACCCUCAGGCUCUACGUCCCUCUGAGGGGACGACCGGCGCCUAAGGUGACGUGGACCAAGGUGGACGCCGUCCUGAAGGACAGACAGGGCGUGCUGAUCAAGACGUCCGAGUGGGACACCCUGCUAAUGAUCGAGGACAUAAACCGAUACGACGCUGGCAAAUAUGUCCUCUCGCUGGAGAACAGCAGCGGCUGCAAAAGCUACACCAUCGUGGUCAAGGUCCUCGACUCUCCUGGGCCGCCGCUGAACCUGACGGUGAAGGAGACCUCCAGGAGCCACGCCUGCAUCACCUGGGACGCCCCGCUGAUCGACGGUGGCAGCCCAGUCAAGAGCUACGUGGUGGAGAAGCGUCUGGCCGAGAGGAAGGCCUGGACCUGCGUGGCAACGGACUGCUGCAAGAUCUCCUUCAGGAUCACCAACCUGGAGGCCGGACAGGCCUACUGCUUCAGAGUGCUGGCCGAAAACGCCUACGGCAUCGGGGAGGGCUGCGAGACCGCCGGCAGCGUCCGGGCCUCAGAGCAACCCGGUCCAGUCACCGACUUCAGAGCCCAAAAGACCACCAAGGACUCCGUGGUCCUGGGCUGGAAGAAGCCCCUCAGCGACGGCGGAAGCCACGUCAGCGCCUACAUCCUGGAGCAGAGCGAGGGCGAGCAGAAGUGGAAGCAGAUCGCGAAAGGCAAGACCUCCUCACACACUGUGGGCGAGCUGACCGCGGACAAGGAGUACUUGUUCAGAGUCAAGGCGCUCAACGAGUCGGGAGAGGGACCGCCCAUCGAGCUCACCGUGGUCGCCAAGGACCAGUUUGUGCCGCCCGACUGCAACCUGAGUGCCCUGCACGACGGCUGCUGCGUGGUGAAGGAGGGCAGCACCACGCGCAUCAACAUCCCCGUCACCGGAGUGCCCCCCCCCACCGUCACCUGGAAGAAAGGCGACGUGGUGCUCGGCGACACCGGCAGAAUGUGCGUGGAGGCGUCUCAGGGCGUCACCACUCUGCUGAUCAGAGACUGCCAGAGAGGAGACGCCGAGACCUUCAACGUCCACGUCAGGAACAGCGCCGGCUCCAAGGACUGCAAGUUCCAGCUGAAGGUGGUCGGCAAGCCCGGUAUCUGCACCGGACCCAUCAAGUUCGAGGAGAUCACCGCUGAUGGUAUCACCCUGGAGUGGGCGCCGCCCAAGGACGACGGCGGCGCCGAGGUGUCCAACUACAUUGUGGAGAAGAGGAGGACGACGGACAACAAGUGGGCCACAGUGGCCUCGGCCAUCCAGAAGACCACCAUGAGGGUGAUCCGGCUCCAUGAUGGAAUAGAGUACAUCUUCAGAGUGUUCGCUGAGAACAAGUAUGGGGUCGGCGAGCAUCUGAGGUCCGACCCGGUCGUCGCCCAGCACCCGUUCAAUGUGCCCGAGGCACCUGCUCCACCAGAAAUAUUGAGCAUCCGCCACGAGUCAGCCAUCUUGACUUGGGCCGAUCCGAAGGACUCUGGUGGUUCCCCAAUAACCGGAUAUCAUGUGGAGUUUAAGGAGAGGAACAGUCUGAUGUGGAAACGGGCCAGUAAGACUCCUCUGAGAGUGAAGGAGUGCAGAGUCACCGGCCUGAUCGAGGGACUAGAGUACGAAUUCCGAGUGAUGGCCAUGAACGCGGCUGGCCUUGGAAGGCCAAGCAGGGUCACCGAGGGCGUGGUUGCCCUCGACCCGAUUGAUCCUCCUGGCAAGCCCGACGUGAUCAAUGUCACCAGGACCACGGUCACCCUAAUGUGGACCCCCCCCAAAUACGACGGCGGCCACAAGCUGACCGGCUACAUGGUGGAGAAGCUGGAGGCCGCUGGCAAGACCUGGAUGAAGGCCAAUCACGUCAAUGUCCACGGCUGUGCCUUCACCGUCCCCGACCUGACGGAGGGAUCUCAGUAUCAGUUCAGGAUUAGGGCCAAGAACUCUGCAGGGGCCAUCAGUGUUCCGUCAGAGACAACAGCGCUUCUGACCUGCAAGGAUGAAUAUGAGCCCCCGACCAUCACUAUUGAUCCAGGCAUGAAGGACGGUGUUUCCGUCAAGGCGGGAGACACCAUCCUGAUCUCGGCCUCCAAGAUUUUGGGAAAACCUCCACCAACCGCUGUCUGGUCCAAGGGAGGACGUGAGUUUAAGAGCUCUGACAUCAUCACCAUCACCAGCACCCCCACCUCCUCCUCUCUGGCUAUCAAGUACGCAAGCAGGAAGAACACUGGGGAGUACACCAUCACCGCCAGCAAUCCUUUUGGCAUUAAGGAGGAACAUGUAAAGGUGAAGGUCCUGGAUGUGCCUGGACCCUCAGGCCCCAUUGAAGCCAGCAACAUCUCAGCCGAGAAGUGUACUCUGACUUGGCUUCCACCAGAGGAGGAUGGAGGCUUCUCCAUCAAGUCCUACAUUCUUGAGAAGAGAGAGACCAGCCGCCUGCAGUGGACCAAGCUAGCCGAAAACGUCAUGGACUGCAGAUAUGUAGCCUGCAAACUGAUCAAGGGCAAUGAGUACAUCUUCAGAGUGUUUGCUGUGAACCAGUAUGGCAUCGGAGACUCAAGCCACUCCGGUCCAAUAAAAAUGGUUGACAGUUACCAACCACCAGGCCCACCUUCAAUCCCAGAGGUCGAUAACAUCAGUAGGAACGCUGUCACCAUUUCAUGGAGGAGACCAAUACAGGACGGGGGAAGUGACAUCAGAGGAUAUUGUGUAGAGAGGAAAGAAAGGAGAGGAAUGAGAUGGGUGAGAGCCAGUAAGAGGACGGUCCCUGACCUGCGCUUUAAGGUGCAAGGUCUAACUGAGGGAGUAGAGUAUGAGUUUAGAGUCACUGCAGAGAACAAGGCUGGAUUCGGGGAGCCAAGUCAGCCAUCACAACCUGUGAUGACCAAGGACAUUGUAUAUCCACCUGGUCCGCCAUCCAACGCUAGGAUUACAGACACCACAAAAACCACAGCUUCCUUUGCCUGGGGCAAGCCCCACUACGAUGGUGGUCUUGAAGUGGAAGGAUAUAUUGUUGAGUACAAAAAGGAAGGGCAUGAUGACUGGGAGGUGGAGACACAGUAUCCAUUGAAAGCUACGGAUUAUGUCGUUGGUAAACUUCAAAAGGGAGGCAAAUACCACUUCAGAGUCACCGCCCUAAACUCUGAGGGAGUUGGCGAGCCUGCAGAGGUUGAGAACGUGAUUGAACUGGUGGACCAGGAAACGCUGCCAGAUUUUGAGCUAGAUGCUGAACUCAGGAAAACCCUGGUGGUCAGGUGCCGUGCUUCAAUCCGUAUGUUUGUCCCCAUUCGGGGUCGUCCUGUUCCUGAAGUAACCUGGAGCAAAGAUGACAGCAACCUGAAGAAACGUGCUCACAUUGACACAACUGAGUCCUACACUCUCCUGGUUAUUCCUGACUGCACCAGAUACGAUGCUGGAAAGUAUAACCUUUGUCUUGAGAACGUUGCCGGGAAGAAGGCCGGUUUCGUUAAUGUGAAGGUUUUGGACACACCGGGACCACCAGUGAACGUCAAGCCUAGAGAGAUCACCAAGAACACCAUCACCCUCCAGUGGGAAAUCCCCAUAAUCGAUGGUGGUUCUAAGAUUUGCAACUAUGUUAUUGAAAAGAGGGAGGCCACCAAGAAGGCCUACACAGUAAUUACCACCACAUGGCAGAAGUGCUCCUACAAAUUCACAGACCUGGAGGAGGGAGCUUACUACUACUUUCGUAUCUCUGCCGAGAAUGACCUGGGCGUAGGCGAGCCUGCUGAAUCCCCUGAGCCAAUCAGGGUGUCUCAGGCCCCCUCAGCACCAGAGAACUUGUAUGUCACAGAUGUGUCAGAUGACAGUGCGAGUCUGGCGUGGACCAAGCCCCUUCACGACGGGGGCAGCUUGAUCACCGGGUAUGUCAUUGAGGCCCAGAAGAAGGACACUGACCAGUGGGUUCAUGUGGACACCUUGAAGGCCCUGGACUACACCGUCACAGAUCUUGUUCAAGGCGCAGAAUAUACCUUCCGCAUAAUGGCUGUCAAUGCGUCGGGCCGGAGUGACCCACGCGAGAGCAGGCCCGCCAUUAUCAAAGAGCAGACAUCUGCUCCAUCCUUUGACCUGCGUGGAGUCUACCAGAUGACGGUGAUCGCCAAGGCAGGGGAUCGCAUCAAAGUGGAAAUCCCUGUACUCGGUAAACCCAGACCUGUGGUUUCCUGGAAGAAGGGAGACAUAGGGCUCAAGGAGACACAAAGAAUGAACGUUGAAACCACAACAACGUCAACCAUCCUCAACAUUAGUGAGAUAAAGAGGUCUGACGGAGGACAGUACUCCAUGACUGGAAGGAACAUGCUGGGCACAGUGACUGAGACAAUCACAGUCUUGGUCCACGACAUUCCAGGUCCCCCCACUGGUCCCAUAAAGCUGGACGAGGUUUCCUGUGAUUACGUUCUCAUGUCCUGGGAGGCACCAGAGAAUGAUGGAGGUGUUCCCAUCAACAACUAUAUCGUUGAGAUGCGGGAGACUACCGGCACUUCCUGGAUAGAGUUGGCGGCGACAGUGAUCCGCACCACAUUCAAGGCAGCCCGCCUCAACACUGGGACCCAGUACCAGUUCCGCAUCAAGGCCCAGAACAGAUAUGGCAUUGGACCAUGCGUUGUUUCUGAGCCAGUAGUGGCUGCGUAUCCAUUUGAUGUGCCGGGCCAGCCAGGCACUCCUGUGAUCACAUCUUUCAACAAGGAUGCUAUGACUCUGAGCUGGAAUGAGCCUUCCUCUGAUGGAGGUAGCGUCAUCCUUGGCUAUCACGUGGACAGAAAAGAGAAAAACAGCAUUCUGUGGCAGAGAGUCAGCAAGGCCAUUGUUGUCGGAAAUAUCUUCAAAUCAUCAGGCCUUGUUGAUGGAAUUGCAUAUGAACACCGUGUUAUUGCUGAAAACAUGGCCGGUCUCAGCAAACCAAGCAAACCCUCGGAGACAGUGUAUGCGCUUGACCCAGUUGACCCACCAGGCAGACCCGUGGCACUGAAUGUCACCAGACACGAGGUGACAGUAUCAUGGACCAAACCGGAGGGAGAUGGUGGAUUCUCCAUCACUGGAUACACAGUUGAGAGGAGGGAGAUGCCUAAUGGACGCUGGCUUAAAGCCAACUUCAACAACAUCCUGGAAACCAUCUACACAGUCAGUGGUCUGAUCGAAGAUAAAACUUAUGAAAUCCGCGUGCUUGCCAGAAAUUCAGCGGGUGCUGUCAGUGCUCCAUCCCAGUCAUCUGAGGCAAUCACAUGCAGAGAUGACAUUGAAGAGCCCAGGCUUGAUGUUGAUUCGUCUUAUAGCAGCAAUGUUGUUGUCAUGGCAGGAGAGUUGUUCAAGCUGGAGGCCAGUGUGACUGGCAGGCCAAUCCCAUCUUUGGUAUGGACCAAGGAAGAAAAGGAGCUUGGGGAUACAGCCAAGCUUGAGAUAAAGACAAGUGACUUCCACACAACCCUAACGAACAAAGACUCCCUGAGGAAGGACGGAGGUGCUUUUACACUCACUGCCAGCAAUCCUGGGGGCUUUGCCAAAUUCACCUACAACGUCAAGGUGCUCGACAGACCCGGGCCACCGGACUCCCUCACUGUUACUGAUGUUGCUGCUGAGAAAUGUGUCCUUAACUGGCUACAUCCAACACAUGAUGGCGGUGCCAAGAUCGAGUACUUCAUCAUUCAGAGGCGAGAGACCAGUAGAUUGGCAUGGACAAACGUUGCCACAGACCUUCAGGCAAACAGGUUUAAGGUCACCAAGCUCCUGAAGGGCAAUGAAUACGUCUUCAGAGUCAUGGCUGUCAACAAGUAUGGGGUGGGCGAGCCGCUGGAGUCUGACCCUAUCAUCUGUACCAACCCGUAUGUUCCCAGUGACCCGCCACAGCAGCCUGAAGUCACCACCAUUACCAAGGACUCCAUGGUUGUGUGCUGGGAGCGUCCCGAACACGAUGGAGGCAGCAGAUUGAACACUUACAUCAUUGAAAGAAGGGAUAAGACUGGCCUGCGCUGGGUGAAAUGUAACAAGAGGACUGUAACAGACCUGCGCUUCAAGGCCUCCGGGCUCACGCCAGGACAUGAAUAUGAAUUCAGAGUUCUUGCUGAGAACAAUGCUGGUCUAAGUCAGCCUAGUCCUUCCAGUCCAUUCUACAAAGCGGUAGACAGCAUCUUCCAGCCCGGACCUCCAGGGAACCCCAGAGUUCUGGACACAACCAAGUCUUCCGUCACCCUUGCCUGGAACAAGCCGGUCUACGAUGGAGGUUCUGAAAUCACAGGCUACAUUGUGGAGACCUGCCUUCCCGAGGAAGAUGAGUGGACAAUACACACUCCCAAGAAGGGGUGGACAGCCACGUCCUUCACCAUUACCAGCUUGAAGGAAAACCAAGAGUACAAAAUCAACGUUUGUGCCACUAAUUGCGAGGGAGUGGGGGAACCCGCUGCGGUUCCCGGAACCCCCAAGGCUGAAGACAGACAGCUUCCUCCAGAAAUUGAACUUGGAGCCGAGCUGCGUAAGGUGGUCAGCCUCAGAGCCUGUAGCACCCUGAGACUCUUUGUUCCUAUCAAAGGCAGACCGGUACCUGAGGUUAAAUGGUCAAGAGAGCAUGGAGAAUCCCUGGACAGAGCUAAUAUUGAAAUCACCUCAUCAUUCACCACUCUUCAGAUCGACAAUGUGGACAGGUUUGAUGCAGGUAAAUACAUGGUGACAGUGGAGAAUACCUCAGGAAGCAAAACGGCCUUUAUUAAUGUCCGGGUGCUUGAUACUCCCGGAGCCCCUCAGAAUUUGUUCAUCAAGGAGAUCACCAGAGAUUCCGUUUCUCUCGUUUGGGAUGCACCUCUCAUUGAUGGAGGCUCCAGAGUCCGCAACUACAUUGUGGAGAAGCGAGAGUCGACCAGAAAGGCCUAUUCAACAGUUUGCGCCAGCUGCCAUAAGUCCAGUUGGAAAAUUGGGGACCUGGAGGAAGGAAAGAUGUACUGCUUUAGAAUCCUUGCUGAGAAUGAAUACGGCAUUGGUCUCCCAGUGGAGACACCUGAAUCAAUUACUGUGUCAGAGAAGCCUCUGCCACCAGGUAAAGUGACGCUCCUUGAAGUUACCAGCUCUAGUGUCACACUAUCCUGGGAAAAGCCUGAUUAUGAUGGUGGCAGCAGAAUCACUGGCUAUAAUAUUGAGAUGCAAGGUAAAGGCAGUGAGAAGUGGACCCAGGUCAUGGUGGUAAAGACCAAUUUGGCUAUUGUAACUGGCCUGACACAGGGAGAGGAGUACAUGUUCCGUAUCUCAGCCACCAACGAAAAGGGAGUUAGUGAUCCACGUGGCCUUAGUCUGCCUGUGGUGGCUAAAGACCUAGUCAUCCCACCGACCUUCAAACAGAUUUUCACAACAUUCAGUGUGCUAGCAGGAGAUGAUCUGAAGAUACAUGUGCCAUAUGCUGCUUGUCCAAAGGCUACAGCAACCUGGCUCAAAGACGGCAUUGUUCUCAAGGAGACAACUAGAGUUAAUUCUGAAGCCACAGAUAAAAACCUUCUCCUGGUUAUUAAGGAGGCUUGCAGAGAUGAUGUGGGCACAUACACCAUCAAACUGACCAACACAGUUGGAGAAGCGUCUACAGACCUCAAUGUCAUUGUUCUGGAUAAGCCUGUUCCUCCGACUGGCCCAAUUAAGCUGGACGAGGUCACUGCUGACAGUCUGGUCUUGUCCUGGAAUCCACCAGAGUAUGACGGUGGAUGUGCCAUCAGCAAUUACGUUGUUGAGAAGAGAGACACGUCUACCACUAACUGGCAGAUUGUCUCAGCUACUGUGGCCAGAACCACUAUCAAGGCCGCCCGUCUGAAGACAGGAGUUGAGUACCAGUUUAGGAUUGCUGCAGAGAAUAGGUAUGGCAAGUCCCCUUGUCUGCUUUCUGAAACCAUUGUCGCUCAGUAUCCGUUCCAAGUGCCCGGCUCACCACGUUCUGUGGUGGUCCAGUCAGCCACAAAGGAGAGCAUGGUGAUUGUUUGGGAUACACCAAGCAGUGAUGGUGGGAGCAAAAUUCUGGGCUACCACUUGGAUCUCAAGGAGAGAAACAGCAUAUUGUGGGUGAAACAGAACAAACAAAUAAUCCCAGAAAACAGAUUUAAGGCCGUUGGCCUUGAGGAGGGUAUUGAAUAUGAGUUCAGAGUAUAUGCUGAGAACAUCGUUGGUCUCAGCAAAGCCAGCAAACUGAGUGAAAUGCAAGUGGCCAGAGAUCCUUGUGACAGACCAGGAAAACCUGAAGCUGUCAUUGUGACAAGAAACCAAGUGACACUCAGAUGGACCAAACCGGAGUAUGAUGGCGGCAUCAAGAUCACAGGCUAUGUGGUUGAGAAGAAGGAAGGAGCGGGCCGCUGGAUGAAAGCUAGUUUUGCUAACGUCAUUGAGACUAAAUUUGUUGUCACAGGACUUACAGAAAAUCAGAUUUAUGAGUUCCGUGUCAUUGCCAAGAAUUCAGCAGGUGUCUUCAGCAAGCCUUCUGAUUCUACUGGAUCAAUCACUGCCAAAGAUGAGGUUGAUCCACCCAAGAUUGACUUAGAAGCUAAGUACUCCCAGGCUGUGGUGGUAAAUGCUGGAGAUACAUUCCGGCUUGAGGCGGGUAUCUCUGGUAAGCCCGUGCCCAAUGUACACUGGUGUAAGGAGGGCCGAGAGAUUUCUGACGCAGCCCGCCUAGAGCUCAAGAACACAGACUUUACAGCUUGCCUUGUGGUUAGAGAAGCUAUCCGUGUUGAUGGAGGUCAGUACACUUUGCUGGUAAAGAAUGUUGGAGGAGAAAAAUCUGUUAACAUUAAUGUCAAGGUCCUGGACAGACCAGGUCCACCUGAUGGCCCUAUCUCCAUCUAUGGGGUAACCAGUGAGAAAUGCACCAUCGCCUGGAAAUCGCCCCUGCAAGAUGGAGGUAGCGAUGUGUCCCACUACAUUGUUGAGAGGAGGGAAACCAGCCGACUGGUUUGGACUGUCGUUGAACAAAAAGUUCAGACACUGAACCUGAAGAUCACAAAACUUCUUCCUGGUAAUGAGUACAUCUUCAGAGUGAUUGCAGUCAACAAAUACGGAGUUGGUGAGCCGCUAGAAUCUGAGCCAAUGAUCGCCAGAAAUCAGUUUGUCACUUCCAACUCACCAACAGAUGUAGAAGUCUCCACAAUCACCAAAGACUCAAUGGUGGUGACCUGGGAUAGACCGACUAACGAUGGUGGCAGCUCCAUUCAUGGAUACAUUGUUGAGAAACGUGACAAGGACGGCGUGAGAUGGACCAGGUGCAACAAGCGGACAGUGAGUGAGCUGCGCUUUAGAGUGACAGGGCUCCUAGAAAACCACAGCUAUGAAUUCAGAGUUGCUGCUGAAAAUGCUGCUGGGGUUGGAACACCUAGUGCACCCACUGUGUACUACAAAGCAUUGGAUCCUGUCUUCAAAGCAGGCCCGCCAAACAACCCCAAGGUGGUGGACACAUCUAGGUCCACUGUUUCUCUGACGUGGAGCAAACCCAUCUAUGAUGGUGGCUGUGAGAUUCAGGCUUACAUUGUUGAGGCCUGCAAUUCAGCAACUGAUGAGUGGUUUAUGUGCACUCCUCCAACUGGAAUCACAGACACCAAGUUCACAGUAAAAAAGCUUCUGGAGAAGCACGAAUACCAAUUCAGAGUUUGCGCCAUCAACAAAGUUGGUGUCGGGGAGCAUGCUGAUAUCCCAGGAAAGAUUAUGCUGGAGGAAAAGCUGGAGGCUCCAGAUCUUGACUUGGAUAGUGAUAUGAGAAAGAUGAUCAACAUCAGAUCAGCAAGUACUCUCAGGCUGUUUGUUCCCGUAAGAGGUCGUCCAGCUCCUGAGGUGAAAUGGGGGAAGGCUGAGGGUGAAAUUAAAAAGACUGCCCUGAUUGACAAUACAAGCAGCUAUGCUUCACUUGUCAUUGAGAAUGUUGACAGAUUUGACACCGGCAAGUACACUCUGACUGCAGAGAAUGCCAGCGGAGUGAAGUCGGUCUUCAUCAGUGUCAGAGUCUUGGAUUCACCUGGUCCACCGGCUAACUUCUUGGUGAAAGAGAUCACCAAGAAUUCCGUCACUCUCACAUGGGAGCCUCCACAUCUGGAUGGCGGCUCAAAGAUAAAGCAUUAUAUUGUUGAGAAACGUGAGAGCACUAGGAAAGUUUAUUCCCCCAUCACCACCUGCAACAAGAUGUCAUGGAAAGUUGAGCCUCUUCCAGAGGGUGGAAUCUUCUUCUUCAGAGUCCUGGCCGAGAAUGAAUAUGGCGUGGGGCUCCCUGCUAAAACCAUAGAACCACUUAAGAUAUCUGAAAAGCCUCAGCCACCGGGUAAAGUCAGUGUGGUUGACGUCACUUGUAGCACCGUAUCUCUUACCUGGGAGAAGCCUGAGCAUGACGGCGGCAGUAGGAUCAGUUACUAUGAGGUUGAAUUGGCUCCUAAGGACAGCGAAAAUUGGUCCCUGUGCGCUAGUGGAAAAGCACUGGAGACUGUAGUGACAAAUCUGCUCAAGGGAGAGGAGUACCAGUUCAGAGUUUUUGCCGUGAAUGACAAGGGCAAAAGUGACCCCAGACAACUGGCUCAAUCUGUUUUAGCUAAGGACCUUGUUAUUGAGCCUUUCGUUAGACCCCAUAUGAGCUCCUACAGUGUCCAGGUGGGGUAUGACCUGAAGAUUGAGGUGCCAGUUGCUGGUCAUCCAAAGCCAACCAUCACGUGGUCAAAGGAUGGAGCAGCCCUCAAGCAGACCACCAGAGUCAAUGUCACUGACUCGGCACGUCACACCACCCUCACCAUAAAAGAUUCCGCCAGAGACGAUGGAGGCAUGUACAGUAUCAAUAUUGUCAAUGCCCUGGGUUCUAAGGAUGCCACAAUUGAGGUAAUUACCCUAGACAAACCAGGCCCACCAACAGGCCCUGUCAAAUUUGAGGAUGUUAGUGCUGAGAGUAUGACUCUUAACUGGGAGCCUCCGACAUAUACGGGUGGUUGCCCGAUCACCAACUAUGUUGUGGAAAAGAGAGACACAACAACAACUAACUGGAUGGUCUUAUCUGCCACUCUGGCAAGGACCACGCUAAAAGUGAGCAAUCUGAAGACCGGUAGUGAAUACCAGUUCAGAAUCUAUGCUGAGAACAGAUUGGGAAAGAGUUAUGCAAUCGAUUCAGAGCCUGUUGUGGCUCGGUAUCCGUUCCAGGAGCCUGGCCCUUCGGGAACACCAUUUGUGUCCACAUAUUCUAAAGACUACAUGGUGGUUGAGUGGCACAAACCCCCAUCGGAUGGAGGAAGUGCCAUUUUGGGCUACCAUCUGGAGAGAAAGGAGAAGAACAGUAUCCUCUGGACCAAGAUCAACAAAAUGCUCAUCCAAGACUGCAGGUACAAAUCUGCUCCUCUUGAGGAAGGCAUUGAGUAUGAAUACAGAGUCUAUGCUGAGAAUAUUGUUGGCAUUGGAAAAUGCAGCAAAGUCUCUGAGGUUUAUGUAGCCCGUGACCAGUGUUAUCCCCCUGGCCGCCCUGACGCGGUGAUUGUGACCAGGCACUCAGUGAAGCUGAGGUGGACGGCUCCGGAGUAUAAUGGUGGAAGCCUUAUCACAGGCUAUGUCGUGGAGAAACGCGACCUUCCUGAGGGAAAGUGGAUGAAGGCCAGCUUUGCGAACGUCAUUGAACAUGAAUUCACAGUGACCGGUCUGACGGAAGACAGUAAAUAUGAUUUCCGAGUAAUAGCAAGGAAUGCAGCUGGUGCUGUCAGCAAGCCCUCUGAGAGUACGGGAUCCAUCACAGCCAAGGAUGAAAUUGAGCAACCUAAGUGUGAGACGGAUUCUAUGUACAACCAGACCAUUGUCCUCAAUGCUGGUGAGACUUUCAGUCUGGAGGCCAGUGUGGAGGGAAAACCCGUCCCCAAAGCUCAGUGGUUCAAGGGAAAUGUUGAAGUUGAAAACUCAGCACGAGCUGAGAUCAAAAAUACAGAUUUUAAGGCUUUGCUCGUUGUGAAGGAUGCCAUCCGAGUGGAUGGUGGACAGUACACGCUUGUUGUGACUAAUGUGGCUGGAAGUAAGACUGUCCCAUUCAGCGUCAAGGUCCUGGACAGACCAGGUCCCGCAGAGGGACCUCUCACCGUCAGCAAUGUGACUGAGGAGAAGUGCUCCCUGUCAUGGUUGCCCCCCAGGCACGAUGGAGGAGCAAGCAUUUCUCACUAUGUCAUUCAGAAGAGAGAAACCAGCCGCCUGGCAUGGACCUUAGUCUCCAGUGACUGUGGAGCUACCAUGUUCAAGGUUACCAAACUGUUGAAGGGCAACGAGUACAUCUUCAGAGUCAUGGCUGUCAACAAAUACGGAACGGGCGAGCCUCUUGAAUCAGUGCCAGUCAUCAUGAGAAAUCCAUUUGUUCCCCCCGGCUCACCUCAGGAGCUUGAGAUCACUAACAUAACCAGAGACUCCAUGACCGUCUGCUGGAACCGCCCGGAGGCAACUGGAGGCAGUGAAAUUGUUGGUUACAUCGUUGAGAAGAGAGACAGAGCUGGAGUGAGAUGGACCAAGUGCAACAAGCGUAGGGUGACAGACUUACGUUUCAGAGUGACAGGAUUGACUGAGGACCAUGAAUAUGAAUUCAGGGUAUCUGCUGAGAAUGUAGCUGGAGUGGGUCUACCAAGCCCGUCUACAUCUUACCUCAAGGCCUGUGACCCCUCCUUUGAACCGGGCUGUCCAUCCAAUGUCCAUGUGGUCGAUGUGACUAAAAACACCAUUGGUCUGGCUUGGCACCGGCCCAUCUACGACGGUGGUUGUGAGAUUCAAGGAUACGCUGUGGAAAUUACUAAGGCCGAUGAAGAGGAAUGGAGCAUAUGCACUCCACCUACUGGAGUCAGUGAAACCAGGUUUACCAUCACUAAGCUGACGGAGCACCAGGAAUACAAGGUGCGCAUAUGUGCCAUCAACAAGCUAGGUGUGGGUGAGCCCACCGAGGUCGAAGGAGUUGUGAAACCAUUGGACAAGCUUGAUCCUCCUGAGGUGAUUCUGGAUUCAGAGCUAAGGAAAGGAAUAGUUGUCCGUGCAGGGGGCUCAAUGAGAAUCUGCAUUCCAUUCAAAGGCCAUCCUACUCCUGAGAUCAGCUGGGCCAAGGAGGACAGAGCACUGCCCAGUAAAGCUCGGAUAGACUCUAAUGAAGAAUGCUCACAGCUCUCCAUUGAUAUCUGUGACAAAUAUGAUGCUGGAAAAUACAUCCUCCACUUGGAAAAUACCGCAGGCACCAAGUCAGCUUUUGUUUCUGUUAAAGUUUUGGACACGCCAGGGGCCCCUUUGAAUCUGACCGUAAAAGACAUUAAGAGGGAAAGUGUCACUUUGACCUGGGAGCCUCCUCUUAUUGAUGGAGGUGCAAGAAUCAAGAAUUACCUUGUUGAAAAGCGUGAGUCAAACAGGAAAGUUUACUCCAACGUGGACAGCAAAUGCACAAAGACAAGCUACCGUAUAACUGGUCUCACUGAGGGGCAAAUCUACUAUUUCAGAAUCUUGGCGGAGAAUGAGUUUGGUGUUGGACAGCCAGCUGAGACAGAAGACUCUGUUAAGACCUCUGAGUCUCCUCUACCAGUUGGUAAAGUCACUUUAACUGAAGUUUCCAAAACCUCUGCCUCGUUCUCCUGGGAGAAGCCAGACCAUGAUGGCGGCAGCCGGAUUAUGGGCUAUUACAUCGAGAUGCAGCCGGUGGGUUCAGAAGAGUGGGUGGUGGCCGCCACAACCAAAGCUUGUGAGGGAACUGUCACAAGCCUGAGCGCUGGGCAUGAGUACCUCUUCAGAGUGUCGGCCUUCAAUGAAAAGGGCAAGAGUGACCCCAGGGCUCUGGCUGCACCAGUCACUGCUAAAGAUGUUACUAUGAUGCCCGGCUUUAAGAUGGCAUUCAACACUUACAGUGUACAGAACGGUGAGGAUCUGAAGAUAGAGAUUCCAGUGAUUGGGCGCCCUGUUCCCAGUGUUGAAUGGAAGAAGGAUGGACACGCUCUAAAGGAGACAACUAGACUAAACGUAUCCAGAACACUGUCAUCUACUAAGCUGUGCAUCAAGGAUGCAAAUAGGGAAGAUUCUAGUAAAUACACCAUCACAGCCACCAGUAGUGUUGGAACAGCUUCAGAGGAGAUUACCGUGAUCAUCCUUGAAAAGCCCGGCCCUCCCACAGGCCCUGUGAAGAUAGAGGAGGUGAGCUCCAACUAUGUCAAUCUCUCCUGGGAGCCACCAGAGUAUACUGGAGGCUGUCAAAUCAACAACUACAUUGUGGAAAAGAAAGAUACCACCACAACAGCAUGGCAGAUUGUGUCUGCUACCAUUGCCAGAACAACCAUUAAAGUCACCAAUUUAAAGACUGGAACUGAGUAUCAAUUUAGAGUCUCGGCUGAGAAUAGAUAUGGAAAGAGUUCUGCCAUUGUCUCUUCCAAUGUUAUUGCUCAGUUUCCAUUCAGUGUGCCUGCUGCUCCUGGAACACCAAUUGUUUCUGCUGCAACCAAGGAGAACAUGGUUGUUGAGUGGAAAGCUCCUCCCAACAACGGAGGUAGCCCAGUCUUAGGCUAUCACCUUGAGAGAAAAGAGAAGAACAGCCUCUUGUGGACCAAACUCAACAAGCUUCUAAUCCCAGACGCACGUUUCAAAACUUCAGACCUGGAAGAAGGCAUUGAGUAUGAAUUCAGAGUUUAUGCUGAGAACAUUGCUGGACUCGGCCCAGUUAGCAAGGUCUCACAGAGCACAGUAGCCAGGGACCCCUGUGACCCACCAGGCACUCCUGAGGCCAUUGAUAUCACCAGAAAUCAUGUGACGCUUCAGUGGACAAGGCCUCAAUAUGAUGGAGGCAGUACAAUCACUGGCUAUGUGAUUGAGAGGAAGAAGCACCCAGACACCCGCUGGAUGAAGGCCAGCUUCACCAACAUCAUUACUACACAGUACACACUCACCGGCCUGACUGAGGGCUGUGUUUACGAGUACAGAGUCAUUGCCAGGAACGCUGCUGGGAUUUUCAGUCGACCCUCUCCGAGCACAGGAGAGAUUACCGCCAAAGAUGACAUUGUGGCUCCAGAGGCCACCAUGGAUUCUAAAUUCCAGAAUACUACUGUUGUUAGUGCCGGUGAGACGUUUGUCAUUGACGCUGAUUAUACCGGCAAGCCUCUGCCUGAAGUAAUUUGGUUAAAAGAUCAGAAAGAGAUUGACAAACUUACACAGAGAAUGGAGGUCAACACCACCCUCACACGUACUAUCCUGACGGUCAAGGAUUGCAUCAGAGUCGACGGUGGCCACUUUUCCCUCAAACUUGUGAAUGUAGGAGGAGUCAAGAUAGUCCCAGUUAAUGUUAAAGUUCUGGAUAGACCUGGUCCUCCAGAUGGUCCCCUGGAAGUCAAAGGGGUCACAGCAGAAAAAUGUUAUCUGCACUGGAACCAUCCCUCACAUGAUGGUGGAGCCAGCAUCUCUCACUACAUAAUUGAGAAGAGAGAGACCAGUCGUUUGUCAUGGACCAUGGUUGAGCCCAAGAUCCAGGCCAUCAGCUACAAAAUCACAAAACUGUUGCCUGGCAAUGAAUACAUAUUUAGAGUCACUGCUGUCAAUAAAUAUGGCAUUGGUGAACCUUUGGAAUCUGGGGCUGUUAUUGCUCGUAACCCCUUCACCAUUCCCAGUUCCCCCUCCACCCCAGAGACCAGCGCUAUCACGAGGGACUCCAUUGUGCUUACAUGGGAGAGACCGGAGCACAAUGGAGGAGCUGAGGUUGAAGGCUACAUCCUUGAAAAACGUGAUAUGGAUGGCAUCAGAUGGACUAAGUGCAAUAAGAAGAGACUGAGUGACCUGAGAUUCAGGUGCAGUGGCCUAACAGAGGGACACUCCUAUGAAUUCAGGAUCUCAGCUGAAAAUGCUGCAGGUGUGGGAAAGCCUAGUCCACCGACUGAAUACAUCAAAGCCUGUGAUGCCAUUUAUCCACCAGGCUCUCCGAAUAACCCCAAAGUCACUGGCCAUUCAAGCACCACAGUUUCACUGUCCUGGUCCAGGCCAAUCUAUGAUGGUGGAGCAUCGAUAAGUGGAUAUGUUGUUGAAAUGAAGGAGGCAGCAGAUGAUGAAUGGAUCACCUGCACACCACCCACUGGUGUUCCGGCUACUCACUACACUGUAAAGCAUCUGAAGGAGAAUGCAGAGUACAACUUCCGCAUCUGCGCGAUUAACUGUGAGGGUGUAGGAGAGCAUGUGGACCUGUCUGGUUCUGUGAUCGCCGCAGAGAAGCUGGAGGCUCCUGAAAUAGAACUAGAUGGAGACCUGAGGAAGAUGGUCAAUAUCCGUGCCUCCGCCACUCUGCGUCUGUUUGUGCCUAUCAGAGGAAAACCAGAGCCAGAGGUCAAAUGGUCAAAGGCCGAGGGCGCUUUGAAUGAGCGUACCCAGAUUGAAGUCACAGGCUCCUACACAAUGCUGAUGAUUGAGAAUGUCGAUAGAUUUGACACUGGAAAAUAUGUACUGAACCUCGAGAACCUCAGUGGUUCUAAAUCAGCCUUCAUCAAUGUCAGAGUUCUGGACUCCCCCAGCGCUCCUACCAACCUGGUGAUUAAGGAUGUGAAGAGAACUUGUGUCUCUCUCUCCUGGGAACCUCCUUCAAUAGAUGGUGGGGCUAAGAUAUCCCACUAUAUUGUUGAGAAGAGAGAUCAGAAGAGAAUGGCCUUCACUAGUGUUUGCACCAACUGCGUGAGGAACUCUUACCUGAUUUCUGACCUGCAGGAGGGAGGCCGAUACUAUUUCCGCGUGUUGGCUGUCAACGAGCUCGGAGUAGGUCUGCCUGCCUCCACAGAACAAGUCAAGGUGGCCGAGGCUCCUUUGCCUCCUGGGAAGAUUGUCCUGGUUGACGUAACUCGUCAUACGGUCUCUCUUUCCUGGGAGAAGCCCGAUCAUGACGGAGGCAGCAAGAUUACAAACUUUAUUGUUGAGAUGCAGCCAAAGGGAGAUGACAAAUGGUCUGUGUGCAGUGAAGUCAAAGCACUGGAAGCUACAAUUGGUGGACUCACAACUGGUGAGGAAUAUUCCUUCAGGGUCACUGCUGUCAAUGAUAAGGGGAAGAGUGAUGCUAAGCCUCUGGCCACCCCCGUGUUAGUGAAAGACAUCACAAUGGAGCCCGUUAUCAAGCUGUUGUAUGACACAUACAGUGUAAAAGCAGGAGACGACCUGAAGAUCGAUGUUCCCUUCAGAGGUAGACCGCAGCCUGAGGUGUCCUGGAAGAAGGACGGCCAAGUGCUUAAGCAGACAACAAGGGUUAAUGUCGUUACUUCAAAGACCUCAUCCAAGAUUGUCAUAAAGGAUGCAACCAAAGAUGAUGUCGGGAAGUAUGUGAUUACUCUGACAAACUCAGUUGGCACCACCACAGCUGGAAUAUCUGUUGUAAUUCUAGACAAACCCGGCCCGCCCAGCAACAUUAAGAUGGAUGAGGUGAGCGCUGACUUCAUCUCUCUGUCAUGGGAUCCUCCAACCUAUAAUGGUGGAUGUCAAAUCAACAACUAUGUUGUGGAGAAGAGAGACACUACCACAACAUCAUGGCAGAUUGUCUCCGCCACAGUAGCCAGGACAUCAAUCAAGGUGUCUCGUCUCUCUCAGGGAACCGAGUAUCAGUUCCGCAUUGCAGCUGAGAACCGUUAUGGCAAGAGUUCUGCACUUGACUCCGCUCCCGUUACUGCUCAGUAUCCCUUCGAGCCUCCUAGCCCUCCGACCAAUGUCCAUGUCUCCCAUGCCACAAAGUAUGGAAUGCUCGUGGUAUGGGGCAGACCUGCCACUGAUGGUGGCAGCCCUGUAACUGGUUAUCACAUUGAAUGCAAAGACCAAAGCAGCAUCCUCUGGACCAAGGUCAACAGAGGUCUGCUGGCUGAGAACCAGUUUAAAAUGACAGGCGUUGAAGAAGGCCUGCUGUAUCAGUUUAGAGUCUAUGCUGAGAAUAUGGCUGGAAUUGGUCCUUGCACUAAAGCCAGUGACCCUGUGCCAGCCCGGGAUCCAUGUGAAUCUCCACGUAACCUUAGAGUCACCAACAUCACCAGGACCUCAGUUUCCCUCUUCUGGGAGAAGCCAGAGUAUGAUGGCGGAAUAAUGGUGACCGGGUACAUUGUUGAGCGUAAAGAACUUCCCAACGGCCGCUGGCUUAAAUGCAACUUCACCAACGUGCAAGACACCUACUACGAUGUCACAGGCCUCACAGAAGAUGUCCAAUAUGACUUCCACGUCAUUACUAAGAAUUCUGCAGAGCUGUUGAGUGCUCCCUCGGAGAGCACUGGUCCUGUCACGGUCAAGGAUGAUGUUGACCCUCCCACUAUUAUCCUGGAAGAUAAAUUCAGACAGCUGGUUGUCACUAAGGCUGGAGAGAUCAUUCGAAUUGAUGCCGAAAUCACGGGCCGUCCACUCCCAGUUGUAUCAUGGUCAAAGGAUGGAAAGGAGAUUGAGGAGAAGGCCAGGUGUGAAGUCACCUCCACCAACUUUGCAACAACGCUGAUUGUAAGAGACGCUAUCAGGAGGGACUCUGGCCAGUACGUGCUGACCUUACACAAUGUUGCAGGAACCAGGUCUGUUGCUAUCAACUGCAAAGUUCUGGACAGACCUGGACCUGCCUCUGGACCUUUGGCAGUAACCGGUCUAACGGGCGAGAAAUGCACCAUAAACUGGGGCCCCCCCCAGGAGAACGGCGGUGCAGAAGUUAUGCACUACAUUGUGGAGAAACGUGAGACCAGUCGUCUCACCUGGACUCUUGUCUAUGGUGACAUGAAGGCAACGACCUGUAAGGUGACCAAGCUGCUCAGAGGAAACGAGUACAUCUUCAGAGUUCGGGGGGUCAACAAAUACGGGGAUGGUGAGGCCCUGGAGAGUGAGCCAACAAGGGCCAUACAUCCUUUCACUGUGCCCACCGCUCCCACUAAUGUACAGGUCACCUCAAUUACCAGCGAGGCAAUGACCAUUUGUUGGGAAAGACCAGUUUCUGAUGGCGGCAGCAGUAUCUCUGGCUACGUCAUUGAAAAGCGGGAAAAGACCGGCCUUCGCUGGUGCCGUGUCAACAAAAAACCUGUUUAUGACCUCAGAGUCAAAGCUUCACACCUUCGGGGUGGCAGUGAGUAUGAGUACAGAGUGUUUGCAGAGAACUCCGCAGGCCUGAGUGCUCCCAGCGUGGCUUGCCCACUUACAAAGGCUGAAGAUCCUCUGUUUCUGCCUUCACCCCCCGCUAAGCCAAAGAUCAUCGACUCUACAAAGACAACAGCCACCCUGUCGUGGAAUAAGCCACUAUUUGAUGGUGGAUCCCCUGUGACCGGCUACAGAGUCAAAUACAGGAAUACUGUAGAUGAUGAAUGGAUUACUGCUGUCCAGAAUACCAAGAACACAGAGUUUACAGUGGUGGGAUUGACACCUGGGGCAGAAUAUGUGUUUGUUGUUAAGUCCAUUAACAAGAUCGGAGCCAGCGAGCCCAGUCCUGAAUCUGACAAACAGGUUGCCAAAGAAAGAGAGGAGGAGCCAGUCUUUGACAUCAGCAACGACAUGAGGAAGACUCUUAUUGUGAAGGAUGGUAGCUCAUUCACUAUGACAGUACCCUUCAGAGGCAAACCCAUCCCCAGUGUUUCAUGGACUAAGCCUGAUAUUGAUCUUAGAGUUCGUGCGGUCAUUGACACCACAGACAGCUUCACCUCCAUCACCUUAGAGAAAGCAACUCGCAAUGACUCUGGCAAAUACACCAUCACCUUGUCUAGCGUAGCUGGAACAGCCACCUUGACACUCAACGUCAGAGUCUUGGAUUCCCCUGGACCUCCUGCCCAUGUACAGGUCAAGGACGUGACCAGGACUUCUGCUACUGUAACCUGGGACACCCCUGAGAAUGAGGGAGGAGGACCGGUCAAGACCUACCAUGUUGAUAUCCGUGAGGCCAGCAAAAAGGGCUGGACCAGGUUGACCGACACUUGCAGCAGACUGACAUACAAGGUGAUGGACGUGCUGGAGGGGGGAGUCUACUUCUUCAGAGUGACAGGCGAGAACGAGUACGGUGUUGGUGUUUCUGCUGAGACCAAAGAUGCCACCAAGAUCACAGAAAAACCAAGCCCACCACCAAAGCUGGGUGUGACUGAUGUUACCAAGGAGAGUGUGUCCCUUGUCUGGGCUAAACCAGAACAAGACGGAGGCAGCAGAGUUACUGGAUACCUGGUGGAAGCUCUGGAGAAUGGCCAGGAGAAGUGGGUUAAGUGUGGGCUGACCAAGUCCACCCACUUCACAGUGUCUGGUCUGAGGGAGAAUGCUGAGUACUUCUUCAGAGUCAGAGCAGAGAACCAUGCUGGCUUCAGUGAUAUUAAGGAAAUGCUCACCCCAGUAGUGGUCAAAGACCAGCUUGAAUCCCCUGAGAUCAACAUGAAGGACUUCCCCCACAACACAGUGUAUGUUAGAGCCGGCUCCAACCUCAAGUGUGAGAUCCCACUGACCGGCCGGCCCAUGCCCAAAGUCUCUCUGUCCAAGGAUAACGUCCCGCUCAAGUCAACAAUGAGGUUCAACUCUGAGGUUACCCCCGACGGCAUCAAGAUAACUCUGCGAGAGAGCAUUGCUGGAGACUCGGGACGCUACGAUAUCACUGCCUCCAACUCCAGUGGAACCACCAAAUCCUUUGUGAAUAUAAUGGUUCUGGACCGCCCCAGUGCUCCGGUUGGACCCGUGGAGCUGUCUGACGUCACAGAGGACAGCGUGACCCUGAAUUGGUUCCCACCCGUAUAUGAAGGUUGCAGCCCCAUCACCAACUACAUCAUCCAGAAGAGAGAGACCACCACGGCCAACUGGAUGGAUGUCUCUUCUGCUGUGGCCCGCUGCACCAUGAAGAUCAUGAAGCUGACCACUGGCCUGCAGUAUCAGUUCAGAAUCAGGGCUGAGAACAGAUAUGGAAUCAGCGAGCACAUUGACUCGCCGGCCGUCACUGUCAGCCUGCCUUACACUCUUCCUGAAGCUCCAUCAGCUCCAGAGGUCACUCGCGUAACCAGGGAGACCAUCACCAUAGCCUGGAAGGAGCCCCAGUCGGACGGCGGCAGCCAUGUGUUCGGAUACCAUCUCCAGAUGAAAGACCGGAACAGCCUCCUUUGGCAGAGGGUCAACAAAAUGGUGAUUCGUGCAAAUCACUACAAGGUCACCAACAUCAGUGCUGGACUCAUUUAUGAGUUCAAGGUAGCAGCAGAGAACGCGGCCGGAGUCGGUGCCUUCAGCAAGCUGUCUGAUGCAGUGCUGGCUAUUGAUGCCUGUGAGCCACCCACCGACGUCCGUAUAAGUGACAUCACCAAGAACUCCAUCAGCCUGGUCUGGCAGAGGCCGAAUUACGAUGGCGGAUCCCCAAUCACCGGUUACAUUAUUGAGAAGAGAGAGGGCGGUAACGCCAGGUGGUCCAAGACCAACCUCACCAAUGUCUCAGAAAGCCGCUUCACUGUGACCGGCCUGACCCAGGACGAGACGUACGAGUUCAGAGUCAUGGCCAAGAACGCCGUGGGCUCCGUGAGCAACCCGUCCAUGACAGCUGGACCGGCCACAUGUGUGGACACCUACGGUGCCCCGGAGAUUGAAAUACCUCAAGAGUACUUCAGUGAAGUCAAGCACAUGGCCGAAUCUAAUGUGGAACUCAAGUUUAAUAUCACAGCCAAACCUGCUCCCACUAUCGAGUGGUUUAAGGACGGCAGAGAGCUUGAGCAGACCACCCAGCUCUCUUUCAAACACACAUUCGAGUCCACCAGUUUGUUCCUGAAGGACACCACUCGCCUCAACUCUGGAGUCUACGAGGUGAAGGUGAAGAACUCCCUGGGGACCGCGAGCGGCGUCGUCAGGCUGCUUAUUCAAGACAAGCCAGGCCCCCCUGAUGGAGAGAUUCAGUUUAAGAAGGUGACAGCCGACAACAUCACCAUCAUGUGGUCGCCUCCUGCUGACGAGGGCGGCGCCAUGGUGACGCACUAUAUUGUGGAAAAAAGGGAGACCAGCAGGAUCAUGUGGUCCAUCAUCUCAGAGAAAUUGGUGGACUGCAUUGUUAACGUCCCCAGACUCAUCCAGGGCAAUGAGUACAUCUUCAGAGUCCGUGGAGUCAACAAGUACGGCGUUGGGGAACCACUGGAGUCCCAACCUGUAAUCGCAAAGAACUCAUUUGUUGCUCCCAGUGAGCCGUCCAAGCCCAAAGUGACCAUGAUCACCAAGUCCACCAUGACGGUGAUCUGGGAAAGGCCGGCAUUGGAUGGAGGCAGCGACAUCGACGGCUACUACCUGGAGAAGAGGGAAAAGAAGAGUCUGCAGUGGUUCAAGGUGGUGAAAGGCACCAUCAGAGACACCAGGCAGAAAGUCACCAACCUGUCAGAGAACAACGAGUACCAGUACAGAGUUUGUGCUGUCAACAAGGCUGGAGCAGGAAACUACUCUGAGGCUUCUGACCUCUACAAGGCCUACGACCCCAUCGAUCUCCCUGGUGAGCCAUCCAAGCUGCGUGUGGUGGACUCCACAAAGACCUCCAUCACCCUCGGCUGGGAGAAGCCCAUCUAUGAUGGCGGCAGUGAAGUCACACACUACCUUCUGGAGCAGCUGAACACAGAGGAACAGGAUUGGGUGACUGUCAACCCGCAGGUCAAGGCCUGCGAGUACGUUGUGUCUCACCUCAAACCAGGAAGCUACUACUUCUUCAGAGUCUUUGCUGUCAACUGCAAGGGCAAAGGAGAAGACAUCAAGAUGUACCAGCCUGUGCAGGCCAAAGAUAUAUUGGAGGAGGCCGAUUUGGACCUGGACGUUCCCAUGAAGACUCAGUACACCGCCAGGGCCGGCCGUGACGUGGUAGUGUUUAUCCCCCUGAAGGGACGCCCCACCCCCAACGUCACAUGGCGCCGUAACGACCGCAACAUCGCUGCUGACAACCGCUACACCAUCACUACCACUGAACGGGCCACCACACUCCUCAUCCCCAAGGUCACCCGCGAUGAUCGCGGCAAGUACCUGCUGGAGAUUGAGAACGGCGUGGGAGAACCCAAGAUAAUCUCCGUUUCCCUGAAGGUUCUGGACAGUCCGGCCACCUGCCAGAAACUGAUGGUCAAGAACGUGACCAGAGGAAAGCUUACCUUGAGCUGGGAGGCCCCUCUCAUCGAAGGCGGUUCACCGGUCACUCAUUACAUUGUGGAGAAGAAGGCCUCCACAAUGAAGGCUUACCAGGUGAUAAACGCCGAGUGGGCCAACACUUCUUACAAGGUGUCGGGCCUGGAGGAGGACAUAGCUUACUUCUUCCGUGUGUCUGCUGAAAAUGAGUACGGCGUGGGAGACACCUGCGAAACCAGCGAGCCUGUAAGAGCCACAGAGACACCAGGAGCUGUAAAGAACCUGGUGAUGGCCGACUCCACAAAGUCCUCCGUUACCCUGCAGUGGACCAGACCUGACCACGAUGGUGGCAGCUACAUCACCGAAUACGUCAUCGAGAAGAGAAGCUCGGAAGAAGCCAACUGGUCUUUGGGAGCGACAUGCAAGCGCUUGAACUGUGAGGUGACGGGACUCAAGGAGAACGCCGUCAUGGACUUCAGGGUGUUCGCCAAGAACGAGAAGGGCAACAGCGACUUCUCCAUGAUCACUGACAUCACAGUGAUGGACUUCAUCAUUCAACCCGAAGCCAGUCUAAGUGACUACCCCAAUUGUGAGCUGGCUGUUCGUGUUGGUCAGAACAUCCACAUUGAGUUGCCCUUCAAGGGUAAACCAAGACCUGCAAUCAGCUGGCUAAAGGAUAACUUGCCGCUGAAGGAAAGUGAUAAGAUCCGCUUCAGGACCACUGACAACAAGACCGCAGUCACAGUCAGAGGAGCCAAGAAGGAGAAUGCCGGCCAGUACACCUUGGUUCUGGACAACAGAGUGAUAAAGAAUUACUUUGACAUUAAUGUGACCACUCUGGGACCCCCCUCAGUGCCUGUUGGACCCAUCCGCUUCGACGAGAUUAAGGCUGAGAGUAUCAUCAUUUCCUGGGAUGAGCCGAAGGAGGACGGAGGUGGAGAGAUCACCUGCUACUGCGUGGAGAAGCGUGAGACCUCUCAGUCCAACUGGAAAAUGGUCUGCUCCAGUGUCGUCAGGGCUACCUUCAAGAUUCCCAACCUGGUGAAGGGAACUCAGUACCAGUUCAGAGUCCGUGCAGAGAACAAAUACGGGGUCAGUGAAUCACUCACCUCCUCAGAAAUCCUCGCCGAACACCAGUACAAACCUCCGGGGCCAGCAGCAAAGCCGGUAGCCUACAACGUCACCAGUGACGGGAUGACCAUCCGGUGGGAGACCCCAGGCUUCGACGGAGGCUCCCCCAUUCUGGGCUAUCAUGUUGAAAAGAAGGACAGAAACAGCCUCCUGUGGCAGAAGGUGAACUCCACCAUCAUCUCCAACAAGGAGUACCGGAUCACCGGCCUCAUAGAGGGCCUGGAGUACUCCUUCAGAGUGUACGCCGAGAACAAAGCCGGGCUCAGCCCCGUCAGCGAGCAGAGCAAACACGCGCUCGCCAUCUCCCCUGUUGAUCCACCUGGAAACCCCCUCUGCAUCGAUGUGACCAGAGACUCGGUCACCCUGCAGUGGGAAAUCCCCAAGAAGGAUGGUGGCAGCAGAAUUGUUGCCUACAGUGUGGAGCGGCGCCAAGGUAGAGGCAAAUGGCUGCGAUGCAACUUCACUGAUAUCUGCGAGACCCAGUACACGGUGACCGGUCUGUCCGCUGGAGACCGGUUUGAGUUCAGAAUCAUCGCCAGGAAUGCUGUGGGCACAGUGAGUCCACCUUCCAACUCCUCUGGAUACAUCAUGACCAAAGAUGAAAGCAUUACCCCUGAGAUCGAGUGGGCUCCAGACCAGGUGACCACCCUGAAGGCUGGUGAGAACAUCAUGCUCAACUGCAGCAUCACUGGGCGUCCCGUGCCCCAGGUCCUCUGGUAUAAGGAUGGCAAAGAGAUUGACAAGAGGACCAUGUAUGACAUCGAGAUUACUAGCGGCAUCGGCGCCAGCAGUCUUUUCAUCCGUGAUGCUGACAGGAACCACCGUGGCAUUUACACCGUGGAGGCCAAGAACAGCUCCGGUAGCAGGAAAGCUGACGUCAACGUCCGAGUACAAGACACCCCCGGACCUGUUGAUGGUCCCAUCCGAUUCACCGGUAUCACGGCUGAGAAGUGCACCGUGUGGUGGAACCCACCAGAGAACGACGGCUGUGCCGCCAUCACCCACUAUGUGGUGGAGAAGAGGGAGACAUCCAGGAUCUCCUGGGCUUUGGCCUCAUCCAAAUGUGAAGCCUGUUCUUUCAAUGCUGCCAACCUCAUCAAGGGCAACGAAUACCAGUUCAGAAUCUCUGCCGUGAACAAGUUUGGUGUUGGCAAACCACUGGACUCUGAUGCCAUCAUCGCACAGAUGCAAUACACUGUGCCCGAUGCGCCUGGUAUCCCAGAUGCAACUCACGUGACUGGAAACAGCAUCACCACGUGCUGGACCAGGCCCAGGUCUGAUGGAGGUAAUGAAAUCAAACAUUACAUCCUCGAGAGGAGAGAGAAGAAGAGCCUGCGCUGGGUGAAGGUCUCCUCCAAGAGGCCCAUCACUGAGCUAAGACACCGUGUCAUCAAUCUCACCGAGGGCAACGAGUACGAGUUCCGCGUCAUGGCUGAAAAUGGUGCUGGAAUCGGACCGGCCAGCAGUACUUCUAGACUCUUCAAAUGCAAGGAGCCGACCAGUGCUCCCAGUACCCCCACAUUAAUAAAGGUCACUGACUCCACCAAGUCCUCCGUCACCCUGGAAUGGACCAAGCCAGUCUUCGAUGGAGGCCUGGAAAUUAUUGGCUACAAUAUCGACAUGUGCAAGGCCAGCCUAGAGGAGUGGCACAGAGUCAACAACCAGUUGUGCAUCGACACCACUUACACUUCCAAGGGAUUGGUGCCCGGAGAGCUCUAUAAGUUCAGGGUCAGUGCUGUGAACGGCUCGGGGGAGGGCGACGCCUCGGUGAUGGCCAGCGCUGUUCAGGCUCUGGACAGACUCACGUCUCCUGAAAUCGAACUUGAUGCCAACUUCAAGCAGACUCACAUCGUGAAGAACGGCGGCACUGUCACCCUUCAAGUCACCUUCCGCGGCAAACCAGCUCCUCUCGCCACUUGGUCCAAGAUAGACGGUGAGCUGCCCGUCAUGGGCGAUAUCAGCACCACAGACUCCUCCUCCACGCUGACCAUCGAGGGCUGCACGAGAUACGAAGCGGGCAAAUACGUCCUGUCCCUGGAGAACAACAGCGGGCGCAAGGCCAUCACGUUCACCGUCAAAGUGCUGGACACACCCGGACCUCCGGGAGCCAUCACCUUCAAGGACGUUAUCCGGGGAGCCUUGACCAUUAUGUGGGAUGCCCCCACCAACGACGGCGGAGCCCGAAUCCACCACUACAUUGUUGACAAGCGCGAGGCCAGCCGCCUCGCCUGGCAGGAAGUCAGCAACAAGUCAUCCCGACAGAUGAUUAGGGUAACUGGUCUGGACAUUGGUGUGCCGUAUCUCUUCAGGGUGAUUGCUGUCAACCAGUAUGGCCAGGGAGAAGCUCAUGAGAUGACGGAGCCCAUCAUUGCCACAGAGGAACCUGCUCCACCCAAAAGACUGGAUGUUGUCGACACCACCAACUCCACAGCCUCCCUGGUGUGGCUGAAGCCCGAGCAUGACGGAGGCAGCCGCAUCAGAGGUUACAUCGUGGAAUACAGAGCUAAAGGAUCAGACCUCUGGGUUGUUGGUGGAGAGACCAAAUCCCAGAAGAUGCUGUUGGAGGGUCUGGUUCACAACACAGAGUAUGACUUCAGAGUCAAGGCCAAGAACGAUGCCGGAGUCAGCGAGCCUCAGGGCACCUUCGGCUCUGUGGUCAUUAAAGAGCCUUGCAUCGAACCAACCGCUGACCUCAGCAGCAUCACCAACCAGCUGGUCACCUGCAAGACCUCCAGCACCUUCACCAUCGACAUCCCCAUCAGCGGCAGGCCGGCACCAAAGGUCACCUGGCGGCUGGAGGAGAUGAAGCUGAAGGAGACCGACAGAGUCCUAAUCAGCACCACAAAAGAGAGGACCACUCUGGUGGUGAAAGACAGCAAGAGAAGCGACAGCGGCAAGUACUACCUGAGCCUGGAGAACGCUGCCGGCGUCAAGACGUUCACGGUGACCGUGGCUGUUGUCGGCCGACCAACUCCACCCACCGGCCCCGUGGACAUUUCUGGAGUCUCCUCGGAGUCCUGCAACCUGGCCUGGUCCGAGCCAGCCGACGACGGCGGCAGUGACAUCACCAACUACAUCGUGGAAAAACGAGAGUCCGGCUCUGCCUCCUGGCAGGUAGUGAACUCCAGUGUGAAGAGAACCACCAUCAAAGUGACUCACCUCACCAAGUAUAUGGAGUACACCUUCAGGGUCUGCGCCGAGAACAAGUACGGAGUCAGCAAGUCCACAGAGUCCGCUUCCGUUGUGAUCGAGCAUCCAUACGUUGCUCCAAGUCCUCCAGGUCGUCCAGAUGUGACAUCCGUGUCCGCCAGCGUCAUCGGCAUCAAAUGGGAGGUGCCAUAUGACGACGGCGGCAGCAAGGUGACUGGCUACUGGAUUGAGAAGAAGGAGAGAAACACCAUCCUGUGGGUGAGGGAGAACAAGCUGCCCUGCCUGGAGUGCCACUACAAGGUGUCCAGCCUGAUCGAGGGCCUGGAGUACCAGUUCCGGGUGUACGCCAUGAACAUCUCCGGAUUCAGCAAGGCCAGCGGGGCUUCCAGACCCGUGGUGGCACUCAAUCCUGUUGAUCCUCCCGGUAAACCCGAGGUGACAGACAUCACCCGGUCCUCCGUGUCCUUGUGCUGGACCGUGCCGCAGAACGACGGCGGCAGCAGGAUCGUGGGCUACGUGGUGGAGAGGAAGGUCCACUGCGAGGACGAGUGGGACGACAACCGCUGGCUCAAGUGCAACUACACCACCAUCAGCGAGAACUACUUCACCGUCACCAACCUGGGAGAGGGGGAGACCUUCGAUUACCGUGUCGUUGCCAAGAACGCCGCCGGCGUCCACAGUGCCCCCUCUGAGGUCACCGGGCCGGUCACCUGCAAGGAUGAAUACUCUCCUCCUAAAGCUGAGCUGGACGGUAAGCUGCUGGGUGAGACCAUCACUGUCAACGCCGGCUCGGACGUGGUCCUGGACGGCGCUGUGGGGGGCAAGCCGGAGCCCACGGUCUACUGGGCAAAGGGCGACACGAUUUUGGAGCUGGGUGAGAAAUACUCGCUGACCUACACCUCCAGCAGAGCCAUGGCCGUCAUCAAGAGCUGCGACAGGUACGACACAGGCCGAUACGUCCUGACCGCCAAGAACGCCAGCGGAAUCAAGACCGUGGCCGUCAGCGUCAAAGUUCUGGACACUCCCGGGGCUCCGACGGAUAAGAUCGCCAUCAGCAGAGUGACGGAGGAGAAGUGCACUGUGUCCUGGAAGAUUCCUCUGGAGGACGGCGGCGACACCGUCAGCCAUUACAUCGUGGAGCGCCGCGAGACCAGCCGUCUCAACUGGGCCAUCGUGGAGACAGAGUGCAAGGCGCUAUCGUGCGUCAGCUCCCGGCUGAUCAAGGGCAACGAGUACGUCUUCAGGGUCAGAGGAGUCAACAAGUUUGGGCCCGGAGUUCCUCUUGAGUCCGAUCCCGUCAUCGCCAGGAACGCCUACACCUUCGCCUCCCAACCGGGCACUCCGGAGGCCACUGCGGUGGGCAAGGAGCAUGUCGUCAUCGAGUGGCUGAAGCCCGAGAGCGACGGAGGUAGCGAAAUCAAAACCUACCUGGUGGACAAGCGAGAGUCGAGCAGCACCAGGUGGACGCGGGUGAACAAGAACUUCACCAUCUACGACACCCGUCUGAAGAUCACGGGCCUGCUGGAGGGAAGCGAGUACCAGUUCAGGGUGACGGCCGUCAACGCUGCCGGGGACAGCCAGCCGAGCGACGCCUCGGCGUACAUUCUCUGCAAAGAACCCACAUACACCCCGGCUCCACCAUCGAUGCCUCGCAUCACCGACACCACCAAACACAGCAUCAGCAUGACCUGGACCCGGCCCAUGUACGACGGCGGCUCCGACGUCAGCGGCUACGUGGUGGAGAUCCUGGAGGAGGGAACGGAGCAGUGGUACCGCGCCACGGCCAAGGCCCUCAAGACCAACGACUACGUGGCCGCCGGCCUGGCGUCCAACAAGAAGUACAGGUUCAGAGUAGCAGCCAUCAACAGCAAAGGCACAGGGGAGUUCAGUGAAGCGAGCGCCGAGGUGGAGCCGCUGGAGAAGAUCGAAAUGCCCGAUCUGGAGCUGGCCGAGGACCUGAAGAAGACGGUAUGCCUGCGCGCCGGAGGAACCAUGCGCCUCCUCGUGUUCGUCAGCGGCCGUCCGCCCCCUGUGGUGAGCUGGAGGAAGACGGGCGUGGAGCUGCAGACCCGCGGCUACAUCGAGAACACCGACAGCUUCACCGCACUGACGAUGGAGAACAUCAACCGCUAUGACUCGGGGAAGUAUGUUGUGGAGGCGGAGAACCCGUCCGGCAAGAAGUCGGCCACCAUCCUGGUUAAAGUAUACGACACGCCUGGUCCUCCAGGUUGUGUGAACGUGAAGGACUAUACCAAGGAGUCGGUCGUGAUCACCUGGGACGUCCCGAGCAUCGACGGCGGCGCUCACGUCAGCAACUACAUCAUCGAGAAGCGUGACGCCAACAUGAAGUCGUACAAGACCGUCACCACCGAAUGUAGGAAGACGCUGUUCAGGAUCAGCGGUCUGGAGCAGGGAGUGCACUACUUUUUCAGGGUCCUGGCCGAGAACAUCUACGGCGUCGGCGAGCCCUGCGAGACGUCCGAGGCUGUGCUGCUGUGCGAGGUUCCGUCCGUACCUCAGGACCUACAGGUCCUCCAUGUCACCAAGUCCUCUGUCACGCUGCAGUGGAUGAAGCCCCUGCACGACGGUGCCAGCAGGCUGACAGGCUUUGUCCUGGAGGCCUGCAAGGUGGGGACGGACAGGUGGAGCGUCGUGGCAACAGUCAAGGCCUCCGUGUCCCAGCACAUCAUCCAGUCUCUGACUGAGAAAGAGCAGUACCUCUUCAGGGUUCGAGCCACCAACAGCAGAGGAACCAGCGAGCCCAUGGACACUGUCACUCCUGUGGUCAUUCAGGACAUCAAGGUGGUGCCGAAGAUCGACUUGACCAGCAUCCCUCAGAAGAUCGUCCAAGUGCACCGCGGUAAACCCGUCGACCUCACAAUCCCCUUCGAGGCCAAACCGCAGCCCGUCUGCUCCUGGUUCUUCGCCGGCGUCAAACUGAAGGACAGUCUGGACCGCAUCAAGAUCGACAGCAACGGAAAAUUCACCCACCUCGUCAUCCGCGAGACCACCAUCAACGACACGGGGAACUACUCGCUGGAGGUGAAGAACGCCGUCGGCACGGCGACUGAGGUCAUCAAGGUCAUCAUCCUCGACAAACCCGGCGUCCCGGUCGGGCCAGUGAGGAUCGAGGAGAAUGACGGCAUGUCGGUGAUGAUCAGCUGGGAGCCUCCGGAGAAGGACGGCGGUGCCAACGUCAGCGGCUACGUGGUGGAGCAGCGCGACGCCCACCGACCAGGCUGGAUCACCAUCUCCGAGUCGGUGACCCGGCCCUGUUUCAAGUUCACGCGCCUCAACGAGGGAACAGAGUACGUGUUCCGCGCCGCCGCCAUGAAUCGCUUCGGCGUCGGCAGCUUCCUGCAGUCUGAGGUGGUGGAGUGCAAGAGCGCGAAGACCAUCCCAGGACCCCCGAGCAGGCCAGUGGUGCUUGAUGCGACCCACGAGGGCAUGACCCUGACCUGGACACCGCCCGAAGACAACGGCGGCUCCACCAUCGCCGGCUAUAUCAUCGAACGUAAGGAGGCACGCUCUGACAGGUGGAUGAAGGUCAGCAAGAACCCUGUCACCAUGACCAGGUACCGCUCCUCGGGCCUGAUAGAGGGGCUGGAGUACGAACACCGGGUCACCGCCAUCAACUCCAGAGGAACUGGUAAACCCAGCGAGAGCUCUGACAUCACCGUGGCCAUGGACCCCAUCGAGCCUCCAGGUCCUCCACUUAAGCCCUGCGUCACCGACACCACCAGGACCUCGGUCUCUCUGGCCUGGCUGCCCCCCGAAGAAGAGGGUGGUGCUGUCAUUACUGGGUACUACAUCGAGAUGCAGAAGGUGGACCAGGUGGAAUGGACACUGUGCAACACCACGCCCACCAAGAUGUGCGAGUACACGCUGACCCACAUGCCUCAGGGCGCCGAGUACAAGUUCAGGGUCGUCGCCUGCAAUGCUGGUGGCACUGGAGAGCCUGCUGACGUUCCUGGAGUAGUUAAAGUCCAGGAGAUGCUCGGUCAUCCCGACUACGAGCUGGAUCACAGGUACGAGGAGGGCUACGUGGUGCGGCAGGGCGGAGUUGUCCAGCUGUCCGUGCCCAUCAAGGGUAAACCCAUCCCCACAUGCAAGUGGACCAAGGACGGUCGGGACAUCUCCCACCGGGCCAUGAUCGCCACCCACGAUGACAUCACAGAACUGGUCAUAAAAGAGGCGCAUAAAGACGACACCGGUACCUACGACCUGGUGCUGGAGAACAAAUGUGGCAGGAAGGCUGUGUACAUCAAGGUGAAGGUGAUCGGUCGCCCUGACAUCCCGGAAGGCCCUCUGGAGUUUGAUGACAUUCAGGCCAGAUCGGUCCGUGUCAGCUGGAGGCCACCGUCAGACGAUGGCGGCUCUGACAUUCUGGGAUACAUCGUGGAAAGGCGGGAAGUACCCAAAGCCGCCUGGUGUACAGUGGACUCCCGGGUCACUGAGACCUCACUGGUGGUGAAGGGCCUGAAAGAGAACGUGCAGUACCACUUCAAGAUCUCUGCCGAGAACCAGUUCGGCAUCAGCAGAUCUCUCAAGUCUGAUGAGGCCGUUACACCGAAAACACCACUCUGCCCACCGGAGCCUCCCAGCAACCCACCGGAGAUCAUGGACGUCACCAAGACCGUGGUGUCCCUGUCCUGGGCCCGGCCCCGGGACGACGGAGGCUCCCGAGUCACAGGAUACUACGUGGAAAGGAGGGAGGUGUCGACAGAGAAGUGGGUCCGACACAACAAGACCCACAUCACCACGACCAUGUACAACAUCACGGGUCUGAUCCCCGAUGCAGAGUACAUGUUCAGAGUGCUGGCUCAGAACGACAUCGGGCAAAGCGAGCCUGGUCCCGCCUCAGAGUCCGUGGUCUGCAAAGAUCCAUUCGACAAACCCAGCCAACCAGGAGAGAUCGACAUCAUCUCCAUCACCAAAGACUGCAUCACCAUCCAUUGGCUCAGGCCAGAGCAGGACGGUGGGAAGGAGAUUCUGGGCUACUGGAUUGAGUUCAGGCAGGCAGGAGAAAGUGCCUGGAAGAAAUGCAACCAGGAGCGCUCCAAAGAUCGACAGUUCACCAUGGGCGGUCUGAUGGAGGCCACCGAGUACGAGUUCAGGAUCAUCGCCGAGAACGAGACUGGACUCAGCCGACCUCGCCGCACGCCCAUGGGCAUCAAGACCAAACUGAGCGUUGGUGAGGUUCCAGCUCUGAAGGAAGAGAUCGCGGACGUGACCACCAAGCUCGGCGAGUCCGGCACCCUCACCUGUGGCAUCAUCGGCAGACCUCUACCUGAGAUCAAGUGGUACCGCUAUGGCAAGGAGCUGAUCCAGAGCCGCAAGUACAAGAUGAGCUCAGAUGGCCGUAACCACUCCCUCAGUGUCCUGACGGACGAGCAGGAGGACGAGGGCAGUUACACCUGCAGGGCCCUCAACGAGGCUGGAGAGGUGGAAACCAGUGGCAGGCUGCGACUGCAGGCGGCUCCCCAGUUCCACCCCGGCUUCCCUCUGAAGGAGAAGUAUUUCGCUGGGGCCGGGACCAGCCUCCGUCUCCACGUCGUCUACAUCGGACGUCCCAUCCCCCAGAUCAUGUGGUUCUACGGCAAGAAGCCUCUGAACGCAUCCGAGAAUGUUGUCAUUGAAAACACGGAGAGCUACUCCCACCUGGUGGUGAGGAACGUCCAGAGGAAGACCAACGCUGGCCGCUACAAGGUGCAGCUCAGCAACACGUACGGCACCGUGGACACUUCCCUGCGCGUUGAAAUCCAAGAUAAACCGUGCAUCCCUGAGGGCCCCAUCGUUGUCGACGCCCUGCUGAAGAGCUCCAUAGUCAUAAGCUGGAAGGCUCCAAAGGACGACGGAGGCUCCAUGAUCACCAACUACAUUGUGGAGAAACGUGAGGCCAAAGAAGGUGAACAGUGGCAACUGGUGUCCUCCUCUGUUUCUGGCACCACCUGCCGCGUCCCCAACCUGAUAGAGAGCGCCGGCUACUACUUCAGGGUCUCUGCCAAGAACCAAUACGGAGUCAGUGAGUCCCUGGAGAUCCCCUCGGUGGUCAUCGUUAAGAGUCCAUUUGAAAAACCUGGCAUUCCACAACAGCCCUUCAUCAUCAGCGCCGCCAAGGACUCCUGUGUGGUCUGCUGGAAGCCCCCAAGCAGCGACGGAGGAGCUAAAAUCUCUAGCUACUACCUGGAAAAACGUGAGAAGAAGCAGAACAAGUGGAUGUCGGUGACCAGCAAGAAGAUGGUUGAGACCAAUUACGAGGUUACAGGCUUGAUCGAAGGCUUUGAGUACGAGUUCCGCGUCAAGUGUGAGAACUUGGGCGGUGAAAGCGACUGGAGCGAGAUCUCAGCGCCCAUCACCCCCAAGUCCGACCAGUCUCCUCGUGCUCCUGCGUUCAGGGAGGAGAUCAGGGACAUGACCGUCAAAUACCAAGCCAAUGCCACCUUUGUCACCAAGGUGGUGGGAUAUCCCAAACCUUUGGUGAAAUGGUACCGCAGCGGAAAAGAGGUCGAGGCAGAUGGAACCAAGAUUAAAGCCCAAGAGUUCAAGGGAGGCUACUACCAGCUGGUCAUCACUGCCGCUGAGGAGACGGACGCCACCGUUUACCAAGUCAGAGCAACCAACUCCUCAGGAUCCAUCUCGACAACUGCCAACCUGGAGGUGGAAGUUCCUGCUAAGAUCCACCUGCCCAAGGACCUCCAGGGAAUGGGAGCAGUCCACGCCGUCCGUGGGGAUCACAUCACCAUUAAGAUCCCCAUCUCUGGCAAACCAGAGCCAGCCAUCACUUGGCAGAAGGGACAGGAGAUCCUCUCCAAUUCUCCGUAUCACCAAGUCAUCACCACCAGGUCUUUCACCUCUCUAGUGUUCCAGAAGGGAAUGGAGAGGAAGGAUACUGGCUACUACAUUUUGAUGGCAAAGAACAGAUUUGGGUCAGACAAGCAAACCAUUGAGGUGAAUGUGGCUGACAUACCCGAAGCUCCAAAGGCUCUGGUUGUCAGUGACAUUUCUCGGGACUCCAUUACCUUGACCUGGGAACCACCUGCCAAUGAUGGCGGAAGCGACGUAAUCAACUACAUAGUGGAGAAGUGUCCUACAACUGCUGACAGGUGGAUCCGUGCUGGACAGACCAGUGACUGCAGCAUUACCAUCAUCAACGUAUUUGGAAAGACCAAGUACCAGUUCCGCCUCAUUGCUGAAAACCGUCUUGGCCUGAGCCCUCCUUCUCCACCAACAGAGCCCAUCACCACCAAGGAAGACAAGUCUGUGAUCCGGAACUACGACGAGGAAGUGGAUGAAACCAGGGAGACCACCAAGGAGGAGGCUCUGUUCUACAAGGUCAAGGAGCUGUCCUCCAAGUACGUCAUCUCUGAGGAACUAGCUCGCUGCCAGUUUGGAGUGGUCCACCGUUGCACAGAGAUUGCCACGAAGAAGACCUUCAUGGCCAAGUCCAUCAAGGUCAAAGGAACCGACCGCGAGUUGGUUCUCAGAGAAAUUGAAGCUCUCAACGUAGCAAGGCACAUGAAUAUCAUCUACCUGCAUGAAUACUUUGAAAGCAUGGAGGAGAUCGUCCUGAUCUUUGAAUUCAUAUCUGGAGUUGACAUCUUUGAGCGUCUUGGCACAAGCAACUUCGAGCUCACGGAGCAGGAGAUUGUCCGCUACCUGAAACAGGUCUGCUCUGCCCUCCAGUUCAUGCAUAUCCACAACUUCGGCCACUUUGAUAUCCGCCCGGACAACAUCGUCUACACCACGAGGAGAAGCACCACCACAAAGAUCAUUGAGAUGGGCCAGGCUAGACUGCUGGUGCCAGGAGAAAACAUCAGAAUGCUGUUCUCUGCUCCAGAGUACUGCGCCCCUGAGAUCCACCGCCACGACAUGGUCACAACAGCCACUGAUAUGUGGUCUGUUGGUGUAUUGGCCUACGUGUUGCUCAGUGGCCUCAAUCCGUUUGGGGCAGAGUCCAUCACUCAGAUGGUUGAGAACAUCUCCAACUGUGAAUAUAUUUUCGACAGCGAAGCAUUCAAGGACAUCAGCCUGGAGGCGAUGGACUUUGUUGACAGACUUCUGGUCAGAGACAGGAAGGUCCGUAUGACAGCCCACGAGGCCCUAGAGCACCCAUGGCUCAAGAUGAAGAUUGAGAAUGUCAGCAACAAGGCCAUUAGGACAUUGAGACACAGAAGGUACUACCAAUCUCUGGUGAAAAGGACAGAUACCAUUGUAUCUGCAGCUCGUGUUGCCUACGGCGGCGCCUUUAAGAACCAGAGAGGAUUGGCCGUGGGUAAAGUGAAGAUUGGAACAGAGUACCGUGGCCUUCGCACCGGGCCAGUUAUGCACGGCUUUGCUGAAGAAGGUGGCCACGUCAGAUUCACCUGCAACAUCACCAACUACGACAAGAGUACUCAGGUGUCGUGGUACCACGGUAACCGUCAGCUGCACUCAAGCACCAAGUAUGAAAUGACUUACAGUAACGGUUUUGCCAGCAUCUAUGUGAAGGACAUUGAAGAGAGUGAUGAUGGGGUGUACAGAUGCAAGGUGGUGAGUGAUGAUGGAGAGGACAGUGCUAACGGAGAGCUCUUUGUCGAGACGGUGAGGAGCAUCAGAGAAUACUACAUCAGCCGCUCCAUCAAGAAGAUGAGGAGGAGAGUUGACAGGACCAGACUCCUGCAGAGGCCGCCCGAGUUUACUUUGCCUCUCUACCAUCGCUCUGCCUACAUCGGCGAAGACGUGCGCUUUGGUGUCACUAUCACCGUGCACCCGGAGCCUCACGUGACGUGGCUGAAGAAUGGGGAAAGACUAAAGCCAGGUGAAGAUGACAGGAAGUACACGUUCACCAGUGAUAAGGGUCUCUACCAGUUGAUGGUCCACAACCUGAGUUUAGAUGACGAUGCAGAAUACACUGUCAUGGCUCACAACAAGUUCGGAGAAGACAGCUGCAAGGCGCGUCUCACCGUGACACCUCAUCCCGUAACUGAGGAGACCAUGAGGCCAAUGUUCAAACGUCUGCUGGCUAACGUUGACUGUGUUGAGGGACACAGCGUCCGCUUGGAGCUCAGAGUCUCUGGAAGCCCAACUCCGACUCUGAAAUGGCAGAAGGACGGCCGUUCGCUGCAGUUCGGUCCCAAGGUUGUUGUCAUACAGGAGGACGUAGACUGCCACGUCUUACACAUCCGAAAUACUCUGCUCGAGGACGCUGGUGUGUACAUGGUUACUGCCACCAACUCCGCCGGCUCCGCAAGCUGCCAGGCUAUGCUGAAGGUGGAUCGCCUGACCUACACCAGGAAGGAGUACAAGAGUGAAGAGGAGAAAUACAGACACGUACAGAAGCAAAUUGAAAAGACAAACAAGAUGGCCCUGCAGAUUGUGGCCACCGAGGAGCUUGUACCUCUCAACCCAACCGCCCAGGAUGCAAUCAAGUUCGCUGCGGAGAUGUACAAGCCUGCGGUGGGUACCAAGAACGUUGAGGGUGAGUUUGACAUCACAGUGGAGAAGUCCACCACCAAGAAGCUGGAAGAGGAGAGGAGGAUCUUUAUGCCUUAUGAGAUACCAGAGCCUGUGAUCCAUGAUCCCAGAGCUCUGGAUGAGGACAAAGCCAUCAAACAGUUCAUGCCUCUCUCUGACAUGAAGUGGUAUAGAAAAAUUAGGGACCAGUACGAGGUUUCCGAGAAGAUGGAGAGGAUUGUGCAGAAGCGGCAGAGACGUAUUCGCCUCUCCAGGUGGGAGCAGUUCUACGUCAUGCCCCUCCCCAGAAUCACCGACCAGUACAGGCCAAGAUGGCGUAUUCCAAAACUCUCUCUGGAUGACUUGGAGACUGUGAGACCCGCCCGCCGUUCACCUUCUCCUGAAUCCGAGGUCUCCUUCAGAUCCAGAAGGAGAUCCUUGGGAGACAUUAGCGACCACGAGCUGCUGAUGCCUGUGGAUGACUACCUUUCUGUGAGGAGAGCAGAGGAGGAGAGUAUGAUGCUGGAGGACGAACUGGAGUUGGGCUUCUCUGCCUCUCCAACCCGCAGUCCUGUCCGCAUGGAGCGGCGUGGCAUGGAAGUUGAAGAGAGGGGGCAGGAGGUGAGGUACGAGGCCAUUGAGUUCGCUGAGACGAAGAAGAAACGCACAGUUUCUCAGUUCAUGAGAAGGAGAAGGUCACUUUCUCCCACGUAUAUUGAACUAAUGCGUCCAGUCUCACAGCUGAUCAGACCGUCACGCUCCAGGCCGCCUGUGGAAGUAGAUGGGGAGGUUGUGGAGAGGAGGUCCCCCACCCCCGAGAGAACCCGUCCCCGCUCUCCCAGCCCAAUCAAGUCUGUUGAAAGGUCAUCCCGCUCGUCUUCCAGGUUCGAGCGGUCUGCCCGCUUUGACAUCAUGUCCCGCUACGAGGCCAGAAAGGCCGCCCUGAAGUCAGAGAGGAAAUAUCAAGUGGUGAGCCAGACCCCGUUCAGCCUGGACCACGCACCCCGUGUGACUGUCAGGAUGCGCUCUCAUCGCAUACCGAUCGGCCAAGACACCAAAUUCACCCUGAACAUCCAAAGCAAGCCAGAGUCCGAGGUCAAGUGGCUACACAAUGGAACUGAGAUCAGCGACAGCAGUGAGAAAUAUGUCUUCACCAACAUGAGCGGUGUCUUGUCCAUCACCAUUCUGGACUGCCAGGAGGAGGACAGUGGCACGUACCGCUGUGUCUGCUCCAACUCCAAGGGAGAAGCUUCGGACUACGCCACCCUUGACGUGUCAGGUGGCGGCUACACCACCUUUUCCUCUCGCCGUAGGGACGAGGAUAUCCCCAAAGGAUAUGUCCCUGAAGUCACUAAGAUUGACCACUAUCACACCAGCCACUUCAAGGCUGGCUACGCUUCCCAGACCCAGCUUCAGGUGGAGGAGAGCAAGUCUAAGGUCACCAAGUCACAUGAGGUUGUGUCGCACGAGAGAUAUGCUGCCUCCUCAGAGAGGUACGAUUCGUCCAUCAAGUAUGCCUCCGCGGAUUACCUGUCAUCUGAUUCCUCCUACUCGUCUGAAGCAUUUUCUCUGACCGGGAAACGCACCUCGUCUGCUGCUAGAGUGAAGUCCUCUUCCGCUGAGGAAGUUACUGUCCACAAGACGAAGCCUUCUCUCUCUCCCAAAAUCCUCACCAAGCCCCAGUCUGUGACAGUUGCCGAGGGAGAGACCGCCAAAUUCUCCUGUGAUAUCGACGGGGAGCCCGCACCAACUGUGACGUGGAUGCAACAUAGCAGGACCAUGGAAUCGUCUCUGCGCGUCCAGGUCACCACCACUCAGUACAAGUCGAGCAUGGAGAUCCAGUCCGUGACGGCCUCCGACGAGGGCAGUUACAUGGUGGUGGUAGAGAACUUAGCAGGCAGACAGGAGGCGCACUUCACCUUGACCAUCCGCAGACCAGUUCCCAAAAAAGAGGUCGAAGCCGUCAGAUCCCCCGAGCCAUCGGUAAAGUCACCGGAGCCUUCAGUCACAUCACCUGCUCCCUCUCUAGCUUCACCUGUCCCCAGCAUCAAGUCCCCGGAGCCUUCAGUCAAAUCACCAGCUCCAAGUGUGAAGUCUCCAACGCAGAGUGUCAAAUCUCCUGAACCCAGACUCAAGUCACCACCACCAGCCAAGUCUCCGGAGAGAGUCAAAUCCCCAGAACCUGCUGGAAUCAAGACACCACAAAGGGUUAAAUCCCCAGAACCUGCCGGAAUCAAGACACCACAAGGGGUCAAAUCCCCAGAACCUGCCGGAAUCAAGACACCACUAGGGGUCAAAUCCCCAGAACCUGCCGGAAUCAAGACACCACUAGGGGUCAAAUCCCCAGAACCUGCCGGAAUCAAGACACCACUAAGGGUCAAAUCCCCAGAACCUGCCGGAAUCAAGACACCACUAGGAGUCAAAUCCCCAGAACCUGCCGGAAUCAAGACACCACUAGGGGUCAAAUCCCCAGAACCUGCCGGAAUCAAGACACCCAUAAGAGUAAAAUCUCCAGAACCUGCCGGAAUCAAGACACCACUAGGAGUGAAAUCCUCAGAACCUGCCGGAAUUAGGACACCACUAGGAGUCAAAUCCCCAGAACCUACCGGAAUCAAGACACCAAUAAGAGUAAAAUCCCCAGAACCUGCCGGAAUGAAGACACCACUAGGAGUAAAAUCCCCAGAACCUGCCGGAAUCAAGACCCCAAUAAGAGUAAAAUCUCCAGAACCUGCAGGAAUCAAGACUCCAAGAGGAAUGAAGUCCCCAGAACCUUCAGGAAUCAAAUCCCCUCUGAGGGUGAAGUCUCCUCCUCCAGUCCUGUCCCCCAAGAGGGUCGUGUCCCCGCUCACUGUGAAAUCCCCCAUCCCGAAACCCCCCAAAGUCCUGAGUCAGCUGAAGGCGGAGGCCAGCGAGGGCUCUGUGAGGAUGUCCUGUGUCUGCGAGAGCAGCGUCAGGGAGGCGGUGUGGUUUGUGAAUGGCAGGAAGAUCUCCCAGAGCAGCCGCUUUGAGAUGCACUACUCCGAGGGCUCCUGCAGCCUCCUCAUCCACAACCUGGCAGAUGGCGACCAGGGAGAGUACACCUGUGAGAUGACGUCAGAGGGAGGGGUCUCCAAAUCCUCCUUCUCAUUCAGCGGACAGGUGUUCCAGUCCAUGCGCGUGAAGAUCAGCGCCUACCACGAGCAGCAGUUGGCCCUCAAAGCCUCGGGAUCGAUGAUGAUGAGCCACAAGGAGUCUUCAUCGUCCGUGAGCUCCUCCAUGAUGAUGAAGAAGGAAACGCACAUGAUGGAGGAGUCGUCCUCUUUCUCCACGUCCUCCACCUCUGCCCAGCACGCCAUGAUGUCGUCCAUGAUAGAGUCCAGCUCUAUCAGCAGCAUGGCGGCCGAGAUGAAGAUUGAGACCAUGUCCAUGUCCAGCAUGUCCUCCAUGGCGUCUGAGAUGUACGCCAUGAGCUCUGGCAGCUCCUCCCACAUGGAGGGAUCUUCAUUCAGAGCAAUCGGCUCUGCGCCCAGGAUCGAGGCUCUGCCGGAGGACAUCAGCAUUGAGCCGGGAAAAGUCCUCACGGUCACCUGCGCCUUCUCCGGUGACGCCAAACACAUCCAGUGGUCCCGGGGCGGCAGAGCCAUCGAGGUGACGGCCGGCGGACGCUUCCACAUUGAGACCUCCGAGGACCUGACCACCCUCAUCAUCACUGGGGUGAAGGAGGAGGACGCCGGGACCUACACCCUGAAGCUGUCCAGUGAGCUGGGGUCUGACUCGGCCACCGUCCACAUCAGCAUUCGAUCGGUGUAGAAACCCCAAAAAACAACACAAUAAUCAAAGAUCCCCUUUUCCCCACGUCGGUGCCUUUUUAUUUAUUAGUCGAGCAAAAUGAUAAACGUGAAAAACAUCUGGAUUCCUGCUCUUGUAAAUAUGAACUAUUUUUUCUACCAAACAUGACAUUAAUUUAUGCCAAACUAGACUCAAAUCGAACGUUGUUAUAGAAUGUGCCAUAUUGGUUAACUCUGACUGAGGAUUUUGAAUCCACUUUUCUGACAUGUACAUAAUGUAUAUAGCCGAAUUGAACGGUUAUGGGAAAUGUAUGCAUUGUUAUUUAUGACAAUAAUAUAUGAACUGAAACUAAGUGAAACUAAGUGUAGUUUGACGGGAGAAAGUUCCUCGAGGAACGAAUACCCCGUCAGACGGAGAAACUAAACUGUGCGCCUCAACCACACGUUGAAGUCUGAAGCUGCCUCGGCGGGUCGAGAGGCUCCCCGUCGACGUUAACGCAACCGAGACAGAACCUUCGUAGAUUCGUAAGCGGAGCGCGAGGUCCCGACCGCUGUUUGCUUCUUACCCUCGAGCACGCAGGGCGACCGGACCUCACCCUCCGACCGAUCUCGUCGUAACGCCAUUUCGAUGACGCGCUCACAGUGCAAGCGGCCUGCACUCCCUGAGCUCCCGUGUUCUUUUUGUUUGAGAGCUCCGCCUUUGGCAGGCCGACCGCCGGCUCGGAUCUCUUCUCUGAUCUCGGCGGAUCGAGAGAGUCCGUCCCCCGCCGCUCGGCCUGCAGAGGCGGAGCCGCCUCUCGGAGGUCUGCAGAGUGUUUGUGUGGUUCUUUAGUUGUUUUAGGAGCCGGCCGAGCCGAGCAGCCGGAGCACCAACGUCCGGCGCGAGGACGGAGAACGUCGCUCGGCUCGUUGACCGCCGACAAGAGUCGUAGAGUUACGCAGCCUCCUUGAGUUUUAUCCAAGUAUUGAUUUAAUAAAGCAUGAUUAUCAGCACUACA